Messenger RNA from Xyrichtys novacula (pearly razorfish), 91371 nucleotides. The record is from the annotation of a GenBank genome assembly. Lineage: Eukaryota; Metazoa; Chordata; Actinopteri; Labriformes; Labridae.
GGCUGAUUUUCACUUCCCUCUUGCAGAGGAUGGUGGCACCAUAGUUCAGCAAUAACCUGGCUCUCCUCUGUGCAGUCGGUGUGUCUCCUUGUGGCAGCAGCAGCAGAAGCAGCAGCACUUAAGAGAAGGAGGUGGAGAUGAGGAGGAGGAGAAGGAGGCAGCUCUCAGUCACGUGUUGCAUAAAUUAGAUUUGGAGAGGGACGUCCACAGCUCGGCCCCGUACUGUUUGGUUCCAGUCAGCGUGCUGCAGCAGAGACACACACACUAACAUACUCUCACACACACAGUGGAUGCCGACAAGUUAUCGUCUACUGGAGGAGGAGGACAGGAAAGUUUCCCAAGUUUUUAACCUUAUUUCAAAUCUUUUUCUCUGGAGAGAUCUUCAAGAAAACUGGAGAGGGGUUCAGCUAAGAAACAGCGUGAGGGAUCUCUACACUCUUUUUGGAAAAAGGACAGAUGUUCCUCAAGUCCUGACAUGGAUUUAACUUUCACUUUGAACCUGAUGAGGGAAUUCUGAGAGGAAACUGGAUACCUGGAAUCUCGGCUUCUCUUCAAUCACAGCAGAGCAACAGAUGAAUGUGAGUAACUCUGAGACCUGAAAAUGGGACUAGAUGAGUAAACUUCUCCAUCACUGCAGUUUCAGACACUUUUGAACUCUCUUUAGAGCUCACUCACUGAUUCUUAGCUCAGAUACUUAGUAAUGGGAGGAUCUGCAAAACUCAUACAUGACCUAAGACUUUGGCUUCAUGGAGCAGACCAGUUUCCAGCCCUAUUGAAGGCUGCACAGUUUUAAAGUUACAGGCUUAAUUCUAGCUCUUGAUUUAGUAUAGAUAGAUAGAUAUUUGAGGGUAUUUGUGCAGAGCUGCUCCUGAUAGCGGAGGUUUAUCGAGAGUUUCGGCUUUACUCCUGAGACUGCAGUGAUCUUGUUGUAAGCAGACCACGCUCAGUAUCCUUGAAGAAGCAGACAGAUAUUUUAACAGCAUGUCAACUCGCACUUUUUUCUUGUAACUCCUCGGAGACAUUCCUUUCAAAUUGCUCAUUCUUCGGAGUUAUUUGAUUGUCCUGCGCGCUGCUGCUGCUGCCGCUGCGCUUUUGUGCCUAACCCUCUCACUCCGGUUGAACACAUACCAGAUGAUUACCCACAUGUCGGCGGAGUUAUUGUGUGUGGACUUGUGUUCAUUGACCGUGAAUGGGUGUUUCUUUCCCUCAAUUAAUAAAUUAAUUAAGUCUCCGCUGGGUUCCAUCACCGCGCACUUUAGCUGGGAGUGUGAUGGUUGCCAUGGUGCGGCUCAGUAACUAUGCUGGGUGUUUUUUUUCUCUUCAGUUUGAGUAAGAAGCUCAGGCUCCUCCUUUCUUUUUUCUCACCACCAGUCAUCAGUUUUUCAGUCAGGCAGGAGCAGAGAACUUUAAUGUGUGUGUGCCACUUCUGCAGUUGUUGAGUUACCACAUGUGCAGUUUCAUUGUUGAUGCCAGCCUCUGUCUGAAUAGCCUACUUAAAGCUUACUGCAACCAGCCUACAGCUUAAAUGAGGCUAAUUGACUGGACCAUGGGAGUAUCCUACUACUUAGCCUUUGUUAAAGUUGAGUUGUCAAGGAUUCAUUUAUCCACCAUCCAGCCAGACUUGGAUUAUAGUACCUGUCUGAUGAUUCCCAUCAAUGCCUGUGAGGUAGGGCUGGGCGAUAAAAUGAUAAGGAUACAUAUUGAAAAUGAAUUUCACUCAAUAUUGAUAUAAAACAUGGUCAAUAUGCCUUUGUGAUAGUCUGCAUUAAGAAGGAGAAAAGUGUGUUCUCAGUGAUUUAGCUGAGUUUAGAGCGGCAAGGUGUAUGGUGUGUGUCCCCAUUAAAAGACUCGGAUACAGAUGUCCAACAAUCAGUACAGCUCACACCAUACAUAACACACACACACAUAUAAUCUAAAUCUGAAUAUAAAGGACCGUAUUCAGCAAUCAGUCACAUGAUAUAUGACUCAUAUAUUGUAAACAAAUGAUCUCACACAAGGGUCACGUCAGCCACUGUAAUAAUUAGUUUAUUAGCUCAACGUCGAGUAGCAAGAGAUAGCAUUAGCCAUAUGUACGGUAAACAAUACAUUAACACAUUAUAGCAUCCAACUUGGACAAUGAAACAUCAUCAAACUCACUUCUGACAUUUACACACAACAAAUCCAGGAUGUGAAGGUGAAAAUACCAAUAAGUACUGUUAAAUUUCAUUUCUUAUAUCGUGAUAUAUAUCGAUAUUGACUAAUUCUAAAUUCUAAUUCUAAAAAAUUAUAUUAUGAUAAACUUUUUCCCAAAUCGCCCAGCCCUACCUGUGAGGUAUGGCUGGGCCAUAAAACGAUAACGAUAUAUAUCGAAAAUUUAAAUUGAUAUCAAUAUAAAACAUGAUCAAUAUGCUUUUCGAUCACCAGCUUUCUGCCAUGUUUUGGUAGACUAUACAAAUAGCUUAUGAAAAGGGAAGUUGCUUCGGGUCGCGCCGCGCUAAACCAAUCAUGCGCUGAAUUAGAGCCAAGUAGCAAACAACUGUGAAGUAGCAGGCUGUCGUGAAAUAUCAUGAUAAACUUUUUCCCAUGUCGCCCAGCCCUACUGUGAGGUAUAUUAUUGUCCUAUCAAGACUGGCAUGAUUUAAAAUAUCAAACUUCAAGAGACAAAAACAAAACACAACAAAAAUGCAGUUCUGUUGGAUAAAACCACAAGAAUUGGACCUCCACAGCUUUUACAACAUUCCCAGGAUUGUGUCAUAAAGCCUCAACAGCGCAUGAAGUAAUCAUUUCGCCAGUCUUGUCUUUGCAGCUUGCAUGUGCUGUUGAUGAAACUAGCUUUCCAGACUCCUAAAAAGGAAUGAAUAACACAAAAUAUACAACUCCCAGGAUGACCACGCCAACACCACCGGGGAAGUUUGCUGCAGCCUCAUUCUCCUGCCUUCAUUUGUUAGUGGUUUUUUUCUCAUCUGCUUAGUGUUGUCAUCAGAAAAACAAGUCAAAGCUGGAGCUCAUUUCCUUAUUUAUGAUAGACUGAACAAUAGACACCCAAACAUGAAGAUCUACAUCCAUGCAUGGAGUGGCUAACCUUGGGAAAUAUGACAGGUUAACCAAGCGGCACCAAGACGCCAGGAGUCAUGUCUGGAUUUGUAAUGUUCUCGCUCUGUUUUGAAUUUCAGGGAUUGACAUGUUUUAUUUUUUUAGGGUUGAGUUUUCGUAGUUCAUGAGGCCAAUAACUGAUAUGUGGAACCAAAUUUGAAAUAACAAUAAAGAUGAAAAUCUUUCUGUCAAAAUUCAGAAUUUGGAAUAUCUCAAAACCCACGCUAAAAUGCUUUUGGUGAAUGAAACUUUCAACAUCGUACACUGGAGUGAACACUUAACCAGUGUCAUGUGAGGUCAGCCAAUCAGGCGUGUUGAGUGACAACAAACUGAUAUAAAUCUUGAUACGGACAAAUAGCUGAAUCAGUCGACGGCUCGUUUCAGUCCUUGCAUUUGUUUUGGACUUUUCAUAUUGCAUGUGUCUCCUAAUAAAGAUCAUUCUGGCGUGUUGACUAACCUCGCUGCCACCCUAGAAUAACCUCAAACCUCCAUAACCCUGGAGUCUUGUGUGGAAACAUAUGUUGUUGUGAGCUGAACUUUGACUCUAGCUGCAGAAAUGUGGUCCAAAAGCCCGCCUCUACCCUGCUACUGUAACUUGGCGCACAUGUGUUUUCAAUGAUGCAACCUCUAGUGUAUCAGAUGGUGUCAUCUUCAAAGCAGAAGGUGUGUGUUUUUAUAUCUGGAACAUCUUACACAAACAGCUGAACAAACCCAUGCUGCUCUUGCUGUGGGAAAGAGAUGAUUCUUCUCGAGGUGGACCCUCGGUGACCUUAACUUUACUGUGAACAAGAAGUCAAUGAUGUGUUUGUCGGGGCCAGGUAUGCAUUCAUCUCAGAGCUCUCAACGUGCCAACAAGGUAUUGAUAUUUUGGAGACUAAUGCAGGGCACAGAAACGUGGAUUUAUGUGAGGCUGGCAAACACUAAGAGCUUUUAGUUUGCUUUGUGCUGAGCCUGUCAUCCUCAUGUCCAGUCAAUCUGCAGCUCCUUCUGUGGUUUCCAUUACAGCUCUGUUGAGCCUCAGGCAGUGUGGCAUGUUAGCGAAACCGCAGAAGUUUUCUUUGAGUUAACUAGAAUCACGGCAUGGAAUAAGAAGCUAAUUUUAUGAGCCGGUCGCUACAGAUAUGUCCCGUGGUUUGUUGGUGGUAGGAAUGGUUCAGUAAAUUAAAGCGAGGCAGUGUAUUUAGGAUCAUGUUUUGGAUUAACUGAGCUAUAUUCUGAUCAGCAUUUUGGUUUCCUCCUGAAAGUAGAUACUCUAGUUUGAUCAAGAGGAUCCAGUUUGAUUGACUUAAGUAUGAGUUAUGACUAUAGUUUGAAAUAUUAGCUCCUCUUAGUUAUAGGAUAAUUAUUCAAUAUCCUUAAAUAACCUUGUAUGUUUUUGUCAGAUUGAUCUGCGGCGUAUCCAAAGCGUUGGUUUUGAUGUUCAACAACAUCAUAUUUAUGCUUCAUGAGAGGUUUGGCAGUCAUCUCUCUAACGUAGGCAUUGGCUCACGGGGAGAGACAGCAGUGUUUAUGCAGAUGUAUUGUUAACUGCUGCUCCGGCCAAACCGAUGGCCUGGCUGCCGGUCUUGAUCCCGCAGCGCAAGAAAAACAAAUUAUACCUCACAGAAAGUUGAAAUGUGAAAAUAAAUAAGCAAGUGUUUCUUUUUGUUUUUUUCCCAGCUAUAUUGAAAGAUGAACACGGGACACAUUUCCCUAAAACAUGAUGUAGACCUGACUGUGCAGAGGUAGAAAAGCAGCCCUGACAGCCCUGAUGUCUCUGCCAGGGAUUUGAUGCUGAUUCCAGUCAUGCUAGCAAAGAACCCAGAAUUCAAACAGAGGUUUCAUUCUGCAUGUAAAUCCUAGAAACCUUGGAUUUUGUCGGUUGACUAGGUUCAGAGAAUUUCAAAAGAAAGUAGGUCAAGAUUAUAGUUACAGCUUUCAGUGAGAUGUAAAGUGUCUACACAUGUGUGCCGCUUUCUGGAAAUAUAACAGAGAGAAUAUCUGAGUGACUUUUCUCCUUGUGCAUGGAUUUAUAUCCUUCUUAAGUUACAUAAGUUAACCUUAGUCAUGAUGCGACACAAUGAUGCAGCGUAAACUAUGCCACAGUGGUUUAUAAGCUCACUUAAUUCAACAGGUUUAACCAUCAGCUGCUAUUUUUAACUGUUUGGCUGGUUUGUUUUUCUUGCUCUCCCUCAAGCCCUUGGCUGUUACCUUUUAUAUCCCGGCUGCUAACUGGCCACUGACUUUCAGACAUGCAUCUCUGUGAUUGAAGCCCGAGCAGGCAGGAUCCUGUCUCUGUUAUAUAACUUCUAAGCUUUAAGGUUCAGAAAUUUUUCUUUGACUGCAGCAGACAGAAUAUUUUUAAACCAUAUGUUCUUCUUAACCUGGUAUUGUGCAAUUAGCCUGCCCGGCUCUGUCUGCUUUAUCCAUCAAGUUGCACUGCUCUGCAGAGGUCCUCCACUGUAGCUCAACCAGAGAGAGCAUUAUUUGAGUUGUGGCAUUUGGACAAAGAUUCUGGCCUUGAAAAGCCAUCCUUUGUGCUUUGGAGAAAGCUUUUUAAAAGUGCAUCCCCCAGUGUUGCAGUAAAGUAAAUCAAAUCCGAAGCUUUAAAGUUCAAGAGCUGUCAAGAUUUUCAUGGAUGUGCUUAUAUUUUGGCUGAGAACAGCUCUCACAAAGAAACUCAAAGUAUGGUAUGUGAUGGUGGAUUUGAACUGCUGUCCUUUUUAGCUCUGUCAGUGGAAGUUAUUAUGAUCUCCAUGAAAGUGAAAGGAAGUGGAGGAAAAACACACAUCCUUCUCCAGAGUUUGGAGAAUAAAUGUUUAAAGUAUAGAUUUACUCGACAUACUUCAAAAGUUGUGUUUAAAAAUUUCGGUUCUCCACACUAUAUGAGUUGACCUAAAACCCAUUAAUGACAGUGAGGUUAGCAUCUGCAGCGUUGCAGGAUCCAGAUAACGGCUGACUGAAAUUAGCCCUGAAAUCUUGUGUGCUCAUGGCCAACUUCCAGCAGCCCUCAAUUACAACUCUGCACAGCCAAAAAGAGGGAGAGAGGUAGACUGCAUGGAGCCCUUCAUCUCUGCUGUACUGGUCUGUCACUCAAACACACCGUCACCAACACAGCUGAGACGGAUCACAUCACUGCAGUCACGGACACAUGGGAGGCAUUUAAUCCACUCUAUUUUACCGACACACGGAUACACAGAUGUUCUCUGAAUGCUGCCCUGCAGUUAUCAGUGAAACCACUAGAGGGAGCCUUGGAAAGCUUUAAAUUGUCACCUAAUUCCCCCUGAUUUAAUUUAGUAUAAUUUGCUUUUGUUGAAGUUUCCUCACAUUGAAGCUAUUUACAUUGCAGGCAUGUCAAAACAGACACGAGCUGGAUGAAUUUAGCCAUAACCACUGAUAAUUGAAAGCUGCUCUCAUUAUUUAAUAAAAAAGACACUAUAAUUCUUCAGUGCCAGACACUCAGUGGUUUUGGAUUAUCCCGCAGAUGGUGACAAGCUUGCUCAACAAUUUCCACCCUGCUCCAGAUUGUCUCUCAGUUACAGAUCCUGUUCUGUGGCAGUGAAGGGGGAGACUGAGCAGAGCAGGCUUAUUGUUUAUGCAAGAAAUUUUAACACUCUUGUCCUUUUGAAAUAUAAAUAUUUGAAUAUUUUCUCCUUGAUUUAACAUUCAAACUAUUAACCCUCAAAGGUAUUAUGAGACAUAUAUUAGCUCGGGGUUACUUAAAUAUUUUAAGGGUUCUUGGAGGGCUGUUUCAAAACACAGCUAAAUGUGAUAGCACACAUUAAUAAUAAAACCAGGACCUCGCCUCCCAGACUCGACGGAUGAGGGGAACUGCUAUAGUGUGCACGCCGGGUAGGGAUUCCUGCACCUUUUUAAUUAGAGUUGAAGAGCCACAGCCAAAGACUCAGUCUGAGGUAGUACGCUGUGGCCUGUGGUUUGAUGUUUCUUUUGCAGAGGAGAGCUUUCUGGUAUGCAGAGGGAACAAGGUGUCGAAUUAUUAAGCGAACUAAGAAGUGAAGGAAAAUCUCAUGUGCAGGUUAUAUUGUAGGUGCUGUGGUUAGGCACCGGGCCCAUAAAACAUGUGGGAAAGUGUUUAAGGCAUAUACUUAUUUUUCUUAAACCAACUCACUCUGUAUUUUUACACAGAAAUAAUACACCUUUUCUUAGUUUCUGCGGCUGUCGGGUUUUGAUAUUUCUCAGCUUUUCCUCUUUGUGUGUCUCCAGGUUUAAAAAGAAGGAGCCAAAAUGAAGACAGCUGCCAAGGCGUUUGGGAAGUCUAUAAUGGACCCUUCUGGUUGGUGGAAUAGAAGACUAGUGCUAAUGGUGUAUGUGGUCUUGGAGCUUGUAACGGUCCAUUCACCUGUGGUCUUGGGGACUCUUGAGCUACAGCUGGACGAGGAGCAGCCAGCGGGUACAAUCGUAGGAGACAUCAGCGCAGGACUUCCUCCUGGCGUCACCGCGUCCCUGUACUUCAUCUCGGACCAUGAAGGCACAGGCGUGGGCACCGAUCUGGACAUAGACGAGAGUACGGGCAUUAUUAAAACAGCUAAAGUUCUCGACAGGGAACUUCGGGAUCGAUACAACUUCAUCGCGGUCACUAUGACAGGCGUUACGGUGGAGGUGACGAUCAAAGUGAUUGACAUAAACGACCACGCCCCGAUGUUCCCAAGGAAACGGGCCACUUUUAAAAUCCCCGAGCAGACCGCCAUCGGCACCAGGUUUCCCCUGGAGCCGGCUGUCGAUGCAGAUAACGGCCAGCUCACGACACAGGGUUACCUCAUCAAGGAUGGAAAUGUUGGCCAGGCGUUCACCUUGGAGACGAGGAGGGGGAGCAAUGAGGUUCUCUAUCUGGACUUGGUGGUCAACGCCAUUCUGGACCGAGAGAAGAGAUCCACCUAUACCUUAACUCUGGAGGCUUUCGAUGGGGGUUCACCCAAGAGGACUGAUCAGAUCACAUUAGAUAUUACUGUACAAGACAUCAACGACAACGCUCCUGUUUUCAACCAGAGCCGCUAUCACGCCAUAAUAUCUGAAAACCUCCAGCCAGGAAGCAACAUCCUGCAGGUGUUCGCCACGGACGUCGAUGACGGAGACAACGGGAUGGUUCUGUAUGAAAUCAACCGUCGACAGAGCGACCCAGACCGCUACUUUGUCAUCGACUCUCGCACCGGAGUCAUAACGCUCAACAAGCCUCUGGACUUUGAGAUGAGGAGAGUCCACGAGCUGGUGGUGCAGGCGCAGGACAACGCAACCCAGCCGGAGGUGACCAACGCCUUCGUGACCAUCCACGUCAGAGACUACAAUGACAACCAACCAACUAUGACCAUCAUCUUCCUCAGUGAGGACGGAUCUCCAAGGAUCUCUGAAGGCGCACAGCCGGGCCAGUACGUGGCCAGGAUUUCGGUCACUGACCCCGACUAUGGAGAGUACGCGAAUGUCAACGUGUCGCUGGAGGGAGGAGAUGGAAAAUUCGCCUUGACCACUAAAGAUAGCAUCAUCUACCUGAUCUGUGUGGACCAGAUCCUGGACCGGGAGGAGAGAGACACUUAUGAACUGAGGGUGAUGGCGACGGACUCGGGUACCCCUCCUCUCAGAGCAGAGUCCUCCUUUGUAAUCCAGGUGAUUGAUGUCAAUGACAACCCGCCGCUGUUUGACCAGCCGGUCUACAGGCAGGUCAUCCCUGAGGUGGUUUUUCCUGGGAGCUUUGUGUUGCAGGUGACGGCCAGGGACAAAGACCAGGGACCCAACGGGGACAUAAGUUACAGCAUCCUGCGAGACAAGGGUGCCUUCUCGGACUGGUUCAGUAUAGACCCGGUUACGGGGAUUAUCACCACCCUCACACAGCUGGAUUAUGAAAAGAACCCCAAUCCCAGUAUAACUGUGAUGGCCACAGACGGAGGAAAACCGCCGCUGUCCUCCACCGCCGUGGUGAAUAUCGUACUCCAGGAUAUAAAUGACAACGAGCCUGUUUUUGAGAGGAACUUCUACAACGUGUCGAUCAUGGAGAACACAGCUUCAGGGACCUGCAUUCUUGAGGUAGGACAUCUUCUUGGGAAUUUACUUCAGUGAAAGUCUCAGAUUUGAUUUAUUUUGGAAAUUCACUCCCACACUUGAGUGCUGAGCUCAUGCAAGAAGUUGAACUCAACCUGAGGGCAAAAGUGAUGAGCAAAACAAAUGAAAAUUUAUUAGAUAAAUAGGAGAGAAGUUUGUCAGAGUUUGCUGAUUCCUUGCAUUCCUCUCAGAGGAGUUAUGCUUUAAUGGUAAAACUGUUUAAAUUGGACUGCCUCACUGAGGAUUUACCUGCAGAUUUAGGCCAAGAUGAUCCCGUCUUUGGCUGUCCUCCCCUUCACCUCUCCAAAUGUUUCCAGGGUAACAGAGGCAGCAUUAAGUCCUCUGUCAGCCCAGGCACAAAGAGCUUUUUCACAUAUUCACAGACGGAAACAAAUUCAGGGCUUUAUCCAAAGAAAUAGAUGUCACUUCACUUUGAAAAGCCACCUUAAUUAGGCUAGUUGAGCGUGAGAAAAAAUGGCUUUAGACGACAAGAUGAUGUAAAGUUCAGACGAAUUACAGCAUCCCCCAAGCGGCCGCGGUCAUGUUUCAUUAAAACAGAUCGCUCUCCUGUAGUUUUUGGCCAUCCUGUUAAGAAGACGGCACUUACCGAAAGACAGCUCAUCAGUUGUUCAAAUCAGUCAAGUGAAGUCAGUAAGCUUUUUGCUCUCUUAAAGUGUCGAGGUUUUUGAUGCAUAUUCUAUUACACAAGAGUCUGCAGUAGUAUUGCAUGGAUCAAGCGGUUGGAUAUAGAGUUCAGUCCAGACAGAGAGCCCCAGCAGACGGGAUCUUGGCCCAGGGUUUGGCCUUGGGAGAGGGAGGGGUGAAAGGAGACACAGGCCUUACCGCAACUCCUGGCUCGGACGCAGAAAUAGAAGCUGUAUGAGGACCUCAUCUGGGAGGCCCCCUAAUUAUGAAUCACAGGGACCACAAAGAUAAGGAGCAAAGAGGAACGAACUGAAAUUGAUUAUAGAGUUUGAAUCCGAAUCAAAGGAGGAUUAAAAAAUGUAUGUUUUGGAAAACUCUGGAGGUUUUUAAUCACUCUUUCCAAAAACUAGCUAUCUUCCCUCCAGGAACAUGUUUCUACCUGCUCCCAAACUCUCAUAGUAUGACAUGUUUGAUCAGUUGGCUCACACUGUGAAGCCGCUCUGUAAAGCCACAGCUCUCUGGCCUCUCUCUCCGGCCUGCCUGGAUGCUGCAGACGUGCGGUUGGCGGGCCAUGUGAGAACAGACGGUUCUUACUCAGGGUGCCAGCUCUACAUCCAAACAUCUCAGCAAGACAUCUGAUGUCUGCCUUUUCUUUUCUUUUCUUUUCUUUUCUUUUCUCCUCAGAAGAAAUUCCCACUAUCCCCCUUUUCUUUCUUCUUUCUUCUUCGAACCCUGUGCUGUCCAAAAAGCCAUUACAAUCUGGGUAUUGUGACCAUUAAUUCAAACGUUUGAAGUGGCUCGGGUCAUUUUCCUCCGCAGGUCACCAGCACAGCAGUUCGCGAUUAUUCUAAUGUAGUCUGGCUCCUCGCUAAGGCGCCUGUGAUAUUUUGCCACUUCGAUUCUCGUGCGGAUGUCUUUGGAAUUAGAUGUGCGGAGGAAAAAAAGAUAACUAAAAAUAAAGACUUAAGCCUAUUAACAGCAAUCAGUUUUGUCAUUCAAUAUGCAAGAUCUGCUGCAAGAAAGAAAAUGGGUCAUCGUUGGGAGUGGAAAUCUAAUACGACAACAUUUCCAAAAAACCACAGGGCUUCACAGUGGAAUGUGUUUCGUGAGUCAUUACUGAUUCGAUUUUCCAUUAUUAGUUUUCAAUCUGAGCCCGAGUUUACUAGUUUUCUCUCGAUUGUGAAAAGCCAAAUAUAACCAUUUCACCGCUGAUCUGAGGCCAUAAAGAAACCCGAAUAGGCCGCCGCACUCUUAAAAUACAUUUAUGUGAUUUUUUAACGACAAAUCAUGAUCUCAAACACUGUUUUAUAUCUCUGUUUUACUCUGUAGAUCGAAAAGCAUUCAUUCACUCAGAGGUCCUGUUUCACUGGGUUGCAGUAAAAUUGUCAUGAAUCAGAGUUGAACAGAAGGGAAAGGACCCAAAUGCAGAUGAAAAACAGGAUUUAUUUAGAAGCAAAUAAAAGAAAGGCAACAAAAACUUAAAAUAAAAACACAAGAGGCAAAAUCCAAGGAACCAAAUAUCACUGAGGACUCACUGGCACACACCGACAUACAGACACGCAGACACUGAACCAACAAAGAAACAGGGAGGACAGGGACUAUAUAUAAACGAGCAACGAGAGGCAGGUGAGACACUCAGUACGUUUACAUAACACUUGAGAAAACCGAAUUAUUGCCUUAUUGCGAUUCAGACCAGACAAUUGAAGUGCAAGUAAACACAUUAGUCUGACUAUAAUCUGAGUUUCAGAACUCCAAUUAGAGUCGGAGAACUCUGAUUAAGACACCAAGAUAAUGCGAUUGGAAUUAGAUUUUCUCGACCAUGCAACCAGCAUAGUCGGAGCAUGCGCCACGCCCCCAUAACUCCAGAACAAAAACACCAGAAAAGAGGAGUAGCGUGCAGCGACCCAUAUCGCCCCCUAGUUUUGGGGAGGAGGACACAUUCACGUCAAUAAUUCAAUUAUCUCAGCUGCAUGUAUACGCGGACAUGGAAAUAAGUCCGAUUCAGCGAAAAAAAACAAAUUAUGAGCUUAGUCCGAUUAAGAUGUGCAUGUAAACGACUGACUUAGACUCGGGUACAGACAAUUACAGAGGAAAGAAAACUGAGGAAGUUAAACAAGACUAGAAACACAGAGAAUAAACUACUGCAAAAUAAAACAGGAAAGACUGAAAACUGAUCUAAAGAAUAAAACACUGAGAACAGGAGAGAAACGGGGUCAGAUACAAACUGAAAACUCACCAGACUGGACUUCAGGAGAACAGGAACAAUAAAGAAAAUACACAAAAUGCACUCAAAUAAAACAAGGAGAAAACUAAAUGCCAGAACUUAUCAUGACAAAACUGUUCUGAAGUCCUCUGAGAAGAGUCGGAGAGUGUGGCAGAUGGAAAGAAAAAUGACUUUGAGGUCAUUCGAUAAAGCCUUUAAGCACGAGGCUUUUGAUUCCUGACACGGUGGAAGUGUUUGAAAAGAUGUCAUUAGGGGUAAUGAGGAAUACCAGCCAGCCUUCAUAUUUCCAAAUCUGCUAAAGCAAAGCCUCGUACUCUUGGCUGGCUCUUGGAAAGAUUUGCCAUCAAUUCUCCUAUGUGUUAUUUCGCUUAUGAAAUAAUGAAAGGUUCCCGUUUGUUAUGUCAGAAUCUCACAUUGGGGAAUAAUUUACACCUCGUAGUGUUGUGGUUUUUGGUUGGCUUGGAGUGAAUUGGCCCUCUGUCUGUUUUGGGGGGUCGUUCUGGCUCCAGUCGAAAGGCGAGAGGGGGUCUCAAGGCAGCUGAGGAGGAAAUGAGCCCUGACAAGUGCUGGCAUGAGUGGCGGAGGUGACACGAGCAGGGGGGCUUCCUCGUCUGUCCGUUGGUCUGUCCCUCUCCAAAUUCUUAUCUGAUUUCACAUCAUUUCUCAUUAGCCGGGUGUGAGGAUAGGCCAGACUUCGUUUUUUUGAACCCGUCUCCCCUGUGGUCAUGACAGAGUGGACCACUUGUCAUUGCUGGAGCCUUGUAAGCAACAUGAGACCGACACUGAUUACUGUGAUUAAAGAAGCGAAUAUUUCAAUAUUUUGAAAGCGUCUGCUCUGCCACCCAAAUUGUUUCCUUUCGCAGCGAAGUCUGGGCAGCUUUUCCACCGGCCAACAUGUCGCUGUCUAGAGCUGGGCGAUAUGGCCUCAAAUCAAUAUCAUGAUAUAUUGAGCAGUUCACCUCGAUAACGAUAAAUGGACGAUAACUUCUCCACAAGCUACUCACCCACUCCCACAUUAAAGGGAUAUUCCGGCGUAAAAUUAAUUUGGGGUCAAACACACCGUAACAUUGGGUUUAACACCCUGAUUCCAUUACUUCAUGGAAAUGCAAUCAGACCGAGACGCUAAGGCAGAAGAACUACCGCGUCUACAGUGCAAAAUGAUCAAUAUGGUGAUUAUUAUGUCAAGAUAAUGAUGAAGAAAUGAUCAUAAAUGUUCUUCCUUGAGCUGUGUCACCCCGCUGCAGUCCGUAAUGGACUGGCCCGAGGUCUCACUCCCAACAAACGGCUGCUGGAAGAGAGUAGGUAAGUUGUGUUUAGUCUCUUUGCUAAAGAAAUUAGGCAAAGUUAAAAAGUUGUUUGGUGGGUAGUACUAUGGCUGGGACCCUAUAUGUCCUGUUGAUGAAGUUAGGUGCUGUUCUGAGCAUUAUUUGUGGCUAUAAAGUGGCGUUUUGGUUGAGGUUUGUUUAUGGCUCCUCAGACCGCUGUGUAUUGCUAUCGUGCAGUCGUUACUAAAGUUGGUAUAACUAGAGAAGCAAGUGGUCGGCAACAUUCAUCUCUCGAAGAAGUGUCUUACUUGUUUGAACCGUCCUCCAUCUCCUUCUCCUGUCUUUUCCUCUUUGUUACGGACAGGAUGGGGUGAAGUCACGUCUCUGAUGUAGGACAGCGUCUUAAGGGGACAUGAGACCAUAGCCUACCUACACACAUCCAAAACCAACUUUUACUUAUUUACUAAUUUGACACUGAAUAUACUGAUAUUCUGGCAAAAUGACAUUGGUUAUUGUCGUAAAUUUCUAUAUCGGUAAAUUUUCAGUUUAUCGCCCAGUCCUAUCACUGUCUCGGGAAAAACAUCUGCAAGAUUGCGUUACAUUGGUGCCCCUUUUUGGGUCGGGGUUUGUUCUGAGCAAUUCUAAGAGCCCCGUUUUUUUUCGUAGAUAAUCAGCGUAACGUAAAGUGCCACUCAGACACAUUCAUUACAUUCACUGAACGCUUGAAAAGCAGGCUUGAUGGGAGAGGUGCCUCAGUGGAGUGGCGCUCUUCAUCAUUUCUUCAUCCCCGCUGACAUAAAAGCAACUCGUCUGUCAGAGAAAAAGACUUCUGGAGAGAAAGUAUGAAUGAUUGAAAGAAUGUGAUCCUUUCAUAGUCGCCCCUCGCAGUUUCCUCGGUCUUUGUGUACUUUAAUGACCACCUACCGCUGACCACCAGGCAGGCUCUCAGAACACUGGUACCAAUACUUGGUGCUAUUGUGUCCCUGAGCUUUAUUACCUGAUUUAAAAAAUGCUGGUAAGGCAGAGCUGUGAGGUAAUAUCUAAUCCAGAAAUGUUCAAAUUGCGCUCUGCAGUGCAGGAUAAUGAUCCGUUUUUCACAGAAUAAUUACAGGAGUUUCUUUUAUUGUAGUUUUGUGAAAGGACUUUGUAAAGCCUGUCAUGUGGUGGUCUUUGUCUGAGCACAAAUACCUAAAAUCACCCAGAAAGCAGAAACAAAAAUGAAAAACCCCGAAAAAAGUUGAUGAUCGAUGAAAAAGUGUGAAGAAAUCACUCUAUUGUUGGACUUUCAGCUCUUUCACUGAAAAAGUUUCCUCUACAGGGUUUUAAAUACCAGCUCAGUUUGUCCGUCACCUAAACUGAAGUUAAGAAAACCAACAACAAUCAUGUAAAACGCAGCGAUUUGGUGACUCAGAUGGAUUCCUAACUGGUCAACUUUGUUAACUUCUCAAAUAAAGCUUUUCUUUGGGGACCCGAACUGUGGAGACGAGCGAAAUUGCCAGUUUCAGAAAGUAUUUUGGUACACAAAGCGUGGAAUCAGUUCUCACCAGACAUUUUUCAGUGGACGGUUUGUGUCACACAAAAUGUUCUCUUGUCUGUCUUAAUACCAGACUGGCGCGUCUCCUGUGAGAUCGGUUUAGUUUGAGGCCAGCUGACUCUGCUUUUGGUCUCCUCUGUUUCUUUUUCCUCCUGCUGUAACUACCCAGCUUCACUGUGGCUCUGUGGUAGAACAGUAUUUCAGGGAAUGGUGAAAUUGCAGGAAACUGGAUGUGCGACUUAAUGUGUUCACAAAUGUAAUACUUCCUCGAACACUUACUCCUGGGCCUAGCAGGGGCACUGAAGCGAGCAUAAACACUGAUGUACAUCUGGAUGGAGUGGGGGUGUUCAGGUCAAGGUUGCCGCGCUCGAGACGGCUUAGCUUGUUUUAUUGUGCUCAGACGUCCAUCAGCAAAUCCAGCCGCUCUCUUUCUCCAGUGGAACAGGAGGCGGAGAACGCAGUGGUAAAACUUUGAAUGUUUUAGGGUUGAAUACAGAAGCACAGAGCACAUUUACUUUUUCAUUCAAGUCCCACUCUGAUAGUUUUUUAUGACUUAAAGUGUUAGGGUUAGGGUUAAGUUGUGAUCAUGACGUUUUUAGCCAAAAUCACGUUACCUUUGUCAUUUUCAAGGGCUUUUCUUCUGCAGAGCUCCAGUUACUUAUUAGUAAUUCACCUCUGAGUUGUGGGCGGAGACAGCGCUGCCCUGCACCCUCGUCUUCAUGCUAGCUUGCAGCCUAACAUUGCCAAUGGAGUAGUUAAUUUUGAGAGUUUUCCGGGUCGGAUCGGGUGAUUUUUACGUGCUUCUAACUCAGUAAGUCCAUGCGAUGCAAACUCAAAACUUCCAUACAAAACCCCGGACAUUUGAAGGAUUUUAUAAACCCCCUCGGACAAGACCGGACAGGCCGGACAGCCGCCAAAAAAGAGGACAUAUGGUCAUCCUACACUAUUGUCUUUAGGGACAUGAUGAAAGUUAAUAUCAUAAUUAGCUUUCUUACGAGCAUCUGCUAAUCCACACGCUUGUUUCGCGAUCAUCUCUCUACUUUUACAAGCCUGCAUAACAGGGCUCGGGGGGCGGAGCUUGGAUUUGUGACAUAUGAAAUCUCACUGUACCUAAGCCUGCCGUUUGGGUCUGCCAGAGAUUCACAGUAAUUUGAAUGCAGAAAUACUCAGAAAUGCAAUUUCGCACUCAGUUUUCUCGUGAUAUGUCCUGUAGCAUCAGAAAAAUUCUAUUUUCAUCAGAGUGGGUCUUAAAUGAAUCUAAAAACUCACUUUCAAAAAAAGAGAUGAUUUCUAUAGGGUGCGGUGAUAUGGCUAAAAUGUUAUCACAAACUAUUCAUGUCAGUCAGAAGGAUGAUUAUCAUGUUUAGGGUUGCCAUGCUUGCUGAGGGUCCACACUAUCACUCAUUUAGGAGUGUAAUUUCUUGCUUUUUGUGCGUUUUUGCACAUCAGAAGCAUGAUGGAAAAGGUUUGAGGUGUUUCCCAUGUCGGCUGGCACAUCUUUGGAAGUUUUUAUUACAUUCAUUCGCUGCUCUUUUGGUUUGUAAAUAUGUCUCUCGACUGCUGAAUCUGAAUAGCCUUGAAAAAACAUGUUUUGACCCUGCUUUUAGCUGGUAGGUGGAUGUUUUUUUUACCACAGUGUUACUGUUGCACUUUUCAGCCGUCUCAUUUUCGUUUCAAUUGCCUGUAAACAUGCCAUCUUUUUCUUCUCCUCCUUAAUACUGUGUGGUUACUCGCAUUUUUCCUGGCAUUUUUUUCACUCCCUUUCCCCAGUUUCUGAGUGCGAAUACUGCCAAACUUUUAUCAAACAUUUGUCGUGUUUCAACAGAGAGAACUUCUAUCAAAACAAUUACCAUUUCAUCACCCAGCCCUAGAUUUCUAUCGGACUUUCUCAGAGUUCACGGUGAUGUCCUCAGAGUGCGUUAAUUCUCAAACUCAGUGUCCAAAGCCCAAAUAUAUUGGCUCUGAACUCUACAAACACAGAAAAGAAAGGUCUCCUCAUGUUUCAGGAGUUCAAGCCAGACAGCGUUUGUCUUUAUACUUGAUAAAUGACUCCAAUGGUGCAUCAUUCAUCAAAAUUACUGUCUUUAACAGGAGGCAUUUGUUUGAGCAGGUGUUUGUUUGAGUCAGAUAACCAAUCCUUCAGAAUAUAAGUCGUUUUGUUUUCUUUUAGAUCAAAUAUCUUAUGUUUUCGACAGUCCUCAUUUUUCAACCCACUCAGGCUCUUUAAAUGCAAGGCUCUUGUUGUUGUUGUCUUGUAAAUGUGCAGCCAAAAGCAAGUGAUAUUUUUAAAAACAUGAAAUCAAUGCUGUCGAUAGCUAUAAUGUGGGCAGAGCAAACAUCAUUUCCAAACCCUCAGGGAGGCUCUGAAGGGUCAGCGCGGACUGUGAUGCGGCCUUGUAACAUCGACCGCGACUGUGAAGAAAAGUUGCGAGAUAAAAGUCCGCCGGAGGGGUUUCCUGCCUACAUCUGGCGAGGAAGGAAGAUGGGCUUAUAUGGCUCUCUCGCGGGACUAGAAAUUUCAUUAGUACGGUCUGUCUGCUGCAGGUGAGGCAGACGUUUCAGCGCCGCGUCCAAGUUUCUAUGAAAGGGUGUGAGUGUUGCGAAAGGGAGACGGAGAAAAGAAAACAGUCGGUCGUCUCCGGGGGGACAGUCAGACUCUGGCAGCUGUGACAAAGCCCCGACUCAGCAGCUGGAUCCAGCUGUUAAUCCCUCCUCUAACAUGUCUCCUCUGGCUCAGAGGGGUGGGAUCUCCUGAACUCUUCCUGUCUCUUUGUCUCCUCUUUACUCUUUCUCCUUGUGCGUUCAGACUUCUUAUCUCCCCUCACUUCCUUUUCCCACACUGCUGCGUCUCCUCUCUGAUCCAGUUACACCUCCUCACUUCCCCUGGUCUCCCUCCGGAGUGGUGACAUGUAGAUCCAAGCAGGUGAGAGCAGCACAUCUGCCUGCCUGGGGACCCUCAAGGAUUGCUGGAUGACCUGAACACACCGCUCUGUGGGUCCCAGUCGGACGAGGCCCAGGCUUAUCCAAUUUGAUGAUGCAAGGAAGAAACGGGUGUAAAUUACCAGCAGAGUGAAGUCAGACUGCAGGUGUUUGUUCCUCCACAGUCACAUUGUCACAGUUUUGCAUCCAGAGCACUCCAGCUUGACCUUUCCUAAUAGACACAAUUAUUCACUUUGCCGUCCCCUCCUUUGGGACGGCUGAAUACGAUGGAUGGAACGGACCGCGGCUUGCUGCGAGGAGGGCUGCCAGGCCUUCUGUUGUCACAGCUCGCGCUCCCCUUGCACAUGUGCAAGACAGUUGGCCCCGCAAAACAAGCUGGGCAUCAGGAAGCAUCAUCUGCUCAUAAUAUUCAUCCUGUUCCAAAGCAAAUCUGAGCUAAAUCAUCCAUCCAGUCCCCUGCUGUCCGCAAGACACCACCAGACUGGAAAGCAGACGCUAACUGACAGCCUGCCAGGUAACUAAUAUCAGUAACCGGAGAAUACGAGGUCUCAAACAAACAGAUUUCUUCAACCCUGGGGGUGGCGACGAAGUGAAGGUAUUGCAUUGGUGGAUUCAGAGUCGUCAACAUGUUGUAUCUUACAUUCACAUAACUGCCUCUUUCCAGAAAAGCAAGAACUAUAUUUACACACAGCACCAAAAUAUCUUGACCACUGAGCAAAUUGUCUCCAUAUCCAGAACGCAACUGUUACAAAGAAUGCAUCGCUUUUGUCUGCCAGCAACCUCAGCCCCCCUUUUUGCCUCAGCUUGACUGCCAGCCGAAGUAAUGCUUGAGAAGAAAGUUACUGAGCCCAGCAAGCUCGUGAAAAAAAGAGAAAAGCAUUCAGUUACAGGGCCCCGUGGUCAGAAUCAGAUCAUCCUAUUUCUGCUCUCGGUUGGAUCAAACUGUAUUUACAGGUCUGGUUCCGAGCUGUGAAGGUGGCUGAGCCUAGAGGUUAGUUAGUUUGGGGCACUGUUUCAGGAAAAAAGCUGUAAAACGGAGGGAAAUGUGCAAAAUACAAACAAAGCCAGAGGUUAGGAUUGCAAAACCGAGGCUAUACCUCUCUGUGUGGUCAGGAAGAUGUGGGAGCUGGGCUGACACAGAGAGAGAGAGAGAGAGAGAGAGAGAGAGAGAGAGCAGGAUGUUUUGCAGAUGCUUGUUAGCGGUAAUGAUGGUGUGAAUGCUCGCAGCUUCUGUGUGGACCAAAUUAGUGCUCAGGGCUGGUUAUCGAACCUCCAUUCUUCCUCACUGCUCACUGAUCGGUGAUCAUGAGUCAAGCAUGCUCUCUCAGAUGUAAGUAAGUAAGUAAGUAAACUUUAUUUAUAGAGCGCCUUUCACAGACCAGGGUCACAAAGCGCUUUACAGUAAAAACAAAAACAAUACACAGUUAAUAAGUACAUGCAAAACCAUAGCAGCCCCAAGACAGUUAGGCAAAAGCCUGAACAAAUAGAAAAGUCUGAAGUUCCCUUUUGAAGGAGUCAACAGACUCCAUCGAACGCAGAGCAGGCGAAAGAUCGUUCCAGAGCUCAGGAGCAACAGCCUGGAAGGAUCGGUCUCCUCUGGUCCGGAAAUGAGUGUGAGGCACCAUCAGAAGAUUCUGACCCACAGACCUCAGAACCCGGGCCUGGGUGUAAGGCUGGAUCAGAUCAUUGAUGUAAGCUGGAGCCUGACCAUGCAAGGCUCUGAGAGUUAAAACCAGAAUUUUACACCGUGUAAAAUGUGUACAACACUUAGAUUUUUACAGUUUAUAAAUGAAAUACACAGCUGGAUUAAAGUCCUCUAACUGCGUGAGUAAAAUCAAAACAGUGAAUGAAUUUCAUGUUAAGUCCAUGCAAAGACGCGAUUAGACACUUCUACUACUCUGGUGGCGCAAAUGAUGCGAAAUAGGCAGGGGCUGAAAAUGUCUCAACUUGAACAGAUAUUCACGUCAUGAUAACUAAUCAGCACGAAGGUUGCCAGGUGUUAUAUGAAAACAGACGGUUGUUCACUGGUAUCCAAAAUGGAUAGGCUACCUUUUCUUUCAAUUACUGAAACCGGAAUAUAAAGGAGCUCGCCUAGAGGCAAGUGAGUGAGGAGGUCGAAUUACCUGGUAAAUUGUAAAAAACCUUUGUCUAUCACUUGAUCCCUUUGGUUGAAUUGACAGGGAUUACUGUUGAAAUUACCGUUGACGCACGAAUGAAGCGAGUGAGCGCUCCAUAACAGCUGCUUAUGUCCAGAAGUUUUGCACGCAAGAAGUUAUUGUCUUGCAUGAAAAAAUGAAUCCUGCAAAAUAUUUAAACCUUGCAAAACUGGUAAUUACUGAUCCAGUUUAGGAUAUGAAAGUGCAGGAUAAAAAUGAUAUUCAUGAGUGUGUCAUACUUGCAGCUUCUUGUCCUUGAAUCAUCUUGUCUUGGGAACCAGUUGGAGCGGUUAAAUAAGAUCCCUAAUCACAAGUUUGGGUGGUAGGUUCUGGAGAAAACUAAUGAGAUCAAACAAGUCUCAAAUGUGAAAACUCUUAUUGCACAGAGUGAACAGCAGCAGAUCUACUGUCCGAUGUCAGGCGGACCUGAUUGUAUUCAUCUCAGCCCCAAUCUUGAAGGAAGUCCCUCAUGUGGAGCCUCGUUCAGUCAUGAGCUGGUCAGAAACGUCUUCUUCAUUACCGUCGGCCAUGUUUGUUUGUUAUGUUUUGUUGCAUUUAUCGUAUAUAUCAUGAGAUGGCAAAUAUUUAUCAUGGAGGAUUUUUCUGACGAUAUAUUGUGAACUGUAAUUAAUCGCCCAUCCCUACUUGAGUGAUGGCCACCGUUGCUUAACCAGUAGGAGGGGUGAACAAGGGAGGGUUCUAACCGCUACAUCAGCGUCUCUCCCUCUCAGCUGUCCUAUCAAAUAAAGGCAAAAUAUCCCAAAAGUACCUUAAACAAGAAAAAAAAAAGAUUCAUACUGAUGUAGUCAUCACAGAUCUGAGUCAGCCGUUUUCUCCGCUUUGUAAUGCAGGGAAAACGAUAGCAAAGACGGCGAAGGACAAACCGCACCAAGAGGGAGGUUUGUUGGGUGAGACGCUCCACUUUUACAUUGCGGUUCCCCCACUUUGUCUGUCUUGGCUUCAGACAGUGAGGCACCCAGGCCUGCUCCCACCAGACUCCCAGUCUGUGUGUACUGAUGCUCCAUGGUGGUCCACCCUCACACUGUUGGUUUCAUAUCUUGAAACCUUCACCACACAGACCAGAAACGCCCCUGGGGUUAUAAGGGAGGACAUCUGUUCUGCCUUAUCUAUUCUAAGGUUCUGCUUUCACCCGGCAGAGAUUAAGUGUAAUAAGGACACGACUGCUCAGCUUAGCGCUAACUUCCUCUGAAUGUGAGGAGAUGAUUUGAAGAUUUAGUGAAGGGACUAAUUACUACAGGGCCGUGUUGCUCAUCAAUAAGGCUAAUUUGGCUCUGGUGCUGCAGAGUUUAUGUUGAAAGUGGUGUGCUGCUUCUUUUAACCGUCGUGUUGAAAGGCUAAGUCUUUGUUUGGACUGUUGUGUAUAGCCUGGUGCUGUGAGGAGCCCGCAGGCAGUGUGGGGAGCAGUGGGACUCUCUGCUGUAAUUAGGCCGAGCUGGUAUGCAGGAGAGCAAGACCCAAGACGUGUGAUGUGGUAUCAGAAAAAGUGAACAAAUAGCCGGGGACUGGGCUGUGUGUAUUUGUGUGUCUUGGUGCAGACUUGAGUUUUAGGGUGGAAAAAUUCUCUAAUCAGCGCUCCGGGAUCCUCCCAGAUUGCGUCACGAAUGCGCCUUGUGAGAUCCAGAUCAUCAGCGCAAGAGACUUAGGAGCAGGGAAAUGAAUGAAGCAGACAGGAUUCGAUCUACACUUGGCCAAAAUCAAAUUAUUCAUAUCAGUACUCUGCACCAACUUUCCACUCCAGCGUAGGUUGAAGGCUAAACCACGAGCCAAUCUGAUCCAAUCGGGACAGAGCUGUAUUAAGUUGCAGCACCUUGGACGGGGACGUUAAAAUGUGAGAAGUACAGACUUUACUUUUUGGUUUUUCUACACUAGUGGCUCUCUGUCAGACUUUGACUGGAGGUGGAUUACCGUAGGACGGCAAAAAACACCACGGAUAAGCGCCCAGAAUAAUUUGUAUUGUCUGUAGCAGCCUUUGUGAAGUCAGCUCACAUUCAAACCAAUGCACACAAGGAGCCGGUCAGUGCAGUAGCUGGAACAAGUUGUUGUUGCUUUCAACAGGCUAAUUUAUCUUCACCAGGCCUUACGGUAUCCAGACAUCUGGUUUAGAAACUGACUCUAGUCGAACCUGGCUGUGUCUUUAUAGAGGAUCCCUGAAAAAGAUGUGCGGAUAGUUCUUCCAAUCCUUGAUGCACCUACAGGGACACCGAGUCACAGCUGCGUUUCUUGCACUUCGGAGUUUUAUCUCUUCAGGGUCGAUCUGCUCUUCUUCACAACCAUGACACCUCUGUAAUAACCUGUUCUCAGUGCAGUUCAGAUUACCCAGAACCCUAAGAGGUCGUUUUUUCUGUCGGCUGUGACACUGACAUGUCAUCCCACUGAGCAGGGCUGCUUGGGUGGGCAGAUCUCAAUGAUCUUGGUUUGUAGAGGGGCUGGGCGAUAUGGCCUCAAAUCAACAUCACGAUAGAUUGAGUAGGGUGACCAUACGUUCUCUUCUACCCGGACAUGUCCUCUUUUUGGGGGGAUGUCCGGGGAUUGUCCGGUUUUGUCUGGGGAAGCUUAGAAAAUCCCUCAAAUCUCCGUGUUUUUUUACGUAAGUUUCGAUUUUGUGUCACAUGGACUUACUGAGUUAGAAGCACGUAAGACACUCGACCUGACCCGAAAAACUCUCGAAAUUAACUUCAUGCGACUCUGGGACUCCGCCCCCGCGUAGUUGUGUCCUCUUUUUGGGAAGUCACAAUGUGGUCACCCUAAUAUUGAGCAGUUCACCUCGAUAACGAUAAAUGGACGAUGCUCACCCCCUCCUACAUUAACGUAGUCUACUUCAGCCGCCGCUCCAGCAGCUACAACUUUUGAACCGUCCUCCAUCUCCUCACCUGUCUUCCCCUCUUUGUUACGGACUGGAUGGGGCGGAGUCACAUAAGACAACAGCCUACCUACAUACAUCCAAAACCAACUUUUAUUUAUUUAUUUGACACCAAAUAUACCAAUAUGGGCAAAAUUACAUCGGUUAUUGUUGUGAAUUUCUGUAUCUGUAAGUUUUCAGUUUAUCGCCCAGCCAUAUUUGAAGGUUUAUUCAGAUUUAGUUAACGCUCACAUGACCUGAAAAUGAAAAAUAGUGGAUUUGUUUCAAUUUUCCUUUUGCAUGUGAAGUUUGGACUCUUAAAUUUGUCUUUCUAACUCUGCUUAUCCAGAAAAAUGGCUCAAUUGUUUCUUUUCUGAUUACUCUGAAGUUUUGUUGGAGGGAUUUUCCCAGUUUUUAGCGGCAGAUUUCACUUUUUCAGAGCCGAGCUGUCACCACUUCAAUCAGAAACCUGCUGGCUCUGAGUCUUUAACAAUCUCUGGAUCAGCCAACGCUGAAUACAGGACACUGGCAGUUUCAUCAUCAUGACUAUAACAAAAGCUUUGAUUAAAAAUAAAUAGUGUUUUCAGCCUAAGGGUGAAUCACUGUAUGAUGUGAAAGUAGAUUUUUACAACAUAAGAAAAGUCUCCUGAGCUCCGAUCAAUCACUGUUUGGUCUCCAAAGCAAACUAAAUAUUUGAUCGGACUACUGAGACGCAGAUUGUCUUAUUCAUAUUGUCUUAUAAAUCUAUAAUACUCGCAUGCAAAAAGGGCUUAUUUCACGGUCAUAGUUUGAUUAUUACAGUCCAGCUCUCAAUACGUGAUUCUCGGCUCUGUGCACAUCCUGUUUUCUGAGAUUGGAAAUAUUAUUCAUCAAUUUGAUGGAAAUUGUCUGAGAGGAAAUCUGCUUCCCUUUACUCUUAGGAAAGCACAAUGCAUUUUCUGAGUAUUUUAGCUGCAGUUCAAGAAGUUAAAUAUGCUGCCACGCUCCUUUGACAGUCACUUUUGAGCGACUAAUGAUAUAUGGAGUACAUCGUAACUGUGAGGGGGGAAAGAUGAGAGGAUAAUAAGGCUCCCUCUUUUUCCUGGCUUUAAAUCUCAGAUAGUUUCAGUCAAAGCUCUUCCCCUGUCACAGUUCCUGUUAUCCCUGCUACUGCACCAUUUUUUAUUUAUGGCCUCUCCCCCUUCCAAGUCUUUUUUUCUACCUCAAGCAUACUAAUUUUACAGUCUAAUAGGCCUGGUGGUUGCUGAAGUUUUCUCUUAUUACCAUAGAGUCAUCUUUAAAAGAUCAAAAUGAGCGUCUUCUGCUCGUAUAACCUUUCCAGUUUGAAGAGUUAAUGUUUUGUCCUUUAACAAACCACAUUUCAAACCCGGGAGAAGUUUUCUGCAGCCUCUUUCUGCUUCUGCUUGUGAAUUUCUGAAUAGGAGGCUUUCUAUGGGAGACUCCUCCGAGCCCCUCUCCCUCCUGCAGCUCUGUAAAUGACUUGUAAACAGGCUGUUUAAGUGUGAAGUCACCCUGUGCCCUGUUGCUUCCGCUCUUUAUUCAUCACUCUGACACACACAUACACAUUGAAGUAUGCUGGAUGUUUUUGGCCAAAAAAGAUCGGGGGGAGCAUAUCACUGCUGCAGCAGGGCUGGGCCGGGCUUUGACACGCUCUGCGGAAAGUUAAAUCUGCAAGGACGGAUACAAGAAAUGUGGAAGUUAUGAGAAAAAAAGUGUUCAAAAUGUAAUCAGCUGUGCGAAGUUUGCUGCUCUUGAAUUACAAAAACAUUUUAUUCAUGAAAACCUCUCAAAACUUUUCAAGUACGAGUCUUAAAAUUUUGAGAAAUCGAGCAGAGAAACUCUGACCUGCCGUGACUUCUUUGAAGUGACUGAAAAAGAAAGAGGAGAGUGAUUGAAACAAACAGGAGUGCGAACGGGGGAAGAAAACAGAUGCUGAGUGGAGAAGAGGUGAUUUACCUCAUGCAGAGUGCGUGCAAAAGUGGCGUGUAGAUGGAGCUGAAAUGGUCCUUUGUUACCAUGGAGAUAUUGGGAAACGAGGGAGGCGUAAACAAGGAACCCCAUCGAUUUCACGGGCGAAUCAUCAUCCCCAAAAUACAUGUUUUCCAUUGCAGUUGUGGUGGAGUAUUUACACAGAACAGCUGGUAAAUGAAUCACGCAGAGUCGAACAAAUGGCACUGUGAAAGCUUAGCCGCUCCGUCUCCACAGACACAAAUCUCUCACUCUUUGUUUUGUCAAGAUACCAGACUACAAAGAGUUAAGAUGUCCUUUCCCCAGAGUUCAUCGCUGUUUCUUUUUGGACCGUCUCAGCUAUCGCACGGCAUUAUCAACACAUCCUAAGGGUCCGGGGAACAUGUAGCGGGGUCUGAGGAUGUUUGUUUAGAGAUAGAAACAUCAUGAUCUCUUGGCCAGAGGAGGUACAUUUAUCCUGGCGUAUAAACACAGAGUAUAAACUCGGCUAUCCGAUGAAUCUAUAUUGUAUAUCAGCUGAGGUUUUCAUUUGGAGGGGGAUUGAGAGGGGGCUGGGUGUGUUUAUUCAACAUGGACACUCUCCUCAGGCCCCCCUCCCUCACAUGUUGUCAGUGGCUGGGCCUCUGCAUCCGUCAUGAAGGACAGACAUGGGGGGAAAGUUCACAAGGCUGUCUCGCUCUGAAACUCAAGCUCUGUUCAGACAUCUUUGUCCAUGCUUUUUGUCUCGCUGCAGAGACUUCCUUCACCCCCGUCCCCUCGGGCUCUGAUAUCACAUCAGGGGCAUCCUAAUGAAGUGCCAGCCUGAUUACGUUCAAAUUGUCCCUCUUUUCCACAAGGGAUUCAAGAGCUAUCAGUCUAAAAAACACUUCCCUUCAGAAACAGACUUAUCCCACACCUACAUCCCUCUGCUGCUGCUCGGGGCUGCCGCGCUGAUGCUAGCAUCCAGACGUUAUCUCAGUUCAGCCAUGAGAGAAAACAAACACAAAUGUAUUAUCUCAGACCAGACGAAGUCCGUGUGGACACUGCGGACAACAAUGUGAACAAGCUCGCUUCACUUGCUGACGACGAGUUUGCUUGAAAUCCACAUUUAGGGGAAAAAGUCAAAUAGAUUCUCGUCAGUCUAAGUUUUUAAACCGGAGAAGACUCGAGGUUACAGCAAAUCUGCCAAAACGUAAAUCGGAUGUUCAGUCUGGUCACUGAAAGUUCACCUUUCCAUCAUCACUCAGACUAAUUAUUAGAUAAUCUGAGAAAAAGAGAGAUUAUCCAAAGUUGCUGAAUUCUUGGGCUCAUGUUAGGUGUUUCUAUAAGCCGUCUCCAGAGUGAAUUAUUUCCUGAGCUCAAUUUGUAUUACGGCUAAAAAGUCACGUUUUUCCCGGUAAGUUCAGCUCAUCCUGUGGGAUAUUACCCCUCUUAAAACAAGCAACAAAAUAACAUCCAUAAAAUGUGCCUAAAAACUUGAACUUUUGAAAAACUUGAGUUUUUCCGACCAUCUUUAGUCAUCGAGUUGGACCAUUUAAAAAAAAAAAAUAUCCUGUUAUGUAAGGGUAUGAGAGGGAUAAAUUGUGCAGUAGUUUGCGUGCCAGUGUGUUCUUUUCCCAGUCUGGGAAGGUAGGACAAAGCUGCAGGAUUUGGCCGGUGUUUGUGCAGGAGGAGAAGGGUGCAUCAAGACGAGGGCCAAAGCACACAAGCCGAGGAGAGUUUUGGCCUCGGCGUUCAGGAGACAAUGCUUCAAUCAGAGUAGACCUGAACUCAGAGAACAGAGAGGCCUGAAAAUGAUCCACGACAUAAUUGACCCAUUUUUGUGUGUGUGUGUGAAUCAUUGAGUUGAGGUAAUAAAUUGGCCGGCUAAUUAUGUUAGAUGACCAGAUGAGUGUUUAAAUAUGGGUGUUUACUAAAGGAGGUUAAGUAGUGUUGAUGCAGGAUAACCCAGUGCUGCAUAAAGACGUAAUCUGACCCCGUUUUUCCUCUUCUAUAGCAUGUUCAAAACCAUGAUCUGGUUGUUACAGAUGGCCCUGUCCACUCUCAACUCAGGACAGUACUGUUGAUACUCUUUUUUUGUACUUUUUCGACUUCUUUGAUGGACUUGAAAUACCUAUCACCACAUUAUCUAGCAGUUAAACUCUGGACUUUCAGACCCACUCUGAUGAAAUCACGUUUUUCUUGUUGUCUACAUGUUCAUAUGGUAUUUUCUGAUGUUACAGGACAUAUCAUGAGAAAAGUAACUGCGAAAUUGCAUUUCUAAGUAUUUCUGCAUUCAAAUCGCUGUGAAUCUCUGGCAGACUCAAACGGCAGGUUCAGAUUCAGUGAGAUUUCCUAUGUCACAAAUCCAAACUCCGCCCCCGAAGCCCCGCUAUGCAGGCCAGACUCUGAGAAGUAGAGAGGACGAUUGCAGAACAAACGUGUGCGUUAGUGGAUUGAAAGCUAAUUAUGAUAUUAACUUUCAUUAUGUCCUUAAAGAUAUAAGUGUCUGAGAACUUCUACCACACCAGCAAUGUUAGGCUGCAAGCUAAUGUGAAGAAGAGUGUGUAGAGCAGCGCUGACUCCGCCCACGACUCAGAGCUGAAUUGCUAAUAAGCGACUGGAGCUCUGCAGACCAAAAUUCCUUAAAAAUGACAGGUAACUUGAUUUGGGAUAAAAACUUCAUAAUCACAAUUUAAAGACCAGUGACAACAGUAGUUAACAAAAACGAUCAGAGUGGGACUUUAAGUGCUCCUCCACUGGUCAAGUUUACACCAUUAAAAAGUCUUUUGACCACUGACUACUUCUUCAUCUUCCAGCCGGUGCAUCUCACUUGGUCACUUGCUAAAUACGUGUCACUAGUUUGUCCAUUCUGCUCCACGGUAGAAAUAUGGCGUGGAAGAGGACCUGAGUACACUCAUUCAAACAUACUUAUAUUCCCAUUUCUGGUCUUCCACCUGAAAGCUUCAGUGGCUGUUUUGAUGUUUGGGCUUUUCGAUGGACUGGUGCAGAAUUCUUCUCCGUCCACAUCCUCCGUUUGGACUCUCUGAGGGCAGAGCAGGAAUGAUCGUCUUUAGGUCACAGGCCAUGAUUAUACGGGCUUAAGUAUGUGAGGAAAGAAUUACUUACAGAAGCUCUCCCCGCUGGAUAUUUAGUGUAGCUGCGGAGUUGGCGCUACAAUUUUCAGGCCUUUCUCGGACCGUUUUAACCUCUCAGGUCGGAUGUAAUUUUCUAAAGAGCUAUUUUUGCAGGACAUUGUUGGAAUCAUCACUUUUCAGAGCCGUGUGAUAUUUUGAGAACCAUAUUGGAGUGGAUCCUCUCUCAGUAUCUCAUUAGCUAAAGAUGCUGUUAUAUAUCCACAUAUUUUCAAGUUUUGAACAUCACAAACUCUUAGAGACAGUUUACUUCUGCAUGCUAUACUGUUUGAAUUUUCAUGUUUUAUUUCACCCUCAUUAUGUGCAGACAGUGUUCUCCUUUGUUUGAGUGCAAUACUUACAUCAAUAAGAAGACUCUUGAAACUUGUAUGAGUGGUGCAAUCCAUUACAGUUUAAUCAAAUCUGCCUUUUUUAGUCUCACUACUGAAGCAUAUCAUUUAUUAAAAAACAGAUUUAAAAAGCUCGCAUGCAUCACAGCACUCACGCCCCGACGAGAUUUGAUGGAUUACAUGACAUGAAGAAUUCUCAAGGGUCUUCUGAUUGAUUUUUAAAAGCGUACAGAUAUGAAAAUAACCUAAUAAGAUCUGGGUAACUUUUAAUGUAUGCACUUAUAAGUACUUUUUAGCGUAAAGGGACAUUCAGACAAAAAGUUAUGUUCAAACACACUGUAACACUGAGUCAGACACCCCCUCGAGAGAUGAAUGUUGCAGACCGCUUGCUUCUGUAGUUAUACCAACUUUAGUAACGACCGCACAAUAGCAGUAGCUCGCAAACCUCAACCAAAACGCCUCUCUAUAGCCACAAAUAAUGCUCAGAACAGCACCUAACUUCAUCAACAGCACACUUAGGGUCCCAGCCAUAGUACUAGCCAUCAAACAUCUUUUUAAUUUUGCCUGAUUUCUUUAGCAAAGAGACUAAAUACAACUCACCCACUCUCCUCCAGCAGCCGCUUGUUUGUGGGGGAAGCCCUGACGAGUUGAUAAACGAGUGCAGCGGAGUUUCACAGCUCAAAGAAGAACAUUUGAGGAUUAUUAUGCUGCGUUCCAGUUACCGUAGAAGUCGGAAUGAAGCUGGGAAUGAUGUUACACCCGAGUUGACAGCAUGCCAGUUAACCAGUCGGAAAACCAAGAUGGACGCCUAUUGUUAGUGGUUGUCAGCUGUUGUUAGCUUUAACAUUUUUAAACAACUCAUAACAGAGUAUUUUACUCUACAAACACCAUAGCACCGUUUUCACAGUAAGACGUUGGGUAGCACAACAUAAACCACUUAUUUAAUAUUCCAAAAACAAAACAGAAGUGCCAAUAAAUAAAACAUUACAAGAGCUUUCACUGUUACUCUUUACUGUUGAUGCACUGCGCUGCCAUCUUGGAUUGUAAUGUUGUCGUCAAGUCGGGGUGGGUGAGGAUCAUCCAACUCUCCGAGUCGGAAAUCCGACUUCAGGGGGGCAUUCCAGAUAAAUUUCAGACUCAGAGCUUGGAAAUUCCAACUUCCAAGUACAACUGGAACGCAGCAUUACUUCAUGGAAAUGCAAUCAGAGUUCUUGUGUAUCUUGUAUGUGCACUGCAGACAUGGUAGUUCUUCUGCCUUACCGUCUCUGUGAUCGACUCGUCAGGGCUCCCCCACAAACAAGCGGCUGCUGGAAGAGAAAUUAAGCAAAGCUGAAAAGAUGUUUGAUGGCUGGUGCUAUGGCUGGGACCCAAUUUGUACUGUUGGUGAAGUUAGGUGCUGUUAUUUGUGGCUAUAGAGUUGCGUUUUGGUUGAGGUUUGCACGUGGAGAUGUAGAUGUGUUCGUUACUUAAGUUGGUAUAACUAGAGAAGAGAGCAGUCUGCAACAUUCAUCUCUCGAGGAGGCGUCUAAGUUGGUGUGUUUGACCAUAAUUUAAAUUUACGCUGGAAUAUCCCUUUAACAAGCAGCCGCUGAGCUGAGGUUUCAUGUCCUCAGAAAAACUCUGCUGCCUCAUAGUAGAUUUUGUAGUAGGAGAGUUUUUCAUUCAUGAGGUCUUCUCACUGGCAAACAUCUGCGGCGGUUCGAUAUGACCUCCUAUUGGCUGAUCUUUGGCGCUCUGAUGUUUGACGUUACUGGUUUACUGUAUAUGAAAUGAGCCCCGCGGAUUCAAUCCCAGUGGCCCUCGCUCCUGUUUUCAAAGGAGAGAGUUCAAGAUUUGGUGUGGUCCCUCCGAGGCUUGGGUGGUAUGGUGAAAUGGAUUAACGGUGUGACGUCAGAGCGCUCUGACUGGAAAGAGUGGCAUGAUACACGCUCAUAGCCGUGUUCACGCUGGACAGUAGGUUAGUUUCCAGCCUCGCUGAAGCCUGGGAAUCUUCAGAUGUGGCCUCUGAAGGAAGCCAGUGGAAAUGAACACCGUGGCAGCGGUGCGCUCUGUGGAUGAGAGAGAGGAAAUUGCUCGCUCAUACAGCACCAAACUAAUUCAGGGUUUUCAAAUCCUUUCCAGGCUCACCAAAGAGGACUUCUUCUUUAAUAUGAUUCAGGACUUUGUUUUCUGUUUCUUAGCUCAUUAGUUAUCGAAAAAACAAAAACAGUGCCUUUAUAGCUGUGUGGCAGACCGGAUUGAUGGAUCAACCAUUUCCACAUAUUCAUGCUAUUCUGCCGAGUAAAUUAUUCAAAUGAAUUCCACUCAGCCAGGACAGCUCAUAGAAAACUUUGUGUGAAACUCCUUUUCUCUCUGCUCAUUUAGGUUUGGCUGUUCGCAGAGUGAUGGGCGAUGCUGAGACGAAAGCAGAUUGGUUCUAAAUAAAUCAAAUAAUUCUUUUAUCUGCUGCCAGGGACCUUCUGACUCUGCUUUCACCUCUUCCCUUCAAAAUCUUCGCCUCUAGUGCGAAAAAAAAAACAUAAACACAUCCAGAGUUUUCUCGUUUUUCCCAUCAUUGUUGCUCUGCCCCUAUUUUUACCCCGCCUGACACCAAAGUUACUGUAGUGAAUCUGAAGUUCUGGUAUCCUGACCUAAUUAAGGUUUUAUUUACAAGUGCAUCAGUAUCCUUGUUGUUUCUUUUAACCCGGAGCGCUAAUGUGAAGAGAGGGUCCCUUUUAGAGGACCAGUCUAGACCCCUUUCACAGCGAGCUUCCUGUUGCCAGGCUGUUAAAAAUGCCGGAGGAGUUGCCACAAUGCGCCCGUAUAGAAUAGCUUAUGGCACAAACACGGCGUUGUCUGUGUCCGUGGGGACUGUUGGUGUGGGACAGCUGCUUUAUGAUGGUAAACUCCUUCCUGAAAGCUGAGGACCCCCUGCUAACGUGCCAGCAUAACCACAUUGUACGUGAAUUGACUCGGCGUGUUGGAUUAGCUGGUUAAAUACAGUGAUCCUUCGCUCAAACGUGCAAACCUGACAUUUAGGGCAUUAGAAUACCAACAAAGACUGUUCAAUCUUUCUCAAGCUUUCUUUCUUGUUUAUUCUUGGCCCCGGUGUGAGGAAGACAGCAACCUGCAUGUUAAUUGUGCAGCUCUAUGGAGGAGCUUUCAUGUUGGGAUUAAAUCGAUGUUUGCGAGAGACAAACAUGAGAAACUGGAAAGAUUUGGUUUACAAUACUUCUGUUGUACAUUCAGAUAAAAAGGGCAAAAGCACUUUGAAUAUAUGGAUACGGCCAAACCGGUGACAGGGAGCUCUUGCCAUCUUGGCAAGUCUCAGCGCUAAAUAAAUAAAGUAAGACAGAAGGGGGAAAAAGGCAAGUGAAUAUUGGGAUCCAAACCAGAAACCGAGCCCUGUAGGUUUCCUUUUUUUAUUUUCCUCUGUCAUGCACACAGACCAAAACACAUCUCAGCAGCAGCAGCUCAGAAGAGCAGGAGAGUGGUAAAGAGAUAGACUGAAAAGGCAAAAGGAGAGAGUCAGAAAAAAAGAGUGAGAGAGGUCUGAGCAGGGCAGGAGAAAAAAGAGCCAGCUAGAAAAUGGAAUAAAAAUAGGCUCAUGAUGGAGCUGGUGUCUCGAUGAGGCAGCCCACUAACCUCAGAGGCGCCACACUCCCGGGCUUAUCCCGGCCCAGUGAAAAGGAGGGGCCACACCACACAUCUUUGUGACUGCCAAGGCUCCAGCGCCAGGCCGACUCUCUCCCUCUCUGUCUGGUGGUGGAGGGGCCCGUCAUUGAAGACUUUGUAACACAACAAAGCACCGCCUCCCCCCACUCCGAACGACGGGGCAGCCCCUCACGCUCCAGAGCAGCCAGCAGCCAGGUGUCACAUCAGACCUGCUGGAGUUUUUUUGUGUUGUCUCUGCGAUGGCUCUGUUGGUUCAGUGAAGUUUCUAACUCGGUGUGGGAGCUGGAUGCUACUGAGUCAGAAGCCUGACAUUUGAACUGCACAGGCGAUCCGACUGCACGCUGCAGUGGAGGUCACAUCAAUCACAGACGGUUUCGGGGCAGACGGAGCAGACAUGAACCUGGCAGGAGGUCACUGACCUGGGAGUGAAAUUCCACUGGUUUACCAUCACUGCCUGUCAGCCUUCACUCCUCGGUGUGCGGCUGCAGAAACUUAAUGGAAAAUAGUGGAAUAUGAAACACUUAAUGAUGCAUCUAAAAUCGAGCUGACUUUUAAAAUCAGAUAACUAUCCAGACUCCUUAUCAGUCGGUGAUGUCUGAGGAGAGGCGAGGGAUGUCCAUUUUUUAAGCCGUGUGUACGAUGCCAAGACUUAUUAAAAGUAAAUCCGCCUUCGUUUUCAUAGAAAAACAACUGAUUCUGAUCUGUCAGGAAGUCUACUCUGUCAGCUGGGAAAUACUGACAGACAAAGACGAGGAGAGAUUGAGACAGCUCAACACGAUCGCUCAUCUGGAGGAUAUUCAGAAGCAAAAUAUUUUCAUUACUGUUUAAAUUUUACAUUUUAAGGCAGAUUAGGGAGACCGUACACACAUAGUUUCCCACAAUUGAGAAAAAUAACAUCUGGAUUUUAUUACUUGUAUCUUAAAAGAAGUAUUUUUCUUCUUUCGAUUUGUCACUUUACAGUCAAAGAAGAGCACAUGAGUUAUGAACAAUUGGAUUGGUGUUUUAUGGUGUUGUUUUCCUUCAUGCGUUUCCCUCUCCUCCUCUGGGAAAUAAAAACAGCAUGACAUUAGAUUGCCAGGAACUAAAAUUUAUUUUCGUUUAACCACAGAGUUUGAAAUUUGUCACAAAGUUGGUAAGUUUCUGUGAGUCUAAGCAGUCUGGUUCGUUGUGAGUUCUCUUAACUUUUCCUACUAAAGUGGAGCGUAUAAUUUAGUCAAGCAUGUUACAUGGAGGUGAGGAUGAGAUAAUUCUGUUUGUGUUCCGGAUAGUAGAGCACUUUGACGUUAUAAAACAUGGACGUACUCUCAGUGAAACUAAUCAUCGGUUACUAAAGAGAGAUUUUUGCUGCUAAGUUGGAAAUUUAAGAGUAAAUUUGUGACUCACAAUUCAACAACUUUGAAUCAUGAUCAGAUUAUUCAAUGAUGACGAUGUCAAAAAAACUAAAAUCGUCAAAUCGAUUUUCCUCUCCAUCGUGUCUUGCGCCUCCAGGCCAGUUCUCAUACGCACCAGUGUAAACAAACAUGGCGUUUGCAAAAGAAGGCGAUAAUUUUGUGGCUAAAUAGGACAAGCGCAAGUCAGUCAUGUGGAAUUGGUACGACUUUGCAGUGUUGGAUAAAGAAAAACCACUCCCCGCUGCAAAGUCUGUCUGGAGGCGGUAUCAACCUGUCCACAUGGAAACAAAUUCAGGAGUAAACGCAAAAGUUGUUUGUCAUAUUGGCGUUUCAUUAGAGUGUGCAUAAAUCCGUAAACCAAGACCAUUUCAUCUCCGUGUGGAUGUCUAUCUUCAUCUCUGGAAACGAUCAUGUGUCAUAGGUUCACAACCUUUAUAAAAAUGCUCUGUACUCUUCUUCUGUCCUUUGUACAUUUCCUUGGCAGUGCCACAUCGUUUUCAAUGGAUUCCUUUUGUGAAAUGAUAGAAAAACUUUUAUUAUUAAAGUGAAGUUUAGUGAAGUUGUCACUAAAUACCAAAUCAAAAUCGAAAAUCAAGUUUUCAGUGAAGAAUUUCUGGAUUUAAUUUUUGGCCAAAAUCGUGCAGCCCUACCUCAGCGCUAUCCUGAUGGUUUUUAUGUGUUUCCUUGGCAAGCUCCAAACAUGUAUUUUCCAUCCUCCCUCAAGUUUUAUCGCCCAACAACCAAGACCAGAUGGGAGCCACAAGACAUUGCCGAAAACCAUUUUUGUAAAGCUUCAUUUUAAUUUUUCAAUUGUCUUUGAAAGAGGUUAACCUCAAAAUAGUUCAAAUUCCAGGAAAUGUGCAAACAAGAAGACGACUUUCAUCCAGUCGAGUGUUUCUCAUCGAAAAGUCUCAUUAUCAGACCAUUUGGAGCGAAUUAAGUUUCAUGUCUGUCCGCGUCACACCGGUGUUCUUCAUUUAAAGAGGUCCAUGAUAACAUUGAGUGUGCAGAGUUAUAGUUUAUUCACAACCGCCCAGUUUGCACUCUGAGACCUUUUCAUCUGGUAGCAAUCUCGCCGUGAGCUGUUUCAGUCACCAAAAGCCCAAUCCAUCAGCCACUGUCAUGAGCAGCAAUGAAAUGUGAAAGAGGCCGUGGACGCAGCGAGGCUUAAUGUUCUUUUAAAAUGGAAAAAUAGCAGUUUCAAGUUAAUUUGUGGAUAAUUGCUGUAGGGAAGAACAGGGAAACUGGGACACCGAUACAAAACUUCAUGUUUUUAUCUGAAGAUGAACGCCGCGCUGUAAACAAAACCGAUUCCUCUUUUUGAAACUCGCUGCCGCUCAUUACUCUUAAGAUAACAGUGGAAUUAUGGGUAAAUGUGCUGAUUUCAUUCAUAACACCACAGAUUGGUUGUAAUUGCCUCCACUUUCAUGUUUCAUGAGACUGUCACCGCAGUGUGUUUGGGUUUGAUGAAGAAAAUGAGACGCAGAUUUCAACUCCAAUGCAAACACAGGGGGGGAAAAAAAAGCUGCAGUGUGCAUGCAAUAUUAGUGAUGGUUGCCAGAUUACACGCACCAUAUGUGUUCCUUUCAGGGGAUAGAGCGUAUUUCCUUUUGAUGAAUUUCUCUCGGAGUCAUCACACAGUGCAGCCGUAUUUACCUACGCAGCUAACUGGUUCCAUGCUUUUCAAUUCGAACUGAGCCUGUGGGCUGAUGAUAGCAGCACAGCGGGUCAAAGAAGGACAGCACAGCCUUCAGCUAUCUCCCACACAGAAAACAAAUCAUAUCCGCUCAACUUUAAAGAGUAAGACCUGGGAUAAAAGGUAAUAUUAACUGUCUGUCUAAACAGAUGAAAAGCAGUCUGGGAGCAUGCAGCCCCCUCAAAAACCCCUAACCUUAGCAUCAGGCACGCAUGUCCACUCUGCGGCACGUCCUCUCACUAAGGUCAAUAGAGAGCUGCAUUGUGGGAUUAUGGGAUGCAGGAUGUCUAUACAGAAGAGGAAAUGAGAGGUGUCUAAAUAAAGCCGGUUUAAAUGAGUCAGACGAAGAAGUGAAUGAACCUCCUGCUCCAUUCAUUUUUGGCCCUCUGUGAGAUAAAGUUAUGCAGUGAAAAAGAUAAUACGGGGGUACAGAGAGAGGAGAGGGAGGGAGGGAUGAAAGAAAAGGAGAGAGGGAGACAGUCACAGCUGCUGGAAACACAAGCCAACAGAGUUUUUUCGACGUUAUUGAACAUCUCCUGUGGAGAGUGAGAGCUGUGGGGUCAAACUGUGUCUCUGACGGAGACAGGACAGCUGUAAUCUUCGACUGUCGGAGCAAAAUGUUCUCAAUCUACAGUUUUCUGUGUGCACCUUGCAGUGUGCUGCCCUUUAUUACCCAACUUUGAAUCAAUUUGAUUAUCAAGAUUUACUCAGAAGACGUAAAGCAGCAUGGUUGGAUUAUAUGUUAUCAUAUCACCAAGAUGUCUCAGAGUGAAAACCGGAGUUAAUGGAAUUAUAUCCGCUGUCAGGCAGGACUAGUGUGGAGUAUCUUCAGUACUGUCUGUGCUUUGUGCUGAUUCAGAAAAAGCUCAGGUUACUCUGACUUAUCCGCAGCUUUCGGUGAACCGUCUGAAGUCAUUAGAAAGUGAAAAGAAGAGCAUGUAGAAACAACUAAAUCCUUUCUUCCCUCCUUACAAAGCGAACAGUAAUCCCUGGAUGUUUGGAUGAUCCUCUAUCAAAUCUGAUUUAGGCUUUUGUAGUCACGUCAGAUAAAAUAUUUGGUGAUUCAGAAACAAACUUUGUUGUUUUAUUAUCAGCAGCACUUGAAGAUGUUACACUGGCGUCUCUGUCUUGCCCUGAAAUUGCACAGCUGUUUGGAUGUUGUUGCAUCUUUAAUAGGCCUGGUUCACACUGCAGCAUUGACUCUAUGCUGCCGCACGCACAAUCAUGACGAUGACAUACUUGGACUAUGUUUACACGUACCCGGCUAUUUUCAUAAACGGACAUUUAAAAAACUGUGUGCAAACCUCUAUGUUUUAGAAAAAAACUGCUUACUCCUUUCCAAAAGGGCAGGCCUCCCAACCAAGUUUGGCAGUAACUAUGAACAAUGCUGGAACAAGACAAGAAGUGCAACAAACUGGCGAUGAGACGGUGAGACACACAGGGUUAAGUGGGGUACACAUAAAAAUAAUCGGACUGUUUUUGUCCCGAUUUUCCCUCCCAACCAAGGAUGACAAUCUGAAGAUUAUUUUAUGUCUUCUAAGAUUAUCCUAUAAGAUAAUCCAGUGGUCUGUGAAUUUGUCCCGAUUAUUGGUUCCUAAACGGGUCUGGGCCGACAAUCGUAAAUAUUAAACUUGUUCAUUAUUUACGACCAAAAAUUUUGACAUGUGUUGGGAAAGCCAACGACUCCGGAGUCAUGACCCUGUGAAUUGUCACAUGAAAUGGAAUGUGGCCGAUCAAGAAGGUAGCUGACUGAGGAACAAGAACCAAAUAAAGCAAAUAGAAAUAAAGCGUGGCCUACGGGAGUACGGGAUGGAAACCACCAUCAUCCCUCCUCUUGUGUGUCCUCUUCCAUGUUGCGUCUUGUGUUUUGGUUGUUGCCAUGUUUCUUCUACUUGGUUUUAGUUAGUUCACGUUUUAUCACACGAGAUUUCUGUCUUGGCGGACUAGAUUCUAGAUCGGUGGUGGAACAGAAUCGUUUUGUGUGUGGUGUGCUGUGUUGAGAUUAUCGGAGCACACAGAGUACGAUCAAAACUGUUCAAUGCCUGAUUUUUUAUCUUCAUGUGUGUACCCCACUUUAAAUACAAGAGGUAAUGAGGGUGAUGGGAAACAGGUGGGGAGACACAAUCAUGCGGCAGGUGUGACAAGACAGGAACAAAUUCAGAGAACAGGAACAAGGGUUAGUGAACUACAAAAUAAAACAGGACAUACAAUAAUAAAACUUUAUUUCUAAAGACAUGAAACAAAACAUGAAUGUGCAGAAAUAAAGGAAACUUAACCGACAUGACAGACGCUUCGCUGCAUUUUUGAUCAGGUGCAAAACAUGAAGGUGGAGGCCCAUGUGAUCCUUCUGCAUGUGUUUGAAUCAGACGACACUGUCAACCUUUAAGGUGACAUCUUACAGCCGGGGUUAUUAAAGGUCGAUGUUUUGGGUUAUCGGUUGUAUGAUUUGCUUGCAGGGGUUAACUUUUACACUGACUCUGAAAACCUGCACAGAACUUCAUGCUGACUAAAUUGAUUGACCUUUUCGGUCCUCUUUGUUUUCUCAUUUACAUAACUGAGAGUGGUCUAACAGGGUGAAGGGAGGCCCAGCUAGUAGCCGGCAGGGAGCAGCUGCUUCUCAUCUUUCUGUAUAAGCUUGUGUGUUAUGACUCCGCUCUGAUUGGGUAUCACGUAACCCCAUGUAUCUCCGGGGCCUUUGGGGACUUUGCUGUAGGCACUCAGUGUUUCAUUAUUGCACCACAGAGAUGUCUGCUGCUCUCACUGAAUGAACGGUUAAUGAUUAUACAGCGGUUUUUGUUCGACCGGGUACAGCUAGUCCUGAACUUUCUCCGACUUUGGUCGCACUUUAUGGAAACUGAUUUCGCUGGUUCACCAUUAUUGGGCAGAAGAGCUGCACCCUCCAUUCAGCCUGACAUCUCCACUUUCUCCCAGAGCCAUUCCCCCUCUCUUCCUCUUGUCAGGGGUCACCCGCUCAGAUGUAAACCUGGUCUGCUGCCAACCUCAGGCUUAUAUCUGUUUCUCUGUUUUGGAAUCUGGCUCCUCCACUUCCCGCAUCCUGCGCGACGGUCCUUAGGUUGUUUGUGAAAUGGAAGUAGCGCAGGACUCCUCUGGGAUGUAACGGAGAAGGAGAGGUCUGCGGCCCCCCUCACCUCUGUGUUCCUGCAGGGUCCCCCGGCGGCUCAGAGAACAGUGGGUUGACUCUGCGGGUCUUUAGAGUUUUUGAGUGUGUUUUUGUCUGAGAAGAAGAGAGGGUCUUUACAUUAGUGUGUUGGUGGUGGGCUUUUUUUUGCUUUUUUACAUUAGAAGUCGAUGUCACAUUGAGUUAGUCCAGCCGGCUGCUGAAAUCUGGCGAGACUGGAGAACAAUAUUUUUCCAAGAUUGCCCUGGAGUGCCAGUAGCUGAGCCAGAACGGAGGGAUGCUGCCUUCCAAGCUUCUGCACAUUCCUCCUGUUGCUCUGCAUGAUCCAUCCUCCUCUUUUUUUUAUUAAACUGUAUACUUCUAAAAGGUUAAAUAAGUACAUAUUUCCACCUCAUAACUCCACACUGUGCCAGCCUAUCAGUCUGCGAGGUGCAACUGCAGCGAGGUUUGCAUGUUAUCCUUAUCUGCAGGAUGCACCGGGCAGUCUGACUGAGGGGUGGUGCAUCUUCAGUGGGUUAGAAAUCGAAUAUCUCCAGUAUACGUAAUUUCUGUGGUGUCAUUUCUAAUUGAUUUCAGUCGUGCUUUGUGCUGUUUCUCAUAUUACACCCCACUGGAGUUUCCCUCCCCGUCCCAAAGCUCAAUUAGCUUUCAGGCUUGCUUGAGCUCAUCAGAUGAAGGAGCAGAUUUUCUUCUCUGGGAAAAAUUAAGUUCCAUUUAUAACAAUAAACCAAACAUUUUCUUGGACGAGACGGGGGAGGCGAUGCUUCACUGGAGGAAAAUUAGCUGCCUAAUUUGUUCUCAACAAAAGACGAGGGACGUCCCGCAUUCCUCGCCGAGGCAUUGAACGUAUAGCAUGUGAAACUGAAGAAUGUGAUUUUCAUAACUGGCAUGAAAGAGGACUUGUUUGGUUCUGAGGAGAAGGCCCACCCAAUCCCACACUACCACUGCUGUGAAAUCCAAUCGUUCCCAUGGCUGAUUUCUCUCCUGUUUUAAGUAGAAAAGGAGAAAGUGUUGUGGGCAAUCAUGCACACCUCCUCUGGCUGACCGCUGAGGUUGGCUUCUCGCAGCAGCUGUCUCAGCCCAUGGUUACACAAUGCCCAGGUGGGAUAUCUGUGACCGGGCCGAGUGAGGGCGGCACACUUGGGUUGCCAGCUUUAGCAUGGAUUCCAUCAACACCCGCAUGUCGUCGGUCAGCUGCACUAAUCUGAAGCCGACAGUUGUAAAAAUAGAGCUGUUAGAUGUAGAUCUCCCCUCAUUGACUCUGUCUGCAGCGGCCCCCGGGUUUAAUCCUGCAGUUGUUCCCCUGAUUGAAAACAAAUGCAUCCUUCAUUACCACAUUCAUCUCAUCCUAGAUCCCUUGUAGUUGAUUGAUCUUUAGAUGUAUUUCCAUUAAUUCCUUUUGUCUGGAUAUGUUUUUGAACAAUCGUACUUCUCGUAGUGUUUUAGUUAUGAUAAGACAACUACAGCGUAUACAGUCGGGUCAGCGCAGCAGUUUCUGGCAGCUGUUCUUAAUUGAUUUUUUUUCAACCCCGAACCAAAAUCUGUAGGAUAUGAGGCAUGGCAGCAGAAGAUCAAGCUGGAUUAACUUAUGGCCCCGGCGGAGUGCAAAUGUAGGCAUAACUUGAAAGUAAAUGGAAUGAAAAUAUUGUACGAUGUUGUGAGAAAAACAGUCCGACUCACUUCUUACAGAUCCUCGGGGUUAGUAAAGCCGAGAGUCCAGGGUCAGAGGACGUCCAUCAGUCAGCUCAGCAAUCUGCAUAGUUUGAAAUACAAGUAAAUCCAGACAAACUCCCUGCUCAGAGUUGUUCUCCAGGAUUCUCAAUCAAAUCAGGUUUCUCUAAAUGGGAACAAAAAUAAAUCCAACCGUGAGAGGGUCGCCCCCCCAAGUGUUUGUACUCUGCUGCUCUCUCCAGUUUGAGUUUAGUCUUUUCAUCUGCGUCUGGUACGAUCUGUUGGAUCCAUUAGUCUGAGGAGGCCUGUGGCUCUUUGUCUGAAGGGAUAUUUCAAACUGUUCGCAGUGAAUGGUCUAUUGGCACAUAAAGUCAGGCAGAGAAUUGAAGCAUGGGCUUCAAAAGACAAACCACUAAAAAGCUGACAGACAAACUGAGAGUCUGAGCCAAUAACCAAGGAGACUGCUGGUCUCAGCUCUGACAUUUAAAAAAAAAAUGGAAAACAGUAUUUAUUUUAAAUCUGAAGAAUAAAGCCUGGCAUGUUGACUUUGUUUGUUUUUUCAUCUGAAGAAAUAUAGAGGAAGAUACUGAAGCUCGAGACGCUGAGAUCUUCAAAGGUUAAGAGAAAAUAAUGGAGACGGAUGCUCCUGAACUUGGAGGCGGGUUUGUGCCUAAACACAUGGAAAUAUAAUAGAAUAAAAGAACAUCUUUUAAAUUUGUUUUUUCCAUCUUAAAUUGCAUGACAAAUUAGGAAACCUUUAGCAGAUCAGGAGGAUUAUAAAGGAAGUCGUACAACAAGCUGAAAAGGUCACUCUGCUUAAGGGAGAUGGGAAACUAAUCGACAGACCUGAAGGCGUGCCUGGACAUCCAAAUGACUCUAGCAGAGGAGCAGAGAGAGGUCAAGAUACUUCAAUAAAGCUUAAAACACAAUGCUACCUCAAAAAAAAAAAAAAGAUCAACAUAAUACAAGGCAUCUGUGAACCCACUAACCUGCAACAGCUGCUGUCAACAUACAGAGGUAACCUCAGAGUAAACAGGAAAACAUGAAAGCAGGUAUUUGUUCUUUCAUCUCUCGCUCAAAGACAGUGCCGUGAAGCAUUAAAUAAGAUCUCGACAUAAUGCAGGGAAUUUCAGCAACUGUUGAGCCUCGGCUUUGUUGGUUUAUGUAUGGGCGGUUUGUUAUUUCCGUCGCUCUCUCCACAUCCCCGUCCUCGGUCCUGGCUCCGUUUGGCAGUCCACAUUGUUGUGUCGCUUGUGGUGUCGAGCAGCAGGUCGACAGGAGUCAUCCAGAAGCCAGGCCUGAAACCGUGAGAAAAGACUGCUGUGUGAUUGGAUUAGCUUUUGAGCGCCACGUUGCUUAAUUAAUGAAAAUGACCCGGGAGCAGAGUGAAGCCAUUGUCUGCAGAGUGACAAAGUCCCUGCCCGUCAACAGUUUCCCUAACAGGAUUUCACAAAGUACGCCAGGCGUUCUUAAUUUGUUGGCUUAGAUCUCUGCAGCCGGGUUUUACUGGCAGCUGAGGUGUUGUCUUCCCUUCGUUUUACAGUUAUAAAAAAUUCAAACACUUCGAGGCCUGAUCAAAACAGGAAUUUUUGAAUAACACUUGUUGGUAAAAGUAACAGGUUCUGACUCUGCAAAACAGCCGCAGAGUUUUUUUCUCUUUUUUUUUUCUAGUUGUCUUCAAAACUUUGCUUUUAACGCGACACGAGAAUUCAGUGAAGUGAUUGAACCUUCAUUUCCAUUCAGGCGUCAACAGCUCACACCUGCAGAUUAUGGCACAGUUCAGAGCAUUCACUGCACAUGUGAACAGUAGCUCUGGCUCUCCUGAUGAUGUGAGGGCCCCUCCCUCUCUCCAUCCUCCUUUCAGUCCUCUUCCUUUAACUUUCUAUUGAAGAGGGCUGUAAAUGUGGGCUGGUAUUCUGAGGGGUGACGACCCUGCGGGCUCUUCUGAGCGCUUCAGCAGAACCAAUGUGACCAGAUUAGUUUGCAUUCCUCAGUGCUGAACGACCCUCUGGAAACUAUUACCUGAGAUUACUUCAAAUCAAAGACUUCUUCCUAUUAUCUGUGCAGGAUCGGUCACACAGAAGGCCACUAUGUGACAACCACGAACCUGCACAGCAAAUAAGAUCUUAAGACAACAAUAGUGCAUACCUGCUACCAUGGCAACCACAUUGUUUCUGUUGCUUUUUUGUCUCUAGUUGCUGGUAAUUGCAUUAACGCUGCUAUACUCUACUACCUGGAUACAAAUAAACGCAGAAGUCAGGUUGCAUUUUUUUGCACGGCAUGGUUUGGCAGCAUUUUUAUAAAUGUUUUGUCGACCAGCAGACUCUGUGACCCCUUUUUUGUGAAGAUUUGACCAUUCCUUGAGCAUUUUCUUACCUUUAUACCUUUCAUUUUAAUAUUUGUCGAAGCAAACAUGACAUUAGUCUGUUGGAGAAAUUCCUACCAUCCAGUUAUUCUAGUUAAAAUGGCAAGAAAUUCACAAUUGAAUGAAUUCACAAUGAAACAUGAGUUUUAAAGCUUUUUAAUGACCAUCCGAAUAAGAUUCAACCAACAAAUACUUGGAUGUGUGUAGGUAGGCUAUGGUCUCAUGUCCCUUUAAGAUGCUGUCCUACGUCAGAGACGUGACUCCACCCCAUCUAGUCCGUAACAAAGAGGGAAAGACAGGUGAGGAGAUGGAGGACGGUUCAAAAGUUGUAGCAGCUGAAGUAGACGAAGUUAAUGUGGGAGGGGGUGAGCAGCUUGUGGAGUAGUUAUCGUCCAUUUAUUGUUAUCGAGGUGAACUGCUCAAUACAUCGUGAUAUUGAUUUGAGGCCAUAACGCACAGCCCUACUGUGACCCCUUUAUUUGAGCAUUUUCUUACCUUUAUACCUUUCAUUUUAAUAUAUGUCUUAGCAAACAUGACAUUGGUCCAUUGAGAAAGUUCCUACCAUCCAGUGAUUCGAGUCAAAAAUGGUAGAAAAUUCUCUGGGAUCAUGAAGGUAGAAGAGUGGAAAUGUUUUGAUGUUUGGCCAACAGCUAGGGACUCCAUGACUCCGCCCCCUUGUAGUUGUGUCCUUUUUGGGGUUUGAUAUUGAGCCAAACAAAAAGACAGCAACAUAGCUUUUCAAUAAGAUUCAACCAACAAACACUUUGAGUGGUGUUGGGGUGGCGUUGAAGACAACUUAGUGUCCACGCACACAGAAAGGAAAUGCCCACACCUGUCAGUCCUCAUGCUCAGCCUCAUCUUUCAAUCACUGACAACACUUCCCGACAUGGCAUAGCUAAAUAUUCCCAAAGGCUCAUCAUGUCAAUGAGGAUGUGUCAGACACUGUUUGAGCUUUGUGUCUACAGCCAGCAGAAGAAAGUCCCUCUAACAGGACAACCACUGCAGGCUUAUUUUAGAGCCCCGGCAUGGCGACAGGCAGUACGUGACGGUGUUAAGAUUUCACAGCAUGUUUCUGUGACAUCAAACACUGGUUGAUUCAAAAAAUUUAAUAUCCGUAAAAUUGCAUCAGUGUCAUUUAGCUUUGGAAAGAAAAACAGAGGGGGGUAAGGCCAGAUCUGAAUUUCGAGGAGCCAACAUGAAAUCGUAAAAUCUUGAAUUGCUUUGUCAUACUUGGAUUUACAAAUGUGAAUCUUAUUAAAGAAAAUUCUCCUGUUUUCACUGAGGCCAACACAGUUAAUGGGUUUCUUUAAAUGUCUGUUAUUUAAGAUCCUUUUUGAUGUUUUUAAAUCUCAUCUGAAAUUUGGUAAAGCAUGAAAACCGCCUCUUUCUUCUCAGCGUUUUUCCAUCCAGGUCUUUUGUUUUUCUUCUCCCCCCACAAGAGUUCCUGGUUUCAGGUUUCCCCCCUCGGCUUACAGAGAUCUGGAAAUCUCUGAGCCUUAAACUGCAUCUGGAUCACCAAAUUUACCUCGUUCCAGAUAAAGAUUUUGUUUGGUCUGAACGGUGGACUUAUUUGCACUGCUUGAUUUCCAUUUCACUGUUUAGAAAAUACAAUGUUUUCUUUAUUUCUUCCCCUUAAUAGUAAAAAGGGAAAAGUUAGUCACAGCUGGGGAAUGUGCUCUCUCUUUGCAGCUCUGUAGUCAGUCAGCAGGGACAUUUAGACACUUACAAGGGGGGAAGAAAUGAAUGAAUUAGAUCCUCAUUCCUUUGGCCUGUUUUGACAAUCUUCAUUUUGUACCAGUGUUGAGUCCCAGGCCGCUUUUAGUCGGAGCUCUCUGGAGGGAGGAGAACAACAGCUCAAAGACAAAUCAUCUGCUUGCUGCGUACCGCUAUGACCAGAAUUCCUGGGCAGUCUGCCCGUAUGAGUGAAUUUGUAGUUUUCUGAGUGCAAGAGUGUUUCAUAAGAUGUUCAUCUUGUGAGUGUGUGUAGGUCUGAAAUCUGAUCGAGGCAUCGGGGAGAGAAUUGACUCGAAGAAAUAACUUGAACUUAAUGUAAGUGGACACAGAGCGAGCGAAAACUCUAACAACAUGUGGGAAAAUCAACAUCUUGCUUCAAUUGUUGUGUCCUCUUUAUCUGACUUUAAAAUAAUCAGCAGAAAAUCAGGAAUAGUCUUUAAUUUCCCCUUUGAUUAGAUUGGCGGGGAACUCAAUUCCUCCUUUGGUCUCCCUCCAGUAGGCUUGUGUGAUAGGAAGGGUCCUAAUCCCUGAGAGUUAGGGGGUCUGCUGUGGGGGGAACUCCAUAUGGUCACAGACUGUGAGGGUCCUGGGUCAUUCCUGCCUGAGCAAAGACAUCUUUUCACGUUUAGUCUCUGUUUGUGUACAUUUUAAAUGUUGUGACAGUGUUAAUAUUUGGUGUAAAUGACCCACAUUAUGUUCAUAUCACCAAUCUUAUCUUGGUGUAAUUCUUAUUUGCUAUUAUUUCACCUCCUGUGAACAAUAUAACAGAUACCGAUGCCUUUAUUUUGAAAGGAAAAUUACCGGAAGUUAUCAGUCAAUGAGCAGUAAUAACUAUGUGUGAAUUCAAGACACACGAUCGCUAAUAACGAUCUCUUUAAGUUGCUAAAGUACCUGGUUGAUAGAGGCACAAGCUUUGUAUAAGCUUCUUUUCUCAGACAAAUUAAUAUGAAGAGUCUUAAUAACGUUUCUGAGACGUUCGGUCGAGUUUCGUGUUGCUGAGUGUUAGCAAAGUUGCUAUAAUUACGAUGAUGGUCGUGUUAACACAGACGGGAUUCAUUUAGUUCAUAGCAUGUCUCUGAUGCACACUUUGAAUCCAUAUGUAUUUUAUUCAUCAUAAAGCUCUAUGCCUGAAUAACACCAGACUGACUGUUUUUCAGUUCUGAUUAGACACUAGUGUUUAGAUAGAUAGAUAGAUAGAUAGAUAGAUAGAUAGAUAGAUACUUUAAUGAUCCCAAACUGGGAAAUUCAUGUUACAGCAGCAGCAAAAUAAAAAAAAAAUGAAAUUAAAUAUAAGAAGAAGUAAGUACAUUACAGGCUAAAAAUACUGAAAAUACUAAGUAUAUACAAUAAAUACAGACUAAAUAUACUAAACAUCCUAAGAGAAAAAAGUGAGAUAUGAAGAACGUGGGCUAUUGAAAUGAGUAAUAAAUACAAAAAUAGAUGUCUGUCUGUCAUGAUAGCAUGUACUGAGUUGGGGGCUGAGCACAUUAAACUAUAAUCCAUAAAUGUAAGGAAGCAACCGAGACCUAAUAUCUCCAUGUUUACAGGAACCUCUGAGUUUGAGACAGUGAAAAUGAGAGCCCUGUGGUAUGUUGUAUCUGAACAGGUUAGCUUACGAGCUCUAAAGUUACUUAGCACAGAUGAAAGUUAAAACAAAGACGUUUAGCAAACUGUUAAAGCACACAAACCAUCGUCAUAUGAGAAAUCCGACGCUAUGACUCUCCACAAGUUGUACUUCAGGUCGUUAUCUUUGUGUUUUUUAUCAAAAAUCACUCUGUUCUCCAACACGUAAAUAAUCAGCGGGUUGGCCAUGUUGAAUAUACCGGUGAAUCUGACGUCGCAACAACAUGAAAUCUGAUUGGUCAGAAGUGGACACACGGUAUGCAAAACUUUAGAAAAUUCAACUGUGAUACGAAAAAAUAAAUGCCGCAAUAUCGCAGGACGGGAAAACGUCACUCACGUGAAUGCUUGUAUUGCCAGGAAACGGGUUCAAAAAAAUAUUGACGUCCGAUUUAAUGGCACAAAAAAAAUGCUCCCAGUGUGUAAGGACCUUAAGUCUCACUCUUGUCAUUUUCUUAAACUUGGCAGCCCUGUCUUACGGUGUGUUCACAACGUUCAUGGAUGUUAAAAGGAACUAUUCUAAAUAAAACUUUGUGAACCAUCAGUCAGAUACUAAAUUUGGUAUCUCAAAUGUUUGGCUCUACAGAGAUGCUUUUGUUGCGCAUCAAAGUAGUUAAAGUUCAUAAGUGGUGAACGGUCUUUCUGUUGGACCAGACAAAGAGCUUUCUUUGCUCAUGACCCGACCCCCUUCUUUUCAGUUUGUUUCUGUUUUUACGGACUAGGUGUGAAAAGAAGCUUUUACUACAGGAACUCUACAUUCUGUGUCCAACACUAUCAAGAUGGGAGUAGUGAAAUGGUUUUAUUCCCCCGGCGGUGAUUUUUAACUCACACCACACUUGCAGGGGUUGAGAAGAGCACGUUACAGCCCUGCGAUGACCCACUGUUUAAAAUGUUCAUCAUAAAUAUGUCAGUUAGAGGAAGAGCAUUUAUCAUCUUGCACGUUCCCUCAGGAUCACAUAUUAGAAACAAAUGGGUCCAGGACCUGCAGGGAUGCAGCCUCAUACUUUACAGUUAUAUACUUGACACCUAUAGCUACUAUCCUAACCUAUAGCCACCUUCAGCAACAUUCACCCGGCCUGUCCUAAACAGCUGUGUUAGUUUGGUGAUCGCACCGAGACAUGCAGUGAUGCACGAGUGUUUACUCUUUAAACAGCUCUGACCCAGGAGUGAGGAAGAUGAGUGUCGCUUUGUGUCUUAGAGAAAAUAGUUAAAUGAGCAGAAAAUGUUUAUGCACCCCCAGAACACACACACAGGGCAUUGUAGAGCUGGUAGACGGUGAAAGUUGAUUGUUUGCAGGUGUGUUUUUAGCUGCACUCAUACCCACUCAUUGAAACUCUAAGAUUAUUCAGUAAAAAUUCAGUCUUACUGCAGUAGAUAACACACCUAUCCUGUUAGGGGGGAGUGAUAAAAGGCCUCACACUCACAUCCUCGCUGCCUGCCCCUUCAGCACUUCUCCUCGCCGCUCCGUCUUCAUCACUAAUAUUCGUAUUACAGCCAGCAGAGCGGCCGCCUAACAUGUUUUCACAGCCCGUGUGACAUCAUUACAUUUCAAAAGCACCUCAUAAACACGUAGUCCUGGGCUGAGGUCGGGUCUGGGAAAGCUUAAAGCCACCCGCUCACCCCUCAGUCAUUGUCUCAGGAGUGACAGUGAUCUAAGAGACCAUGAAUGAUGAAAACAGGCAAAAUUAAUAUACUUUCUUUUUUUUUACAGUAAUAUCUCUGAACUGUCUGCUCAUUGUUUCCUUCAAAACUAUGAACAAACACUGUCUUAUACAAACAGAGUUAGAUACUCAGCAGGGCUUGACUCUAACUUUUCUCAACUUAGUAGCACAUGUGCUCCUAAGUUGAUAAAGUAAGGAGCUCACAAAGAACUUUAGGGGCACAAUAAAGAUUGAUCAAAUAAUGUUUGUCUUAUUGGUUGACAUAAGUACUAUUAUUUUAAAUCAAUUUUAGGUCUUUUGGACACGUGACGUGGAAGCUAUUGAAGAAAAUGUUAAAAAUUUGCCUUUAAAUUUAAAACAAAACUUUUUAGAGGAGGAAGUAGGGAAAUAAAGAGAUGUGUCUUAUUUUCUGACCUUAUAACUAUUAUUUGAAAUCAAUUUUAGGUCAAUUGGUCACAUGACAUGGAAGCCAUUUAGAGAAAACAGCCUUUUUUUGAGAACAUUGACCAAUAAUUUAUUGACGGUCCCUUGCGUUGACAGCGAGGGUGCCGAGUAGAUUUAACCACGCUGCUGUUGCUAUUCCCGGUUACGGAGAGUGAGAAGACACCGGUAGAUCCGCAGUGAAUGUCCGUCAGAUAUCCAACCUAAAACUAACUUCACCGCGGUAUUUACAUGAAAAAAUAUUUGUUGCCUCGGCUAAUUUUUUUAAGCGUACAUGUGCCCUAUACAUUUUACAAUUCGCACACAUCUAUGCGAGUGAAAUGGUCGCACUGUCCAGCCCUGCUCUGAGUACCAGGCUAAAGAAAAUGAAUAUGUAAGAUUUCCUGGAAUAUUCAGCCUUCAUUAAAAAAGACAGGAAAAAAAAACUAAAUCCCUCUCUAAUGCCAGUAACAUAUCAGACAAAGGAAAGCUUAUAAAAAAAGUCACUCUUUGGUCAGCCAAAAGGUCUUAAGUCAACUCAUAAUACCAAGACUGACGACUUCAAAUGUGUGAAGUCUGUUUUUCAACAGUGUUGUCCUUUAAACCUCGAACCAAAGGCCACACAGCGAGCAGAACAAAAAGUGAAAAGUCUUUAAAAGAAGGAGCUUUGAUGUCCAGAGCGAGUGUUGGGCAAAGAAAUACACGGUUCACCGGAGAGGCUGCUCGAUAGGAUUCAGACAGAGGCGGCAAUCACCAUCCAGCAGCUCUUAAACAGCUUGUUGUCAUGACGACUGUUGAUAUCCACAUAGUGCUAAAGGAUGCUGAUGUAAUCCCUCAUUAGUUAUUGAUCGCUGAUUGAAGCUGAUGGUCAGGUUUGAUAUUUCUGGGUCAUCAUUUAGACUUUCUCACUUCAGAGUUAGCAUGAGUGGAAUAUGAAGGAGUGCAGCAGGGUUUUCAUCUGUGAACACACGGAUCAGAGAUUCUGGUGCACUUUGAAUUUUCAGAAUAAUUCAUCACUGCGUAUUUUCUCUUACAGUAAAUGAGAGAUAUCUGACUAUUAAAUCACUCAGGGUGGAAAAGCAGGAGCUGCUCUGUAGGUGGUGAUUAAGUCAGACUUCAUUUAGUCAUUUCGUGUUGAAGUGGUGAUAUCUUCUGCUUCUGUUAACUAUGACGGCAACAGUUUGUUUUCAUGCUGAAUAUUUCACGACUUUAGAGCCAACUCCUGCCACACACCUUUUCCCUCUCUGUCUCAGCAGUUCCCUCUCGGAGUCUUUGCCCUCUGAAACGAGGUGUAAUCCCUCUGAGGAGUGGCUGAUCUGCUUAUCGUUUCCCUCCACACACACACGCAGAGCCAGUUUUCCCCCCCAAAGACUCUAUCAUGUGACAUCUGAAUCUUUAACCCAUCAAAUAAGCUUAAGUUAUACUGCUGAGGCAAAGUUUGAGAGAUCCCAUGACUUGCCAAUAAUCCACAGUCCCCGUUUCCCCUCAGCUCUUUGGAUUACAAUAUGUUUUCUUUGUUCCAUUUGUCCUCUCUGCUAUUAACGCUAAAACAGGCCACAUAACCCAGGGUUUCUUUAUGAAAGCCACAUCUAAUCCCUCAUUAGCCCACAUCCAGGCGUUUAUUAUAAUGUUUGCAAGCUUUGUAUGUGGUCCAGAUUAGUGGAUUCAAGUUGAAAUUAUGUCCAAUACAUCUGCAAUACAUGCAAGAAUGAAAGUUUUUAAGAAGCUCUUGCACUGACCUGUGUCUUAUCAGGUUAUUUUUUGUGUGUUGGUCCAUAUGUGUCUGGCAUCACGCUGAUCUGUGAACAGCAGGGCCCCUCACAGCAGGCCGCAGUUAAAUGCGCUUUUGUUAGAUAGUGAAACUGUUUGUAGUUGGAGCAAAUAGACUCUUAUGUGCUGAUGUAAUCUGCAAAGGGGAAGGAAAACAUUGUAUAGUUGUUGCUGAAUGAGCCCUGGAAGAGCCCGGCCUCAGAGGAAACUGGGAACAGGGGGUUGGAGGAUUAGUGUUUUUUCUUUUUUCAGACUUUGGCUUCACUUUUCCCCCUUUUUUUCUUUUUUCCUCACAGUUUUUUUUUUUCCUUUCUUUGUAAAAAGACUACUAAAUUUUGCUCCAGGCCUCACAGUACAAUGGACCCUUUUACACUUCAGCAGGACCAGCAGAUGUUAGUUUUCGCUGUAGAUGACAUGACAAAUAAAUCGUUUUUAAAACACAAAUCAGUGCAACAGAGAAAAAGACAUGGACACAAAGAUUCACUUUCAUUUUCAGGAGGGAGAACCUCAGCCUGAAACCAUAAGCAUGCGGUCGCAUAAUGGUUAAGUAUUAUCUUGUUCUUUAAUGUGGUUUUAUUUUCCAGCCCCAGUGCUUCCAAUGAGAGUAAAUGUCAGCAGUUUUUGAACCAUAAUAACGCUCAAACCAUAAUUUUGCUGCGCUGCCAUGUGAGAAAGAUGCUUACACCGGGCUCAAGUUCCAAACUGUAAUAGGGACUAGUGGUGGUUUCCAUGCCACAUCCCAAAUUUGAUUAUUUCCUACUGAAAACCAAAUCCAGAAAGUACAAUAAUGGAUGGAAGCUUUAAAAUGUCAGAUGUAACUACUCCGCUGUGCUCGCUCGGGUGUUUUCAUGGAGCCUGUUGUGUCAUACGGUGGGGUUAAUCAGCACUGUGGGGGUGUCAUAUGCGCCGUCUGUUUUCUCCUUCCUCUACCGUCCUGCUCAAACGGGUCAUCCUUAUCUUCUCUCCAAAAUCAACCCUGCUCUGCUCCAGCCUCGGUUUCCACUCUCAAUGCAUCACUAAUCCGUGAAGAAAGAGAGCCGCUGCCUUUUUUUUUUUUUUAAUGGUGGGUGAAGGAGUUAAACGACCGUCUGCUUUGUGUCACAGAGGGGAAAAAAACACCUCUGUUAAUUCUCUUCCUCUAACGCUAAAUCUCCGUCUGCUGUUUGUUUUCAUUGGCUUGUUUAUUUUCUUAGUCUUUCAGCACUUCUUCCUUCCCCGUGGCUGGCUCAGAGUCACUCGGCGCAUCCACCACCAGCAAAACCAGUGCAGCUCCACUGACUCGCCUUGGCUCGUCUCCCAUUUCAAAAAGGCUCCAGAAAUUUAAGACACGGGUGGACGUGUCUUUGGGACAGCUUGUCCUCCCGGCAGGACUUGAAUUACCUAGUAGCUCCUUUCACUGAGCAGCCCACACGUCUCUUUGAUGUGCUCAGACCCUGUGUCCGUCUUUAUCUGAUGUGCUGCCUUCAUGACCUCUCCUGUGCGCCUGCAGCGUAAUGUCACCAUGACUUCUGUCAUCCAGGAAUAAGAAUACGCCUCAGCCUGACAGUUUUAUAUCAGGAAAAGUACAAAGCAAACUCUUGACACGCUUUGGCCGUUUUCCAUGCAACAGGUGCAGAGAGGAUCCGUUCCAAGCUCUGCCUUUAAUAUAAAGAUUAAUGAAGAUUAAUCUGCAGUCACUUUAGGAGUAAGAAUACAUACUGCAGAGAAAAACCCAUAUGAUUAUAGUUAAAUUCUUGGUGCAUAAAAGAAGAAGAUCCAUGGAGAAUGAGAAAAAAACAAGAACGACUGAAGGAAAUGUUCUCAAGCUGCAAAAAUAAAAACGUAUCAAAGAAGCUGCAGGAGAAAAGUCACAUCUCCUUUACACACAAGCCCACACUGACCAGAAUCAAAGUCUGCUUUACAUAUGCACUGCGCUGAUCCUAUUAAAAGUGGCAUAUUCAACUGAAUGAAAAACAAACUGCCUCAUUAAAUAGCAGCAAAUGUUCUCAUCAAAGAAAGCUUCACUUUUUUUCGCGUCUCUCCGCGGUAGCCUGUCACAUAAAGUAAUCAAAAGUUGGUUUUAAAAAUACUAAACAGAAAAAUAAAAGUCGACUCAAGCUUUAGUUUUAGCCAAACAACCUCCUGUAGUUCAUGUCCUGCGCUUCAUUUCGAAACCCUGAACGCACCAUAACAAACCCGCUAUCGUCGUCUGUCCUCGCUCAGAUAGACGAGGAAGAGAAACGGUGACCUCUUGACUGAUGUUGUGUCUGUUAGGUCACACAAUCCUCACACCCGGUGACACAUUCCACUCCUCCCGAUAAAUCUCUCCUCAGAAUUCACACUGUGAUUUAUUUCUGCCAUUGUCACAGAGGUCUAAAGUCAAAGCACUCAACAGAGAGUCACAGAGGUUAGUGCUCAGGGUCUCCCAGCAGGAUAUGAUACAUUAACCCAUUUACAUCCUCUGUAAUGCCCUCUAAAACUGCUCUAAUAGCCUAAUUUGUUUUGCCAUUAUGGGCAUUUGUGAAAGACUAAUAUGCAUGACUAUGAAUAAUUUGUUCGGCUAAACAAUAGCAUUUGCAAGACAGAGGAGCUAAUGUGGAGUAAUGAGAUUCUCGACAACGCGUAGAGCCGCUGCUGCCUGUUGGUUUAACAGUCUGGGCUGCAUGUAAUUGGGUUAUUUUACAGAUGGCGAGAUGCACGGUGAUGCAGUGUGAAAUAUUCGUCUGCAGUUUGAAAUUGUUGACUGUUUGGAUCACAUUACUUCUACCAACAGAAAUAAUUAAGAAAGAUAUUCAGAGUGAAAAAAAGAGCAAAUUGAUCCAUCUGUUGGGUUUGCUGUUUCAAGUGAAAAGACCCUGUGGAGUUUUUUUAUCCGUCAAGAUCAGCUAAGUGGGAAAAAUAUCCUUUUUCUGCAGUUGUUUGUAUCAAAAUGAAUUAAAUAUUACUCUUCCUCAAUUCAUCGUGCCUCACAUUAGGGCUGGGCGAUAAACCGAAAAUUUACCAAUACCCAAAAUGACAACAAUAACUGACGUCAUUUUGCCCAUAUCGGUAUAUUCAAUGUCAAAUAAAUGAAUAAAUAGAGUUGGUUUUGGUUGUGUGUAGGUAGGCUAUGAUCUCAUGUUUCAUUAACCCUAAAACACUAUCACUAAAAUUAGUAACACCAUCACUAUCGCCGGGUGAUUUUUACCCAGAAUAAUACACCCAAGAAAAGUACUUGUCAUCAAAAUAUAUCAAAAUACAUAACAAAUUAAAGUAGUUUUCUUUUAUUUUUAACUGUGUAAUGUCCAAAGGGAGGGAAAAAACGCCAUUAGGGACCAGAUAAAAAUGCAACAAAAAAUAUGAAACUAGGAAUUCAUGAACAAAGUAUUCCUAAAUAGAUUAUAUGUGUGUAUAUACAUAAACUGUAAACUUGGUUUCUUUUCCCUGGUGAAGACUCAGGGUCCUCGGCACAAUAACAGCUGCAGAAGAGAGAACCAAAAUAUGUUAGAUUCUGAGUGAGUAAAAAUGACCAGCUGACUCAAAUAUUUCUCAUCACCAUAUGAAUUCACUUGAAAAUAACUACUUUGUGAUAGUUAUUCAUAACCACUGCGCUAAAUAAAGACAGCAUGCAAAUUCCAGGACCACUCUAACUGACCUUAUUCCCUACAUGCAGCUAUCAAAUCCACCCAAACCUACUUUACCCUCUAUCACAAUAUGUCCUCAAAGAUGUCAAAGGAAAUGUUGGGACCCAUGAUACUCAGACAAACGCAACAUCAUGAAAAUCACGUAAAAACAUGUUUGGUCGGGUUAAAAUCACCCGGCGAUAGUGUUCUAGGGUUAAGACGCUGUCCUACGUCAGAGACGUGACUCCACCACAUCCAGCCCGUAACAAAGAGGGAAAGACAAGUGAGGAGAUGGAGGACGGUUCAAAAGUUAAUGUGGGAGGAGGUGAGCAGCUUGUGGAGUAGUUAUCAUCCAUUUAUCGUUAUCGAGGUGAACUGCUCAAUAUAUCGUGAUAGUGAUUUGAGGCCAUAUCGCCCAGCCCUAACUCACAUGAAUUCUUGUACCUGAAGUCCAUCCAAAGAGGGAUGAGCAAGGGAGCAUACUCACCUUUGAUUGCUUUGGCUUCCACAGGUGUGAAAUUUCCCAGUGUUCUUCACCUGUAGCUGCAGAGAUUCUCACACUUAGAUUCUGUCAUACUCACAGUCUUAUUGUACCGAAGCGUGUGAUACUUGCUCGUUAAAAAAGAUGUGCAACUUCACAUUUAAGCUGAUGUCGGUAUUCUUUCCUGAUCAAACGAGAAAGGAGUGAGAGAGAGAGAGAGAGAGAGAGAUACCGACAUCAGCAGACAGAAAUCUUUUGGCUUCCACUCGAACACACGUCAGACGAUGAAGGAUUCUCCACAGCGUUCGUACCAAACUGAUAAUGAUGGAGCUCUGCUGGCAACCGAUUACAUGUUCUCACACAAAAAAACAAUCUGAGAUUAACCAUAGCAACAUGACAUAUGUUUGCUGGAGCUCCGUCCGACCAUAACCAAACAGUAAAAAGUUCACAUUGAAGUCGGUGAAUGUGUGCGCAGAUAAGGAGAUGACAGAUGACGACCCUUUCACCUCCUCCUCUCUGUGCGUGAUGUAUGCAUUCAGCUAUAAUGAUGAUGUUUCUCUGCUGUGUUCCUGAGGUCAGUUCAGCCCGGAGCUGUAUGUUUGGGUUUGUUCUAACAUUUUCAUCACUCAGGGUAACAAGUAGCCACAGGCCGAGACGAGAUGAAUCGCAGAGUUCGGCCGGGAAGGGGUUUCAUCAUUAUCAAUGAAGCGUCGAGUUCAGCGUCUCAAUGACAGAGGGUGAAUGGAGCAGAAUUGUAGUGGAAACCUAUUAAAGCAUUAGACAAAAUGUUGUCUUUUGGCUUUGCUGCUUGUUUAAUAACUGGGUUACUGCUGGUGGCUUAUUUGAAGAUCAUUUUCUGCUCUGAGAUGCCCUGUAAUAUCCUACCUCAGAAGAUCAGAGCGGUCUUUAAUUACACACGUUCGCUUGGAUCAUGGAAAAACACAAAAGACUCUGGGGGAAAGUUCGAUGCCAGUUUAUCUUUGAUUUAUAUUACCCUUCCUUUUUCCUGUGCCAUAAUUCACUUGUCUUCCUCGCUGUUAUUGAUGAAGGCGGGAGAACCUCGUAUGACUCCCAGACAUGGGUGGCUGAAGGUUGGCUACCAGAUGAAAGAGGGAAUAGAUGGUUGCCAGGCCAGGAGGUCAGGAAGGGCAGCUGGACGUUUGGCCGACCUGUGACCUCGGGGGCUCACAUGUUAGCCAGAACUUUCUGCUUGAUUGGAUUAGAUUAGGUGGGCUUAGUCCUCCUUUUCUGUGUAAAUCACACAAACACAGAUGCAUUUGGCCCCAGGAAUCAAACUUAACGCUGGUGUACAUGUCAAACAAUAUCAGCACUGUUAGGCGCAACAUGGAUCUGAAAUCAAUGAAAACACGACUAGGAUGUGGUUUUGGCUCGGUCUCUCAAUACAUCGAGACAAGCGUGAAAAGUAAAGAAGCCAAAAUACUGGAGACAGAAGUAGAUGUGCAGUCACUUAAUAGAAGUUUUCAAGUUUCCCCAUAUGUGGUUUACACACAGUGAUAUCAUAAAUCUGUCAUUUUUACAUUUGCCCCUCCGUAUCAUUGGAAAGCCUGGAGCUCAGAUAGUGUGUCGAGGGCAAGAAAACACCCAGGACAGGUUUUCUAUUCAUCUCAAGACACGUCCGUCUGAGCUGAUUAGAGUCUUGGCUCCGACAAGCAGAGAAAUAAUAGUGUUUUAUUAUUCAUUAUUCAUUUGCCUUAAAGCAAAGGGAUCUCUUUUGCAUGUAUAUUAGACUUUUGUCAACAAAAGAAUGCUGUUAUAUUAGCAUAUAUUUUCAUUUUCACUCGCUUGGUGUGAGAGUGGAUAUGUCCUUUCUAGAGGAAACCCUUCCCUUAUUUUCUGAGCAAACCAGAAAAAUCCCUUAUCAGAGUGUUUGUUGGCGAAGUGUAGAAAAGGCGGAAGAAGUCUGUGAGGCGUGGUCUCUACGUGCCUUUGUGAGCACUAUCUGCUGCUCCUAUCAUACUCUGUCUGCUUUUCAAACUCUAGAGAAACGUAUAAGUCUGCUUCGGCUCCUUGUCGAUCUGCCAAUCAACUUCCUGGACUCUUUUAACACAUUGCUGUUGUUCUUUUGGGCCAGCCUCACUGGUCGUAAUUAGCCCAGACCAGGCUGGUAUCAGGAGUCCGCUGAGACCCGCUCAGAUGAAAAUCAUGUUUUUCUAGUUGUCUACAUGUUCAUAUGGCAUUUUUCUGAUGCUACAGGAAAUGUGUGAAAUUGCAUUUCUGAGUAUUUCUGCUUUCAAAUGGCCAUGAAUCUCUGGCAGACCCAAACAGCAGGCUCAGAUACAGUGAGAUUUCCUACUUCACAAAUCCAAGCUCCGCCCUCAGACUCAGAAAAGUAGAGAGGAUGAUCACGGAACAAGUGUGUGCGUUAGCAGAUUGCAAUGCUUGUAAGAAAACUUAGUAUGAUAUAAUAGUGUGACCAUAGAGAGGACAUGACUAUGUGGGGGCGGAGUCACGUGUAGUAAAUUUUAAGAGUUUUUCGGGUUGAUUCAAGUGUUUUUUGCACACUUCUAACUCAGUAAGUCCACGCGACACGAAUUCAAAACUUCCAUACAAGACCCGGGACAUUUGAAGGAUCUUAUAAAUCCCCCCUGGACAAGGCUGGACAGCCCCCAAAAAAGAGGACAUGUCUGGGUAAAAGAGGUCGUACGGUCCCCCUAUGAUAUAGCUUUCAUCAUGACCCCAAAAACAUUAGUCCAAGAGCUGAAUUGGUUACCUGCUUCUUCUACUUCACCGGCAGUGUCUCCGCCCACGACUCAGAGGUGAAUUGCUAAUGAGCUACUGGAGCUCUGCAGAAGAAAAGUCCUUGAAAAUGACACAGGUAACAUGAUUUUAGCUGAAAACUUUAUAAUCACAACUUAAAGACAAACAGCUAAAGCAAACAGAGCGUACCAGGAUAUUACAGUUUCAGUAUAAUGUGCUGUUUGCAGUAUGAGGAAGUGUGCUAGCUUUUAAGUGCAUCACUAAAAGAGAUGUUUUUUUGGCAACUAGGGUAAAUGAUUUCUUAUAAAUAUUCUUCUUUGUGCAGCCUGAAGGCAGAGCUGAAAGUGGCGGUCUCACGGGUGGCUGCAGUCAUCCAACAUUUCCGACUCAGGCGACGGAGUGCUUUUUCACGAUGAUUGGACAGCUGAGUUUGUUUGCGGCCCGUGACUGCGACUUCCUUAUAUGACCACUUUGGAAAGAUUUGGCUUGUUUGUGACUCUGAAGUGCUCCUACCAUAAUACGGGGAAAAAGAGAGCGCACUUUCACUAAGAAGUGCGUCUCAGGAGCGGUAACAUCAUUUCUAAAUCAGCUGGACCGAAGUUUUCAGCACAAAUUGCUGAGACCUGAAAAGGAUAAAUGUUGAAACGUUUGGUGAUUGUGGUAAAUAGAUCCUUGCAAACUGUUAUCGCAUGCAUAUUUAAUCCUCUCGCUGAGGUAGACAGCCCACAGAUUAAUCAGAGUGUCUUUCCAGCAGAUGCACACUGAAAACAUCCUCCUCCUCCUCCACAGCUGGGUAAAAAAUGAAUACCGAGCGUUUAUCCCCACACUUGUUGAUACCAACCUCGACGCACGUUAGACUGUUGCUCAGCAAAAAGAAAACUUGUGAUGACUUUGCCAAAACUUAACUCGAGUGUAAGCAAAACAGGUUUUUGUCUUUCAAACGGAUGAAUUGCGGUGGACGCACACUGGUGUGUGUUCCUUUUUAGGAGGUUGCGUGAGUGUAAUCUUGCUGAGGACAUGUUUACUGUGGAAGUCCCUUUUACUCUGAGAAACAACUGAAGAGCUCGCUGACUACCUUAUGUAUACUCAGGAAGGAUUGUUUGAAAUGAAUCACAUGAAGGAGGGGACUGGACAUGUAUACAAGAUAAAAUAUAAUUACCCUAUCACCUAAAUAUUUUGCAGAGAACUAAAUAAAUAUCCCAGCGAGGAAAUGAAACCCACCUAUUGCUUCGGAGGCUCAAAGGAAUUUGUGUGAAAAAAAAAACACACAGCUCAUGAAUCAGAGCAAACAUCUCAGAUGAUAAACACAAAUAUCACAUAGUAACCAUAUUAAAUGUGACAAAUAGAAAACGGGCUCUGACCAAACAGAGAGAUUCCAGUUCAGGAGGUGACGUAGGUUUACAUGCGGAGGGAUGGAAACUGUCAUUAUCACAUUUUCCAGAGAAGUUUGAAAAACAGGAUAAAAGGUGAGGCGAUGUGUCUCAGUCCGUCUCCACUUGACGGAGCGGGAGUUGAAUGUGAAGAACAGCUGUUGUUUGUUGUUGGCAGGGAACUGUUUGGAAAGUCGCAGCAGCGCAGAGCGUGUGUGUGUGUGUGUGUCUGUGUGAACUCAUCUGUCUAUCUGCGUGAUCCUCUGUCUGCUCGCCAUGAAUCUCUGUCGACUCGUAAUUACGCGACUCGGUGAAACAGAAGAAAGAGAUCCAACAGACACUCAUCUCUCCUCGGCUGCUUCUUUUGCCAAAACACAUCGUCUUUAUGUGUCCAGCUUAUGUUGAACCAGAAACGACUUCCUCCUCCUCCACCGUGACAGUUAAACAGACUUUUCUACAGGGACGCGGCGUGCACGCCAAAACUCUGCCUGGGCCGCCUUCAUUUGUUUGCAGUGUUUAUUAGUGAGUGACAGGGUGUGUUUAUGCGUGUGCUUUCAGUAGGCCUUGGUGACCCUGUUGCCCUCGCUCACCCACCCCAGUUCUCCUCCUCUCCUGGACUCAGAGAGGGAAGUUAGAGAGGGAUUGGGUUGUAUUUCCUCAGGAUUGACUCCAUCGCUGCAGGAGGAGUGCAGUAAAGCUGUGGCUGCCGGAGAUUGAAUGUAAUCAUCUCCCUCUAAUAAGCAGACUUACAUUAAUACGACUGAAGGUUUACAGGGAUGAUGAAACUCACAGAGUCCGUCGGCAUGUCAGAAAACUCUGCAGGACAUGCAACAUCUUGAAACCUGAAAAAUCUGCAUGCUGUGAGUUACACAUGUAAAUGAAGUGCAGGGCAGUUCUCGGUUGAUGUCGACAGCUGCACUGAUUAAAAUCAAACUGAAUCUAAUCUGUCAGGCAGAUGUGAGACAGACGGCCCAAAAUGCUGCUAAUAAGUUUCCUACAGGCUGUGUGAGAACCGUCUGCAGAUGACAUAAUGUUGUGCUUACAUUUUUAAUAUCAACAGCACAGUGACCUGCUUGUGUGUUGAAAGCAUCUUUAUUAAGAAGCAGCUGAACACUUCCUUAAAGUCUGCUAGUCCUCUCAAAAAGAGUUUUUCCUCUCCUCAGAGGAUGACUGAUGGACUUACUUACUGCUUCUCCAUGUAAACAUUCAACAAAAUGCUGGUGCCACAUCGCUGCAGAGUUAUGGUCGCAUUAAAGUGUCUGCAGGCCACAUCACGACGGGAAGUCUGUCAACUUCAUCGUUAGAAGGAGCAGCCGCUGCCCCGGGAGAGAACACUGAGUUAUGACACGAAGCGUCACUUAGCCUAAUGGAUUUAAGGAACAUGACGGCUCUAUACUGAUGAUCUAUUCAUCUAUUUAUGUUUUUCAUCACUGUAGGAAGUGCCUCUGUCAAACCACUUCAAGUACCAACUGUAGAGACACCGUUUUUUCAGGGUAACUCUCUCACUCUCAUCAUGUACAACCCUGAAUCAGAAUAGCGUACUGCCCUUGCAGUAUAUGCAAACCUAGACAGACAGACAGCUAAUAUUUUAGGAGUCGUCCAAUAAUCAGACAAGGCUUGACUUUUCCUGUAUUUACUUAAGUUCCUUUGAUUUUCGUAAAAGUGAAACAUUACAAAAAACUAGAAAAGUACCCGGAGGACAUUGGUCCCAAAGAUCAUGGCCGAACCAUAUUGGUUUUCAUCCUUGUCUCUUUUGCAGAUUUGUUCAGAUUGUCUGAGUCUUUUAUUAUUCAUUGUAGUUCAUGAAAUCUCCAAAUACUUUGAAAUUUUAUGCUCAGGAACAUUUUUCUGAGAUUGUUGCAGUCGCUCACGGACAUUUCCCAUCUUUGCUCCUCAGAUUUAGCCUUUCUGGUAUGUCUUUUUAAAAUUUGAGUCGCAGGACAUGUUGUGCUGAAUCCUGACAAAUUUAAUGCUCAGUAACAUUAUUCUGAGAUUGUUGCAGGACUUUGCUCACAGACAUUUCCCAUCUUUGCUCCUAAGAUCCAGCCUUUCUGGAGUGUCUUUUAAAAUUUGAGUUGUAGUACAUGUUGUGCUGAAUCCUGACAGGAAAUUUGAAAUGUUAGAAACGCGUGUGUUUAAAAUACCUUAUGCUUAGUUUGCUGCAAAUACAGAACAUCUUCCUGUAAACGUGUAUCCAUGUGAUCCUCCAGCUGAAAAGUCUAGAUACUCAACACAAGCAUCUAUGCGAAGUGUCACAACACUACUCCCUCUGCUUUCAGGACUGUCAGUUUUAAUUACUGUUUACCAUCAGAGUGAAUUAAAUUACUGUUCCAGUUCAGCUGUCAACAAACAUGUCCAUCAUUCGGGGUGCUUUUAAAUCCCCACUGCAGCAUAAAGCAGCUAAAAAUGUCCUCUGUUUUCUUGAAGCUGCCUCUGGUGCAGCCCUCUUCCCGUUUCCUACCCUCAGACAGAAAAAAAGGCGUUUGAAAAGAUGAAGUUUUAGUAUUUCAUCAGUUUCCAACUGGUGCUGUAAAGUUGAAGCUGUAGACUCGACUGCGUGCCUCACCACAGAUCUGGCUCCCCCUGCUGCGCCGGGAAACUCAACCAUUUUCAGCCCAGUCUCACUUAAACAUGCCGUGAAGCGCAGAGUCAUACUGCCUCUGUGUUUUUCCCUACAUGUCUGCAUCCACGUCUUUUUAUGUCAUAAAGCCGCUGAGCGUGAUUCUGUGUGAAACUUUUUCACGCUAAUGUAAAUCGCCUGUUGGAGAAUUUCAGAUCAGGGAAGAAAGAUCAGCCUUUUGAUCGGUUCUUGCUUUAAAUGUUCCUGUUGGGAGAUAUAAAUCCAUGUAGAGGAUCAUUCAAAGGGGUUUUGGUGAAUUUGACUCCCCUGGAUUCGUCUGAAGUGAUGAAUUAUAUGUUGCCAGUUGUGAUCACAAAUUUACAGAAAGAUAGUCUGAUCACAGGCGCGAUUGAAGUCCGCUCUGAAGACCUAGUCACACUGAGAAGAGAGGACAAACUCUGGCUUUGACUUGUCUGAUGCAAAAAUCUUACAGACCUCUGGGAACCGGAGUCCAAAUCUGACUUCACAAUCUCAUCUGGGCUGUGUUUGUGCAUGCCACGCUCAGUGGGCAUUCUCCCACCCACUGCAGGCAGCUGUAGCAUUAGCCUAGCCCACAUCAGUGCCUGCACCCCCACACACUGUGCAUGUUUCGUAUUAGCUGGCCUCCCACCAACCCAGACCCUGGGAUCCACCGCCCCGGCCAGCCUCAGCAGACCAGAGCUCAGGACAGCGAUUGGAUGACAGAGAAAGAGACGAUGAGCUGAAAAAGAGCCAAGUCAGAGCCUGCUAGGUCCGGCUCUGUGGGUAUCUGAUGUGAGGUCGCCUCCUUGGAUCUGCUCAGCAAGUUUCCAGCAUCAGUUCACCUCCCACACCGGAGCCUGGGCAGGACUUCAGAGGCUUAAAGUGUCUUUAUGGGUGACUUUGGUUCAUUGGAGGUUAGCUCAGAUCCGAACUGGGUGUCAUGAAGAAUCAUGUGAGAAUCAAUCACUGUGAUUUGGUGCAUUUCCUUCCCCUUCUCUCCUCAUAUUUUCAGCCUCUCCCAAAGCUGUCCUAUCUUUAAAACAAACAAUCUUUGUCAUAUUUUGGCAUAAAUGAGAUUUUUUCUGGCGUUGUGUCCCUUGGAAUAAAAAGUCGGGUUAUGUUCUGUGUGAAAAAGUGCUUCUGGGUUAAUCAAAGUUAUAAAUACUAAACUUGGUGCGACCUUCAUGAAUCCUGAAACAAGGUAGAUAUCAGACCUCCUCCGAUCUAACUCCCCUUUGUUAUGAGAUUGUCAAUCAAAAUAAUUAUCCUUCCGCGCUAAAACUGGCAAUUAUCUUUGUUUUCUGUCCCUUGGCUGAUUAUCAGUCAGCAUGUUAAAGAAAAUAGAAGCAGGUUUGUUUCUCCUGUUUGACCUUUAGAAAAAGAAAAAAAAACAGGUAAUGUUUAAAGGAGGAGCGGUUCCAGAUGGCAAAAGGUGAACUCCAAACUCAUCAGCUCACAUCUACUGGGGUUUGUUUCAUAUUAAUCCAACCAAAAGUAAAACCAAGGUUGAGAGUUAUUAUCCUUGAUAUUAUAAGCUGAGUUUUUGCUUAUCCCAGACUGUGAGUGAAGACCAAGGUCAGAAACAUGUCUGGCACGCACGUCCUUCCCAGGCUCCCCCUGCUAACCUACACUCUAAAUCAUUUACUGGAGCUUCUACAUAUAGGCUAGUAUGUGAAUGUACAUUUUGGUAUUUCCCACAGAAUGAUGCUCUACCUGUGGAUGUGGAGUUGGUAAAGGGGAGAAGGGGAAGCUUGUUAGAGAUGUAGUGCAACGAACUGACACACAGUGUAAAAUACAAGAGAUAACGAGGGUGAUGGGAAACAGGUGAGGAGACACAAUCAGGCGGCAGGUGUGACAAGACGGGGACAGGGCAGACCAGACAGGAACAAAUGUACAAGACAAAAACAAGGGUAAUGGGGCGCUCACACCAAGAGUGAGUAAAAUCAUCUACUCGGCGGGAUCAAGUGACAGACAAAGGUUUUUUAGUUUUUUUUUUUCUACUGUCAGAUAUUGUAGCUCGCUAACUUUGCUUGGGCUCGUGAAUGUUAUUCAAGGAUGGGGACCGUGCCUCACAAUCAAUCAGCACUAAGGAGCAGGGUCCGCCUUAGAACCAAUCAGGUUGGGGGAGGCGGAGAACGGCUUUGUUUAUAGUCAGAUACAGCAGGCUGAUCAAAAAUGUUAAAAUGUUGACUAACAAAACACAGCGAUAUCGUUAAAUUACCAAAUGUCAUCAAUAACUAAUAACUAUUGACUGAUAUUAAAAGCUUUUUAAACAGAAUCCUGCGUACAUCACCUUUAAGACAGCUCCUUUAUUUCCUGUCUUACAAUAUUGGACAAACUGAUUUAACCAGGUGUGACUAAUCACUGUGAUUACUCAGACACACCUGGAUUAAUUAGCUUGUCCAAUAAUGUAAGACAGGAAAUAAAGGAGCUGUAUUAAGUUCAAGAAGUAGUGGAUCGGUGUCAUCAUGAUCAAACUCCAAAGUUUUAAAACAGUCAAAUAUUGAAUACGGUUUCCAGAUCUAAAACCUCGACCUUCUCUGUGUGGCUGCGCCGUACCUCCUCUCUUUUGCUCGUUGUGUCUUUUCUGGAAGCCUCCUCUCCUUAAAAGGUUUGGAGCUUAAUCACUUCCAGAUGUUUGCUCUAGAUGAAAGACAGGUUCUCCAGUUUCAGCUGAAACUCUGCUGAAGUUAAAAAAAAGAAAAAAACAGGCCACCUAACUUUCAACAGUGGAGUUUGUCACAACUCUUUCAGUGCAAACUACAAAGGGCGCCUGUCUGUAUAUAGUAUGCAUGUGUUGUUAGACUUAAAAUAUGUUUUUUAUUAUUAUUAUUCCGACAGUUCAGAAGCACCUGAAGGCGAGUCUGAACUUAACUCACUAACAAAGAUGUUUUUUUAAUAUCAGGACACAAGUUGUUAGAGCCUUUCACACGCUGACAUGAUGCUUAUUUACCAAAGGUUCAUCAGGGUGAAUAUUUGAUAAUAAAAACAAGACUUGGACCUGAUUAGUGUUUUAGUUUGGAAACGCUUCUCAGCCUUUUAUUGUUUUUUUUUUUAACAUGAUGCCAAUUAAUGAGUUGAAAUUCUUGACAUCAUUAGCCACCAGAAAUGGAACUACUUAUUAAAAGCAGAAGAAGUCAAGAAAAAGUAUUUUUCAGGCUCGUGUCUUUGAGUUAUUUUCAUGGGUAAUAACAAAAAUGGAGCUAAAGAAGGUACUGUUCUCCAAAACAGAGUCUUAUUCUUAUCUACAGGAUGAGGUGGUACAGCGUUUCUGAGUAGAAGAUAAGUGGAAAAAUUGAUCAAAUUCAUCUCUAAGAAGAGAAUGAUAUCUACCUGAUGGUUUUUUAAUUUCAUGUUAUAUCAGGUUAUAUCAGCAGACUGACUCUUUACAUGCUCCGCCACACUCAGAGACUGUCACGCUCACAUUUUCCAACACUAUAGUUGUUCUGGUGAGCGAUGUGUGAGAGGAAAGGAGCGAGACAGAAACCUUAUCCUGUCCUGUGUCUGCACUCGAGCCGCGAGUGGAAUCAUACCCCUGUCUGCUUUAUGACCUCCCCUCUGUUCCUCUGCCAGGCAUGUGGACCGUACAACAUACUAACCUGCUGCCCUCAGCCUCGAACCUCCACGUCUUUCUCAGAGACAGAUGAAAAGCUGCAGCUCACGGGGCCAACGCUGAUUAAGAAAUCGAUACUUCUUUGUCUCCUUGAGACAGAAAAUAGUUCCCAUUGCACCCCUGAAAGAGCCGAGACAAUCCCAUCCUGAGAAACUAGGACAGGAGGAACUGCCGGGGCCAGAAUUUGAAGUUCCUGCUACAAACAAGUCAGAAAAGUUGCUCUUUUUUUCCCAAAGGCAGCUAAAAGUUACUCAGACUGGGAAAUUUAAUCCUGUCAGACCAUAUAAUUCAGGAAAGUGUAUUAUAAAGCUUUAUCUGUUAUCAUGUUUAUCCUUCAGACUUUACUCGUGUUCAUCCACAGCUCUGCUCUGGUUAGAUCAUUAGCCCCGGCUUGGACAGUUGGAAGUCAUUUCCACCCUGAAUGGACAGCUCUGGAUGAUAUGAUUUGGCAACUGGCGCAUGCGUGUAUAUUUUUGGAGAAAUCAGCGUGAUUAAGACGGUUACUGACCCUGACAGUUAUACUAUGUUUUACCGGGAUACCCCGAUACAACAGCUGUAUUUUAAUGGACAUCUGGACGGACAGAGUCUGACAGGUCUGGAGGAGAUUAUUCAUGUGGAGUCACGCAGGGAUAGAGAUGGAGGUUUUUGCCAAUUUGAAUACACUUCGACAUGAGUCCACAUCACCUUUCUCUGUUAGAAACGCUGCUCUGCUGAUGCCGCUGUGAUGUUACGGUUAAUCAAGAAAUUUUAGCAUUGAAACUAUGUAUUUGUGCAUUUACAGAGUGAAAUUUUCCACAGAUAUAUGACAAGAGGCAGCUUUCAAAGGUUUCUGUCAUUAUCAGAAGCAUCUCGUCCUUCCUAUCAGCGAGGCAAAGUAUAUGCAUGAUUAAAAAAGCAGAAUCAGGAGCUUUUAAAAGUUGACCUCACAGUUCGUGAUGUUCCUCUGAAUGUAUAAAACACCAUAGAUGAGCCUGUCAGAAAAGUAAUUGCGCCUAAGGGAAAAUCUUCUAUCUGCUCUGGCUGUUUCAUAUGACGUCGACCUGCUCUGUAUACAUAAGUAGACAAGCUGAAGAACACAAACAGGCAGCUGGGAUGAUUCUUCAACAUCGUUCAUUCUGUUUCAUCUGGGAGGCCCUUUUGAAAUUUCAUCGCUUUUAUCGCACUUUUAAAAAGCAGCCAGACAUCACAGGCCACAGUUUGGCACAAUGUAAUGUCACUCUUUUGCAGACCUUACACAUCUCUUAAACUAUGCAGUGAAGAUUUCUGCUUUUUUGUCUCCUGAGUAACCACAAUCUUUCACAUAUGGUUGGUGGGGAUCCAGACGAUAGUGUCUGCGCGGCGACUGUUUGUUGAGAUAUGAUAUAUUGGUCAACAGUGUGUGGGCCCUCUUCCUUCCUUCCUUCCAACGGUCCGGUGUGGUCUCUGUCUGCCUCUUUACUGUGGUGGUGGACAAGUCACACAGUCUCUGACCUGCCUUUCUGCUACUUAAGUGCAAAGUGAAAGAGGCCUUGAGGAGGUCUCCGCCUCUCUCUCUCUCUCUCUCUGUCUCUCUGCUCUCCUCUGAAGUGAUGCCAGGACAAUAGAGGGAGAGGAGUGUGCACGGCCUCGCACCAGCUGUGAAAGCUCAAAGCAACUCUCAGUCCAGAUUUCUGCAACUCGCCUGCUUGUUUGAUUUCUUUGAGCCUACGCUUUCCUCCUUCGCUUUAUUGUCUUUUAAUGAUCUCCAUGUCACUCCAUCAAUCUAUGACAUGCUACAUCCUAUCGCUCUUGUGAAGCUAUCGCAGGCCUGAUUGGUCAUGUGUGUGAAACUGUUGUUAUAUGGGUUAUUUGCACUGGGACAUAAACAUACACUGGGGUAAAAGGCGUUUGGUCAAGCUCUGUAUCUUUGUGUUAUUUUUGUACCUCUCUCCGGGUGACUUUGUGUUAUUACUCGGCUUUAAUCCACCUGUGAGUCAAAUAGCAGCUCAAUCAUCUUUGGUCCAAAUUGUGCUAUUACACGGACACUUUCCUCCUGGUGUAUUUUAAGUGUCUCAUCAUCAUGAUUACCUGUGCCAUCGAACAAAAGCAAGCGUGCUAGUAACUUAGAGCAGCAGCUCAGCUUGCAGUCUCCAAAUGUCUGACGAAGAACUGCUCCACUAAGUGUUUUAACGGUUUCUGUAACUGAGCUGCUCGGCUAUAAAGAGGACAGGGAUGUUUUUGUGGGUGUUUUGGUUCUGGGUGAAGGUAUCAUGACCUCAAAAUAAAGUGAGAAGCCACAAAAGAAGCUAAACUUUCAGUCCUACAGACAGGUUUAGUUUUACCUGUGGACCUCUGGUAAUCUGUGGUUUAACCCCUGAGGUCAGUGUUUGGUGUGGCUCAUUCACACAGGAUUAAGUGCUGUAUAUAAUAAUACACAUAAACUCACUGGCAUCUCUGAUGUAAAAUGAUGACAUCCACCUUGUCUAUUCAGCACACAGCCUGCUGUAGAUUCAUAACAAGUCGAAGACAUCCUCUAAGAAAGUGUAUUAAAAACUUGAGGAGAUAUUGAUCAUGUCUGUGUGGGUGAUUUAGUCGCUGCCAAACCAAGCCACAAUAAAUUAAGUGCUGUGCUCUUUAAUUAUAAAACAGCAAAAAACCUUUAACCCAUUUGAAAGACAGGAAAUGACAACGGGGUCUUUGGAAGGGAUUCAAUUUGCAAACCGGUCUCUAUAAUAUUUGGUGAAACGAUUGAUCUGAAUUAGCAAUCAAAAUGCUGUAUAAAUAGUCUCAGACGACCCCUGUGUGUGCCAGAAAAUAUAGUUUCUUACUUUUCAGGUUACAGACAUAGUCAGUUCCAAUGAGAAGAAAAAAAAAAACAGUUAUCUGCCACACUUAUUAAAAAACUUCAAAGAGGAUUAGGGCCACAAGAAGAGACAAAAAUAAUUUCAAUGGGGAGAUAAUUUUAAUUUCCAUUUCAAGGUUAACGUCCAAAUUUCGAGAUUAAAGUUGAUGUUUAAAAACAUCAAAAUUUCAACUUUAUUCAUGUUAACAUAAAUCUAGAAAUUUGAACAUUAAUCUUGAAAUUUCAAUUUUUUUUAAUCUCAAAAUUUUGACUCAUUAAUGACAUUUUGUGAUUGCGAAAUUUCGAUUUAAGUCUCGAAAUUUCAAUUUUUAAUCUCGAAUUUCGACUUUAAUCUCAAAAUUUGAAAUUAAUAUCAACAUUUUGACAUUUUGACAUUUUGUAAUCUCGAAAUUUCAAUUUUAGUAUUGAAAUUUUAAAUUUUAAUCUCAAAUUUCGACUUUAAUGUUAAAAUUUAAAAUUUUAAUCUGGAAAUUUCGACUUUGUUGACAUAAUUUUGACUUUAAUCUCUAAAUUUCAAUUCUUUAUCUUGAAAUGUCGACUUAAUUGACAUAAUUUAGAUUUUUUUAAUCUCAAAAUUUCAACUAUAUUGACAUAAUUUCAAUUUUUUUAAUCUAGGAAUUUCAUCUCUUCUCUCCAUCCUGUAAUAAUUUGUUCUCUUCAUGUGGUCCUAAACCUCUUUUGUACAAAUCUGAGGUGUUUAGGUAAUCCAAUCCUGUACAAAUAGAGUUAAAUGUUCUGUCACUGGUCAAAAGUGUCAGGAAAACACCGAUUCUAACUGCGGCUUGACAUUUUCAAUCGUCGGCACUUCUUAAAAUACAUUUGGUAUACUCAGUCAAAGCUCUCUUCCAGUAAGAUAACACAGGGCUCAGACAUAAACUUGUUCUUCGGAGUCUCAGAGAUGUCAUCGAGUAUUGUCUGAACAUUCUUGUGUGCCAGAGUUUAAUCUGGCCCAGAGUCACAGGAGCCACUGCUGGCUACUGACUGGCUGGCUCCUCCUGGUGAAUACAAAGAAGAGUUUGAUAUAAUCAGGGUGCAGAAAGAACUCGGUCUGACUGUUUAGCUCCGCAGGCAUCUGAAGGCUGUGAUGAGCAAUGGCUUUCCCCUGAGUGUUUGUACAUUUGUGUCUCUGCUUACGUAUCGAAGGUACACUGAACGGAUGAUUGCAUGCGGAGUUUGAUUGAUGUGUGUGAUAAUUUCCCAGUUGGCAAACAUUUCCACGCACACUCCGUCAUUUGUGGCCUAUUUGGAUUGGCAGAGGCGCGGCCCUGAUUGGCUGGUUUCACUGAUGACUACGUGAGACAGAUUUGUUUGACUGGGCACUCUGAAAUACGGGGAGCGUGAUUAAAAACUACAUGGCCUUCAUUUCACCCUUUGUUGGCCUCAAUGGUUUCAGCUCGACAUCAUUCAUUUACUCGCAGGUUUUUUACUCCACUUCUUUUUAACCCAGAGCUUUUUUUCACAUGACUGCACACUGAUAAGGGAUAGAGGAGGAGCCGCUUGGGCAAAUAAGGACACACUGACAUAUAUUUGCACGUAUUAUCUACAAAAAUGCAAGAGCAAAAGCUACAAAGCCACAGGGACGAACACUUACUUUAUGAGAAUUUUAACUCGGGCUCUAAAAAUAGACAGCAAUGAAAUCCUGGGCUUGUUCUUUUCCAGACCUGGCUCUUCCUCAGACCACAAAGUGAGGACAUUAGAUGGGCCAGAACAUUCUGGAGCAUCCAAAACCUCAGGAUCAUUAUUCUAUUUGAAUGUAAUAUACAUAAAUACACAAAGGCAUGCUCUCCCCUGUGAAUCCCGCCCGCCCUCCUGAUUGGACUCUCAGAAAGUCUCCUUUAAAAGACUCCAUGAAUCUGAUGGGUGCCAGAGUUGUCUUUGGAUUGCCCCGGCUUGUUUUACUAAGAAGACGGCCAAGCGUUGCCUUUCCCCCGCUGAUAAGACAGCUCCCAUCAUGCCUCACUCACAUAUUCAGAGUGUAAGGAGAAUACUGCUGGCUGCUGCUGCUGAUGAUCUAAGAUUACUCCUGCUUUUGAACUUUUAAUCCGAUAGAGGUGGAGAGUUUGCAUAAUACCUGUACGCUGAAGUGGAAGGAGGGAAAGUUGGUGGGAAAGGCAGCGAGAGGCCCUUAUAUCCUUGUCAAGAAGGAGUACUACAAAGUGUUUGGAGGUAUUUUCUCCUCCCCUGCAGAGUUGGAGAGUUUCGACUGACUGGAAAACAUUAAAUGACUUUUUUUAGUUAUGAAAUGUUUCCAUCCUCCCAUGAGUGACUCUGCUAAUAAAAGGCUCAGGAUUUGAACAAGAACAUAUAAGAAAAAGGAAAUAUUUUGAGAAAGAUGGAUGUCUGUGACAUUGUUGCUGAACUGCAGCAUUAAACUUCAGUCUUAAUCCAAGAUUUAGCGGGAAUCUUGUUACAUCUGUUCAGAUUUACACUCACUGUUUAAUGGAUUUAUCCCAAUCUUUGAUGCCAGAGGCCACAUUAUGUAAGUUUAUCCUCUCUCAGGGUCUACGGUUUGGAGUUUGACUAAUUGUGCGGCUCAUUUUUCAUUUGCAUACGGCCUCAUUUGUCAUUUUUUUAUGGGUGGGCAGCGAGUAAUAAUCUCCUGGACAGACGAGCCUCCGUGUUCCAGUAAGAUGACACUGAUAUGCUGCUAUUAACUCUGAAAUGAGAGUGGAAUUGAAAUCUCAGUCUCUCCGGUUUCCAAAACAGACUGAUUGCUGCAGGCAUUAUUCUUACAGUGGUUAGGAUUUAUGCAAAUGUGAUUGUGCGGUUUAUAAGCUUACGGUAUAUUCUUCCACAAUGUCGUACAAUUAACUCAUGGAACAUAUUGUUCUUGACAAAACACGGCUCCAGAUAUCUUCACCACUGGAAUAAGUGCAGUUAUUAAAGCACUGGAUCCCCCUCAUGUAUAUUUAUUUAUCUGUAUUUGCAUCAAAUCGUCAGCCUCUCUUUAAAAUCUGCUCUUCACCACCCACUGCUCAAGACAGACUUCAAGAAAACCUUUAUUUCAGUAGAAACAGAGAAUUUAAAUGCAGGAAUCAUCAUAGAUUCAUUUGAUAAAGAGCUCCCACUUCACCCAAAGAGGCUUUCAGAUGCCUUUUUUCUCUCUCCUUACAUCUUUUUCUUCUUUUUCCUCUUAAGCUUUACCAUUUUGUCUCUUUCUGAACUGUAUGUGAGCCCGCUUUGUUCAGAAGACUAUGGCUGCUUGUAACUCAAAUGGAAAAACAAGAACAAGCCUCUCGAAAUUGCUGCUACAUCCACUUGCUGUCAUGAGUUGGUCAGAAACAAGAGGGGAAAUGUUUUUCUUUUUGGAAACAUUGCAAAGGUGUUUUUUUUUUCUGAGGUAUCACUAAAACUCCCCUUCAACUCUCCCUCCAGCUGAUAUUCAUCACACAACUGAAAAUAAAACAACCUGUAAAGCUGCCUGGUUGUUAUGAAUAACUUGUCCCCCUGAAAAAUGAUAAAACUCCGCAGCUAGCUGCAGCCUCCGCGCGUUAAAAGAUGGAGUAGCUUUCUUGCGUUGCUCUUGGUUUCCUCUUUCUUCGUGUGGUUUAUUAUUCUUCUCUUUGGCCGGUGGCCCUGCGAGCUCUACAACUCCCGUACUCCUCCACGGCGCUCCCCCUCUGUCAGGACUUACAGUCAAUAGUUUGGGCCGUGCUCUCUGCUGAGUCCCCCGUCUACCAUCUGCUCAGGAAAGACACGGAGCCUGAAUUACUGCAGCCAAACUUUCAUCACCUCCAAUGAAUGAUUUCCAUCUACUCACACUUCCACCAAUGCCAUCUUUUAUAAAGUCGGCUUUUGAUGAUAAGCAUGGCUCGCCGUAUUUUUCUUGGCAAAGUUCCUGAUGACUGCUCGCUCUCACACAGAAGAAGAGGCUCCCUGCUGCUGAGUGGAAGAGCACCAGAGCAUGAAUCCAGCCUCCAAUUAGUGUUUCCCUUAAAAGAUCCAUUUAUAAAAGAUGGAAGGAGAAUUCUAAUCAACUUGUGAGGUUUAACCCGACCGUAGUCCCUCGCAAACUGCGAUCCACGGCCAACACUUGCAAACAAUUACACUUCUGGUACCAAGGGGCCCAUUCUGAUUGGUGUAUUUGCCUUUCGCUGUCUCGGGAGAUGGUGUAGUAAUUGAGUCGGCUCCCUGGCUGAUGUCUUGUGUGCCGGUUUUAUAGCUUCAGCAGUUCCAGCCCUCUGUAGAUGUGCGGCGUUAUUAAAACCAGACCGCGAACGGGACAUUACAUUAGAGUAUAAUGCGCUGCACUGAGGCGUACUGUGUGGUAUCCCACUGCUCCCCAGCCGUCCCCGUCACUGUCCUCUGCAGACAGACGCCGCUCCUGUAGCAGUGCAGUUUCUCCCUGCUGGCAGCUCCCCAAAAGUCUGCUGAAGUCAUUCUCCUUCCUGCCACCCUCUCUUUCAUUCCCUCAGAGCCUCUCUCUGCCAAAGGGCCUGUUUGGCUUCAGUUCUGGCUCAGAUAAACAAGAAAGAGCGGGUCCAAAAAUGUUUUCCAAAGCCACCUGGUAUGGCGUUUGGAUGUGUGGAUUGCCAUCUUUUACUUUCUUCUAAUAGAUUUAAGAGAUGAACCUGAGUGACUUUGGUCUAAUGUAUGGAAAUGCUUCAAUUAUACACUGGAAUAUCUCCCGUUUAUCUGUAUAAAUCUUAUUUUUUUGUGUCUUUUAUGUCUCUGUAGGUGACUGCGACUGAUUCAGACGGAGGUUCCUUUGGCUCCGUCAGCUACUCCCUCGGUUCUGGCAUCAACAGCGCCGUUCCCUCUCAGUUCACCAUCAGCAAAGAGACGGGGCAGAUCUGCACCAGCGCUGACCUAGACCGAGACGAAGGACCGGCCAGCUUUGAUUUCACUGUAACUGCAGUGGAUGGGGUGAGCCACCGAGUUUUGAAAUCAUGCUUAAUAUGAAUCCAUUGAGCCAGAGAGUAAUCCAAUAAACAGCAGCCGUACUUUUCGUAGAGGCAGGAGAGUAAAGACACGGCCAACUGUGCAGAAAAACUCUUGAUUGGAGCAGCCAAGAAAAAAAAAGUUAAAGCUUGAAUGGUUCUCCAUAACAGGCUUACUCAAAAGUUAGUAUAUCCUGUUCCCUUCUCUGCCAAAUCAUACGUGAAAAAACGAGAGGUUUAAAAUGAAAGUAAAUUACUGCGGCCAUGUUAAAGCAAUCAGAUGGAGAAAUGCCUUAACUGUCAGGCUGUAAUAUUUUAACAAGUUGGACUGCAGCCUCCCUCGUUUUUGCCACCUGGUCCAAAUGAAAAGCCUACACUGUGUUUUCUGCAAAUGAAUAGCCUAUGAAACAGAUUGUUUGGUUGCGGCGAGCACUCUCACCUUCUACGGGUCAUGACAUAUUACUCUUCCCGAGGGAAACUAUCAAUCUGUAGUCCUGCGAGAACCUGCUGGGACUAUAUUUUAAAGGCCGCGCUACACAUUCACAUUUUAAAAGGCUUUUCUGCUGCUUUUUCCUCUCGCCAUGAAUGUGGCCUUAAUCCCGCUCUCAGGUGUGUGCUUUUUACAGUUCGUGAUUUAUUGUCUGUGAGGGUAUAACAAAAGAGCUUUUUGUUUCCUCUGCAGGGCGGACUCAGCUCUGUAGCCUACGUGAGGGUAGAUCUGGUGGACAUAAAUGAUAACAGACCCGCCUUCUACCCUGUCAGCUACGCCGUCAGUUUGAGCACGCAGAGCGCUCCCGGGACCUCUGUUGUCAGGGUGACGGCCUAUGACCCCGAUUCAGGCGAGAAUGGCAAAGUUACGUACAAAACAGUACCCGGAGGAGCUUCGCCGUACUUCACUCUCAACAAAGACACAGGUUGGCAGGAGAGCUUUUCUACGAUCUUCAUAUACACCCAACUAUACUUUAUGUGAUGGACUGUUAGUAGGAUGAGGUAGAUGGCUGGAUCAGGAUUUUUUUUACUACUUAGAGUGUUCUCAGCAGUCUCUAAGUUGUGAUUAUGAAGUUUUUUAUCCAAAAUCACAUUACUUGUGUAAUUUUCAAGGGCUUUUCUUCUGCAGAGCUCCAGUAACUCAUUAGCCUCUGAGUCGUGGGCAGAGAGAGCGCUUAACUUUCUUAUGAGCAUCGCAACCCACUAACGCAAAGGCUUGUUCUACAAUUGUCCUCUCCAUUUUUACAAGUUUGGCCUGAAUAGUGGGGCUCUGGGGGCGGGGCUUGGAUUUGUGAUGUAGGAAAUCUCACUGUGUCUGAACCUGCCAUUUGAGUCUGCCACUUAUUUUUCUCAUGAUAUGCCCUGUAGCAUCAGAAAAAUGCCGUAUGAACAUGUAAAAAACAUGAUUUUCAUCAGAGUGGGUCUUUAAAGAAAAAGAAUACAAGAAAAAAAUAUCUCCUGAGUGAUUGGGUUAAUUUGCAACAGAUUAGUGAGAUGAAAGUGAAUCAAAAGCAUUUUCAAAGAGGCUGAAGGUUUUGAGGGUAAAUAAUGAAGAGGAUUACUAGUCAGUGAGAGGCUGUGAGAGAAAAUAAUUUAACAACCCACUGAGUAUUUUUUGGUCUAAAAAAGGUCUAAUAGAAGUCUAAAUGUAGCCUAGAAGACUGGUCUAAAAUCAGGCUACCACAGGUCUAAAAACAAAAGUUUUUUAGAUGUCUAAAUUUAGAUGAAGAUCAGACCAAGUCUAAAUCUGGGCUAUAUCUAUACUACAUUGUAUAUUGCUAUAACGGCUAUCAUAAUUAUUUUGGUUAAGUACUUGGAGAUCAGUUAUGCAACUCACAGUUGCUUUUUGAAAUAAAUAGUUAUCAAGAUAUGGGUUAAAGUGCAACAUCUAAAUUCUGUCUAAAAAUAUACAGAAUCUAGACGGUUGAAAUUAGGUCUUAAAAAAACUAGAUGUCUAAUAUCUGUCUAUUGCUCAGUGGGAUUUACAGACUCAUAUUCAUCUGCACUCAUUUGAAAGGAAUAACUAGAAAAUAAUUUAUUUUAUUCAUUUCAUUUCAAUUCAAAGAAUCUGGAGAAACCUCUGUAUAAAAGGGGCAGAGCUAAAAAAUCAACACUAGCAGACUGAUUUUUGAGCCCUCAAGCCUCGCUGCUUUAAAAUCAGACCUGGCUUUGUAGUGGUAAUCGCUACAGGGACUCAGAAUAACAUUCAAAACCCUUUGCCCGUGAACAGUUUGCUAAUGCAUCUACAGAAGCAGGUAAAAACUGUACUGUGCAAAGAGGUAAUCAUUUGUACAGAAAUGCCAGUGACUCCUCUGGGCCAAAACCUGGUGGAGAUGGACUGAGUGGAAAACUUUUCGGUGAUCUGACAUUUUAUUUUUGGAAAUCAUGGACGCCACACCCUCAGCUCCUAAGUGCCCACGGUGGGUAACCGACACAAACAUGAAGGCACCAUGAAUGCUGAACAGAAUAUAAAGGUUUCUUCUCAUAAACUACAUAAACACAAACAGUUUCCAGUGUUUUGUUAUUGUUUUAUAGUAAAAGGGAUUGUACUUCCUGUUUAAAGCUCCUCUUCGGUGUCCUCUCUGCAGGUGUGAUCUCCCUGUCUCGCUCUGUCUACGGGAAGGCGAACUCUAUCAUUCCCAUGAUCAUCUCCGCUCAGGAUGGAGGGGGUCUGACCGCCCUCGUCAACGCCAGAGUCAACAUUAGCGUGGUGGCUGGACUCGUGGCGCCGCCUGUGUUUGAACAGACUCAGUACCACUUCACUGUAUCGGAGGACGCCAUGCGGGGAACAACCGUAGGCACCGUCCAGGCCAGCAGUAAGACAGGUGGGGUCGACAAAACACACCCUCUCUGUUCUUCUCUCUCACUCAGUCAUUCACUCACUCACUCUUUCAUACUGCGACCUCACAGCCCAUAUUAAAAAGUGUAAUGUACAUUUAUCAGUCACACUGGAUUAUACUGGAGAGAGUUUCUUCACUGCUCCCUGCACCACUUGUACAAACAGGCGUUGGACUACCGUACACACCUAGCUUUGAAAUACCAUCAAUCAAAAAUUCCACCUCACAACUUUGUUUAUACAUCCAUUUUCCACAUUUUUGGAGCUCGAUUACAGUCUCAAAAAUUGAAAAAUGACAUCUUAAGAGUAUACUGUUACUUGAGGGCUUUUAGUGCGGCCUCCUCGGUUGUUCUGACGUCUCUGGUUUUUGUCUCCUGUCUCCCCUGUGCAGGAACCUCCAGAGAUAUAUCUUACACAAUCAGCUCUGGGGACCCUGCAGGUUACUUUACAGUGGAUCCUGACUCUGGAGCCCUCAGGACCAGUCUGCCCCUGGAUCAUGAAGCCCAGUCAGUUUUUGAUUUGGAGGUGCAGGCCCGCAGUGGAAACCCCCCAGCCUUUGGCCAGACUCGUGUCCACAUAACCAUCACAGACAUCAACGAUAACUCGCCUGUUUUUUUCCCCUUGUCCUCGGAGUCCUUGCUGCUGCCAGAGUACACAGAAAUGGGAUCAGUGGUGUAUCGGGUCCAAGCUGAGGACAGAGACUCUGGAGUCAACGGGCAGCUCACUUUUGAUCUGUCUUCUACAAGCGGAGUCCAGAGGACCUUCAGCAUAGAGCGCAACAGUGGGGAGGUCCGACUGGUGGGGAACCUGAACUAUGAGAGUAACCCCCGUUAUGACCUGCAGGUGACUGCAAAAGACGGUGGAGUGCCCCAGCUUAGUGCGACCUUCAUGCUUGUGGUUCACGUCCAGGCGGAGAAUGACCAGGGACCCGUGUUCGAUACUCUCACGUACCGUGUGGAGCUGAAAGAAGGGACGCCGAUAAACACUCGCUUCCUGCAGGUCAGAGCUCUGAACAGAGAGACGCCUGGCUCAGGCUCCUUAAGCCCCCUGGCGUAUCACCUGCGUCCAGACGGAGACGCAGCGGGGUUUGGCAUCGCCGCAGAUAGUGGCUGGCUGUUUGUGAAGAGCGCCCUGGACAGAGAAGUCAAAGACAUGUACCUGCUGACAGUGAUGGCCAGCCAGGGUCACGGACAGUUGAAGAAGACGGGCAGCGCCACAGUGCGGAUCUCAGUGACCGAUGAGAAUGACAACUCUCCCCGGCUCACACAGGAGAGGGUCUUCAUGGCUGUGAGAGAAAACCUGCCAGCGGGGACAGGCUUUGGUCACGUGUCGGCCACGGACAGAGACAGCGGCUCCAACGGACGCCUCGGUUACCGCCUGCUGCACCCGGACCGCCACUUCCAGAUAAACUCCCACACAGGUUAAUAUUCAAAAACGUGAUGUACAGAAAUGUAUGCUGGAUUAACUUAUACUGCAGAAGAAAAUCAACAUAUUAGUGAAAAAAAAAUGCAAAUCAUAAAGAUGUCUUAGGGGAAAUUGAAAAAGAGAGCACAGCAGAGCAGGCAUGAAUAAGAGAAGCAGCUAUCUGGCUGUAACAUCACAUUUUAAUAAUGCAGCUGUUGACACAGGAGCUGAAAAAAAGAAGACUGCACUGCUGAAACUGUUUGUUAAAUUUUUGAUACCUUCUAGAUUUACUUCAUCUUCACUUUACUGGUUACAGCUGCUGUAUUUGUCUGAGCUAAAAUGUUAGCCGAACUUAACUUUGUCAGUGUUUCAUUCAAACAAGCUUUCGUCACAUAAUCUAUGAGGGAAUCAAAUUGAAAUUCUUUGUGUUUAAACUCAAUCCGUUCUGAGUAAACUCGUGAUGCCCUCUCUUCAGCUUGUGCAGAUGCCUCUCCUCCACAGCCAUGAAUUAGUCAGAUGAUAGUGACAGCAGCACUAAGAGUCUCGCAGCGCUCUAAUUGGCCUGCUGUGCCUGUUAGUCUGUGGGUGGAGACACACUUUCUGAUUUGUGAUCAGUUUCUGGCUGAGUUAUGAGCCUACAGCAUCUGCCAACCUUUCAGAAAUCCUCGUUUUCUGUGUGUGUGUGAGUGUGUGUUUGUGAGUGCAUGUACAUGAACAUCUGAACACUGUGCAUGUCCAUUACUGGUGUGUCAUUGAUCAAAGCCUGCUGGCCUCCAUGUCUCUCAUCAUUAUUCCACUCGUCUGGUCCGGUGCUUUGGCAUAAAAUCCCUCUCAUCCACCCCCUCCUCUUCCCAGGUGAGAUCAGCACACGGACUACUUUGGACCGGGAACAGCAGUCAAGUUACCAGCUGGUGGUGGUGGUUCAAGACGGAGGUUCGCCCCCUCGUAGCGCCACAGGCACAGCCUUCAUCACCGUGCUGGAUGACAACGAUAACGAUCCCACUUUCACCCACAGCCAGUCGGGCAAAAACCUCAUCAUACAGGUGAUGCCACCAGAUGAAAAGCUCUCAGAGACAGAAAAUGAAAUGUCUUUCAUGUCUUUUUUUGACAUCUGUUUGCAUUUUAAAUCUACAGGUGACAGAGGGUCAGUCCUCCGGGGUUUUACUGGGCAGCCUGCAGGCCAAAGACCCCGAUGAAGGAGAGAACGGCACUGUUUUCUACUCUCUAUCAGGUAAACAAGAGAUGAUCAUUCAUGGUUAUUGUCUCUAUUGUGUCUUAUGAUGACCUAAGAUGUAUUUAAUAUACACUCAACAAAAUAUAAACGCAACACUUUUGUUUGUGCUCCCAUUUUUCAUGAACUCAAAGAUCGAAGACUUUUUUAUCUACACUGAAGACCUAUUUCCCUCCAAUAUUGUUGACAAAUUUGUCUAAAUCUGUGUUGGUGAACACUUCUCCUUCGCUGAGAGAAUCCUUCCACCUCACAGGUGUUGCAUAUCAAGAUGCUGAUUAGACAGCAUGAUUAUUGCACAGGUGUGCCUUAGACUGGCCACAAUAAAAGGACACUCUAGGGUUAGGGUUAAGGUGCAGUUUUAUCACACAGCACGAUGCCACAGAUGUCACAGGUUUUGAGGGAGCGUGUGAUUGGCACGCUGACUGCAGGAAUGUCCACCAUGAAUUGAAUGCUCAGAUAUUUGAGAGAAGUAGAAAAAGUCUUUGAGUUCAGCUCAUGAAAAAUGGGAACAAAAACAAAAGUGUUGUGUAGGAUGAUGUGUAGUUAGUAGUUGUGCCAAAUAGACUCCUGUCAGAGUGGAUUAGACCCCUGUGCUUUGCAUUUGAGUUCGUCUGUUGGGCUUAAACUUGGCAUAAUCACUGGUUAUACUGCCAGUUACCCAGCUACAAACCCAGCUACCAACAAAACAUACAAAUGAUUUUCUUUAAAGCUAAAAUGCAUGUUCAUGACGAUGGUAUUCUUACCAACAAACUUCUUGAUUGAUUUGAGAUGUCUAACACCUGAUCAGGUUGACCCUAGUGUCCUCUAAUAAGUGGUUUCGAGGUUUCAGAUCAAGUAUUUAAGACGGUCGUGGAUUGGUGAGAAAGCUGGGUGAUAAAUCCAUUCAAAUGUACUUUGAGUGGUCGUUAAAGAAAAGUAUUUGCACCCUGUUAAGUGUUUUGACUAUAGAUGACACUCUCAAAGUUCCCUAGAGCCUUUCGGAAAUUAACUGGUGUGAAUAAUUUUGAGGUUUUUGUGCUUGUUUUAGUUCCUUAUUCGCUCUUUUUUUGUGUGUUGUUUUAAGAUCACCGUUGACUCAGUGGGUUUGCCCAUUUUUACUCCAUCAUACAUCAUUCUUACCUAAAGUUUGGACUCUGUCUCUGUCAGGUCCCCGGGCGGAGCGAUUCUCUUUGAACCCGAACACUGGGGAGCUGCGUUCAUCGUCUCCUCUCAUCCACUCGGAGCGGGCCGACUACACCCUGACAGUGACGGCCACUGACAGAGGCCUGCCUCCUCGCAGCACCUCCUGCUCUCUCACCAUUCAGGUCAGCCUCCCCCUGGAGCUCAGCCAGCACAAACACCCUCAACAAGAAUCUACUUAAUAUCAAAGAAUGGACCCGAGGCUGUGAGGAUCCACGUCUCCGGGCCUCUCAGACCCGCUGUAGACAUAUCAGCCCUCACUUUUGACAAGCUCCCCUCCCAUCUCCUCCUUUUUUCUUCCCCUGUGACUUUUCAAAAGGGAAAUUUCUAUCUGAAAUGGAAAAGUGGGUUUGAAUGAAAUACUCCCAGCUGGCUGGUGAUGAGGGCCAGCUGCAGAGCGCUCUGAUCAAGGUCAUACACAAUGACUUCAACACUUUUUUAAUACAGUAGCCCUUUGGAGAGAGAGGUAGGGCUUUACACUCACAUAAAACACUGCAUUGAAAGUAACUCAGUUAAUAUUUAAUAAAGAACAGAAAAGGACACAAUGGAAGAGCGCUGGAAGGAACUCCGUUUUUUUACUGAACGUUCCAGGAAAAUAGAGUUGCCAUAUAAACAGCUGCAGUAAGUGCCCGUCCACCUUCCCCUUUUUUCCACAAACAAAAAAUUAAAAUCAUAAUUAUUAGCUGAUUGGAUUCAAUAGUACAGUGUUGUUCUUGCCCGCUGACGCAUUUCUGUAAUUUUCUUUAAUUAUCUUCUCAGGCUAAUUUUCUAAAUCCAUCUAUGAUAGAAUUGGACUAUACCAAUUUAUUUAUGGCACAAUCCUUUUCCAUCUAAUGUGGAACCAAUUUACAGCUUGUCAAGUGAGAUUUCAAAACAAAAAAACAUAUUUUCAUGCCUACUUACUCGGAGAAUGGUGGACUGCAAUGCCAAGUACUGAUAUGACCCAUGAAGCUUAUGAAUCACUAUCUCUAAAGCCACUGAAAAUGUCACCAACAUAUGUCAUCUCUCUAUCCCUCCACCUUUUACUACUUUUCAUUAUUAAAGAAAGUAUUGAAGACGCCAGUCCUCUCUCAGUUCUCUCCUCUGAUCGUGUGACUUCUAUCAUGAAUUAUUUUAUUAUUUUCCUGGCAGCAACUUGACGACCACAUUAUGUGUGAUUAGGGUUAGCAGGCAUGCUAUUCAAGUCUAUGAAAACUUCCUGUAACUGGUUUCGUUUAUUCCCCGAGAAUACAUGCAGUACAAGUGCGUGAAGUGGAUAAAAUCUGUUUUCUCUUUGCUCUGAAUCCAUGAAAUAUUUUCAUUCUUUCUAUCAAGACUUGUGAACUUGAGUCGCUGUUUUAAAGAGGUGUCAGACUCGCCGACAAGUUGCUAUUUCCUCAAAUAUUCACGCAGUUUUUCUCCUCAUUACAGGUUCUCAGCACCAACAAGCCUUCCUCGAAGAGCAACUCCCUCUCAAUAACCUUUAACUCCGUGGAGGAGGCCAAGCCCGGUUCUGUCAUCGGUUCGGUCCGCCUUCGUGACAGAGACAGCUCAGAGGAAGGGGAGGUGACCUACAUGGUGGUGGGAGGCACGGACAGAGACGGAACCUUUGUCGUGGACCGUCAGACCGGGGAUGUGUAUCUGGCUCGUCCUCUUGACUACGAACGAGACGAGCGGUACACCCUGCAGAUCGAGGUGGAUGACUUCUCCCAGGCUCCUCCCAGUAGCACCCUGGUCCACUUGGACAUUGAUGUGGAGGACAGCAAUGACCACUCCCCUCAGUUCCCAGAAGACCCCAUCACCAUCGUGGUCUCUGAGAGCAUGGCGUCGGGUUCGUCUGUUUAUACUUUCCAGGCCACCGAUAAAGACGGCAGCGGACCCAACAGCGAGCUGAGAUACUCCAUCCUCCACCAAUGGCCGGACACUCCCGGCCUUCUAACCCUUGACCCUGCGACUGGGGUUCUAUCACUGGGCCAAGAGCUGGACCACGAGCUCACCUCCAACCUGAUACUGGUUGUCAAGGCAACAGACUCGGCUCUAGACGUCAGCCAGAGGCGCUGGGGUUCCGUCACUGCGAGGGUGUAUGUAACUGAUGAGAAUGACAACCCACCAGUGUUCAGCUCGCCCACGGCCGUCAGUGUGAUGGAGGACCAGCCGGUGGGCUUUGUGGCGCUGUAUGUUAUGGCCCGAGACGUGGAUGAAGGGGAAAACGGCAGAGUGACCUACAGCAUCCAGUCGGGGAACACUGAAGGAACUUUUAACCUCAACCCCAACACGGGUAAGUCGAUGAGUUCAGUCCAAAGAGAACUUUCAUUGAUGGGGGACAGUUUGCAUCUCAUCAUGGACAGCUGUAACCCCCAAUUUUCAUCGCAACCGGAACGGUUACGAAAACGCCAUUUCUGCCGAUCGUAGCUGAUUGUAACCAUUCAAGUUAAUGUGUCAAUUUCCAUCGGCUUCUUUCUGUUCUGCUACGGAUCACUGAACUCAGAUUAACCCGUGCUGGAAAGGAAGUCGGGCACAGACACAAAUAAAACAUCCGGCUUCUUUUCAAAAUAAAACACUAUGUGUUUCAGGCAGAUCGUAUUUCACACCAUGCAAACGGGCGGGGACGAACAAGUGAAAAGUUUUUAGACAGUAUUUCUUCCCGAUGACGCCAUUGAUGAGGGGAUGCUGAUUUUAGAUGUCUAAAAGUAGAUUUCCUCCUCUUGAAGGACGCAAUCUACUGCUCAUAUGGUUAUGUGGCUGUCUUGAUAGAGACGACUCGUUAUUGCAUGAUUGCAUGUGAAUCCACAGGUUCUUGUAAAUUCUCGCAAUUACCGCUGCCCGUAAUCUGCCACGAAAUUCACCUCAUAAACAGAUCCAGUAGUUAUUGGCAAACGGUGAAAAUCGCUGCUGUUCUGGAUCUGAGCCAUUCUGGAUAGGGUAAAAAUUCGGGGUCAGUUUUUUUUAAACAAACAUUUCCUCCCUUUUUGUGAUAUUUUAUAAGAGAGCUCUUUGAAAGAAAGUAUCUUCUGCAUUUUAGCUUCAGGAUUGUCCUCAGUUGCUCGCCAUGACUCGCCUUUGAGUGUGUGGCAUGGUGAAAUAAGGAGGUUUACACAUGCAAUGCAAUGAAAACACAUAUUUACAUCAGAUAUCAGUGAUUUCAUCAAAGCAAACAGCAGAUGGCUGCACUCUCUUUUUUUCUCCCAUUAGAAAAGGUUUUUGAAUCUCAGACUGUCAGCUGUUUGUUUACGUUCCACCAGGUCCUCUUCCUUUUGCACCACCUGUUUCUGCAUAUUGAUAAUACUUUAACCAACACCUGUUUUUAUUCCCAACACUUUAGUUUUAAUGAGUCUUGAAAAUCCCACGCUCAAGCUGAAAUAUUCUCAUUCUUAGGGAAAAAGCCAAUCGGCAUCUGUGCACCUCUGUUUGAGGCUUUCAUGGGCGUCUGAGGCGGUGAUGCCACCUCUUUAUCUUGAAUUGUACAGCAUGUUUGCUCCUCUUUCUUUGUUCUUCUUCUUCUCCUACAAUCAUCAAACAUCCUCCUCCAUAAACACACAAACUCAUGUAAUACGUCUGCUAACAUCUGACUACGGCACAACUCUUGCUUCACCUUUCAAGACUUAUUCUUCCUAGUUGGAGGCCAGACAGACGGAGCUGCCUGCCAAAUACAUAUACGACACACACACACACACACACACACACACUCACGUAAACACUUACGCAAGCAUACACAAGCACAUACACGCACACAACCCAUCAUCUGUUAUUGUGGAUCUAUUCCCAAGAAAGACCAAAGAACCUCCUGCUUGGGCUUCUGGGAACCAUUAGAGAAAGGAUCAGUUACGCCUGUUUAUGUGUGCACACGUGUGUGUGUGUGUGUGUAUGUGUGUGUAGGCAUGCACAUAUGUGUCUGUGUGCUUGCAUGAGACUCUGUCACUUAGUCAACGCUGACCUUGGGCUAUUUGGUCCUCUGGGCUUUGUUGUGGUUUUUGAGACACGUGUCCACAUCAGCUCCGCCCCCUCCUUUUGAGUCGCCGACCGGUUCGCUCCCUGGAGCAGCUGGAGGAUGGAAACAGUCAGGAGCUGUCAUGCACGCUGCUUCUCCUUUAGCCGCCUAGUGUGUGUGUGUGGACCUUGAAGUGUUCGUGCACACAGUAUAUGACAGGGUUAGCACUCCAGCACCUGGUUUGCUCCUGUUUCGGGGUCAGUGCCCAGAGACCUUGGACCAUCUCUGCACACUCUGUUUUCAUUACUUUGGCAUCACGGCUAACCACAGCAGAGGGAACUGUGAAGUUAUUAUUAGAAAUAUAAAAAGCCUCAGAGUGAGAGACACGGUCUCAUCAGUCAUUGUCAGCGGGGAGGUCAUUAAUUUCACUUUUGGAGCAAAGGGAGAGUACGCUGGUGAUAAGGUAAAUUACUUCUUCACAAAAGACAACACAUUCAGGGAUUUACACAUCAAAUGGUGAUAAAUGACUUCAGCAUAUGAGAAAAGAAAGACGUGUUUGUGGUGUGAGCAACCUCGGCUAACCCUCACGCUGCAGUCCGAAGUGUUGGCGCCACAGGCCUAACGCCGGCUUAAGAUGUUGGAAUUGGAAGCAUCCAAAAUAAAAACUUUUUCCUCUUUCUUUCCCCUCCUCUCUCUCUCCCUCUUUUUCUCUUUAUUCUCUGCCCAUGUGUUAUCUGUGACUACAAAUUCUGCAAGAUCACAGAGGAGUCAAAUUUGGUGCAAAUAUUCUUGCCCGUAAUUCCUACCAGAUUAAAGUCUUUGGGGCAAGUUAUCUCAGUCCUCGCAAGAUUCAAAGUAAAAGCACGCACAAAAAAAAAGUUAAAACCAAAACAGCGCUGGGGCCUCUUUCUUUAACAGUUGUAGCUCAUUUUAAAGCAUGAAAUUGAAAUUGAAUCAAUGCUAGCUCGAGCCUCAUAGGGCAGGAUAAUGAAAAAGCAAAAGAGUGCCCCUAAUUUCUGUGCAGCACGGCAGGCCUGGUUGUUGCGUGUCUAGGGUGUGUGUUUACUGCUUCUUUCUCGAUGGCUGCGGCACUCUCCGAUGGAAAGUCUCGUAAACUGUGGCCAGACUGUGGGGCCGUUAGAGCUGUGGUGGUGGUGGUAGCACUCAGGUAGGCAGAGCCGUGUGGGUGUGAGUGUGUGUGUGUAGGAGAUUAGCUCUGAUUUGGCCCUCACACGGCAACUUUUCACACUUGCUUUGGAAAUCACAUGACUCCACAGAACAGGGGAAAGUUGCAUGUUUUAUUGCCUUUGAUAACAUGCUUUCAAUCCUGUGUUUUUGAGUCUAAGUGCCUCUGUGGGGCUGUCGUAAAACACACGCUUACACACCCACACAGACUCACGCACACAGGAAAUCUCUUCUCACGUUUCACCCUGAUUCAUCUUCCUACAGGCUCCCUGUCUAUUUUCAAACCACUGGAUCGCGAGAUUCAGGACGUCUUUAACCUCACCAUAGUCGCCGAGGAUCACGGGAUCCCCUCCCACUCCACCAGCCAGCUGCUGUGUGUUCAUGUGAUCGACGUUAACGACGAGGUGCCCUGGUUUGAGGAGAGCCAGUAUGAGGCUCAGAUUUUAGAGAACCAGCCUCCAGGGACGAGUGUGCUGACUGUGUUUGCUUCUGAUCUGGACCAAGGUGAGAAAAAAACAGGAACACUGACUUAUUUCCUGGAGCAAACAAACAUUUAAUCCUCAGCAGAGCUCUCCCAGUCAGCACUGAGUUGGUCAUUUGUGUGUGACAUAGUUUUGGAUUCAGUCAUCAAAGUGAAGCAGCGGCUGUUUUUAACAUGAUUUGAAUGACACUGGAUACAAAAAAGUGCGUAAGUACAGUAAAUUUAAUCACAGCUGUGUUGUUUGUUCACCCAAACAUCCUCAAAACCGAUCCAGCCAAAUGUAACCUGGUUUUAACCAACACAUGCUUUUGUUAAUGGGUUUCAAAUGGUGCUGCCUCAGCAAUUAAGACAAACAAAAAUGCCUGUAUUUCUUCCCGGACGUCACGGGCUGCGUACGUGUUUAGAAAUUAACAACAUUAACAGUUGUUUUUAAUUGAAAACCACUCAGUAGGGUGGGGGUGGGGUAAAAGAAACAGCACAUUCUCCUGGACUUAGUCAGAAUCACAUAAAACAGAGGGAUUAUAAACGUUCUCUCCAAAAGCAAUCAGCGAAGUAAACAGGUGAGGUUGCCAGACUGCUUUGUUUUAGCACGCAAUCUGGCAUCCAGACUUUAAAGAGGGGGGGGUUACUGCUAAACGCUUAGACAGCAAAGCUCUCAACAAACUAGCAUACAUGUUUUUUUACAAGUCUUAACCAUCUUUAUUCUCUCAUUCAUUGUCAGUUGAUUAUUAGGAACAGAUCCUUCCCUUUAGGGCUUCAGUAACAGUCAGUUGUCAGGUUUUCUGUUUUUAUUUUUACAGCCUGUUUAUUUGAAUAACUGUGUAAUGACAAUAUGUCUUUUUAGGAACCAAUGGGCAGGUGACUUAUGGUGGUAUCUCACAGGAGGGAUUCACAGUCGAACCCGUUACAGGUGUGAUAACAACCACCAAGUCGCUGGACAGGGAGCUGCAGGAGUAUUACUCUGUGACAGGUACGUACAUUAUCUCAAACUUUCGAUCUCAGACGUAUCCUCUUAAAGAUGACUGUUAAUGUAGAUAGAUAGAUAGAUAUUUCGCCAUCUCUUAAAGAUCACUAUUAAUGUGUGUUUUUAUUUAUUCUCAGUUUAUGCAAAAGAUGGAGGCCUUCCCCCGAAUUAUGCCAAAACCACGGUGAGGAUCAGGGUGCUGGAUGAGAACGAUAACGCUCCUUACUUUGGACGCCUUUACUACAGCAUAGAGGUGCCUGAAAACCUGGAGGCUUUGCCUUUGUUCACCCUGAGGGCCACUGAUAAAGAUGCAGGUGAUAGUGGGGAGAUUAGCUACAAAAUUACAGGUGAGAUUGAAUUUAUUCGACCACUUUGUUUCAACUGGUCCUGUUGAUUUGCAGCUGUUUAACUUUUUAUUUCCUUGCAGCUGGGGAUCCAUCCAGAGACUUCAGCUUGGACCGACAGUCAGGAGUACUGUCCACCUCCAGGCCUUUAGACCGAGAGAAAAAGGCGAGCUACAGGCUGACAGUCACAGCUCAGGACCAGGGUCAGCCCCCCCUCAGCAGCACAACGACGGUGGAGGUGACUGUUAUGGACAUGAACGAUAACAGCCCUAAGUUUCAGAGCAGCAGCUACACCGCAGACAUUUCAGAGGAUGUUCCUAUCGGCUCGCUAGUUCUAGAGGUGAAAGCUGUCGAUCUGGAUCAGGGCCCCAACGGCCAGGUGAUGUACUAUCUGAGUAGUGGCUCCAAGAGUAUGUUCAUUAUAGAGCAGAACACAGGCCGCAUUAUCACCGCUGCACCCUUAGACAGAGAAAGAACCGCCUCUUACACCUUCGAGGUGUACGCCACCGACUCCUCCCCCGUGAACCCACUGAACUCCACUGCUCAGGUGACCGUCUACAUUCAGGAUGUGAACGACAACGCCCCCUUCUUCAUUCAGGACCCCCUCAUCGUGAACAUCUCUGCCGGCAGCGUGUCCAGCCGCAGAGUUCUGGCCACCAUGAGGGCAGAGGAUAAGGAUUUCGGCGCCAACGGUUCUGUGUUUUACCGUUUCGCCAACCCUGUGAGGGGCUUCACCAUCAACUCGCUGACAGGAGACAUCCAGGCCACAGAGAAGCUUCAAACUCUGACCCAAAGCCAGAGGACUUUGAUAGUUCAGGCCAUGGAUCAGGGCAACCCGGCUCAGUCCUCUCUGGGGGUGGUUAUCGUCUACAUCAGGGAGCAGACCUACAGCGGGAUUCGUUUCGCUCGGAUCGCCCGGGAUGUCAGUCUGCAGGAAAACGCAGCCAAAGGUUUGGAUCUAAUAAACUCUGACCGCUUUCCCUGGAAAUCCAAGAAUCUUUCAUCAAAAUAAUAAUCAGCAUUGUUUGUUUUUCCUCUGAUAGGAACAGUCGUAACGCAGACUCAGGCCCAGUACCCUGAUGGCUCCCAAACUGGUAUCAGCUACAGUAUUUUCAGUGGAAACAGACUCCAGUCUUUUGGUAUAAACUCCAUUACCGGUAAGUGCAAAGAUGGCAGCGUACGCUAUAAUGAGACGUUUUCCAAAUCCACAAAGUGACUCAUGGUUAUUUUUGUCAAUUAGGUGAAAUUUGGGUCCAGAACUCUGAAGGACUAGACUACGAGGAGACCCCAAAACUCCGACUUGUGGUGAAAGCCGAGACGGCAUCCUCUAGCUCCUACAUGGCUGUCAACCUAAUCCUGCAAGACGUCAAUGACAACCUACCUCGCUUCCAGCUGCAGAACUAUGUGGCCUACAUCAGAGAGGCACAGGGCUACGAUUUCCCCAUCAUCCAGGUGCAGUAGCCAGUCUCACACACGUUUAUUAUCCUUGGCUGAUGUUUAUGUGUGGAGCUGUGGAGUAAAACGAAGUGAAGGACAAGAAAUCUGGAUAUUUUCAGGACUGCUAUAGAAUGUCUUAUCUCAACAAAACACUCCACUCGGACCGUUUGUGCCGUAAAAGCCGGUCCUUUUUUACUUUUGAUGACAAGCCCGAUAUUUCUGAUGAGUUCAUGGUCCUCUGAAGCAGCUGGUGCAAAUAUUUCAGUGUUUUUCAUUUCUACAUUGUGGUGGCGAUUCCCCUCAGGUUGCUGCAGAUGACUUGGACCAGGGUCAAAAUGGUCAGGUGACCUACUCCAUUAGGUCGUCAUCCAUGAGUGGCUUGUUUAAGAUCGACCCGCUGACGGGCAGCAUCACCACUGCGGCCAUCAUGGACAGAGAGAUCUGGACACAAACCAAGUACGUCAUCUCUUUUUCACACUUUUCAAAUCUUUAUCUGUCAUCACUAGGGCUGUAAUCAACCAAAGAAACUCUUAAUCGAUUACAAUUCUGAAAUUUUUGACCAAAGAUCGAACCCAAAACCCUUCUGCGAUGGGGGACGACACGGCCCAAGAAGGCAAUUAAACAUCUAUUUCCCGCCAUCUAUUUUGAUGAAAUUCUGCCACACGGCCGAUGUCUUUGACAGGGAUGGUAGAGGAUGACUCACAUAAAAGCUGAAAUGCUCAAAAUAAAAAUAAAUAUACAGAAAACCAUCAGACAUUGAUUAAUGUGGACGCUCUUCAAUCUCCCUGUCUGCAGCCAGUCUCCAGUGGGUUGGGGGAAUCCAAAAUGGUGAAACUGAGACAGGCUGUUCCCUUGGAAACAGGGGUGCUCUGAAAAUACCCCCAUAAGCACUUGGUACAUUCCUCCUGAUGAAAUUAACCAUAGACUGUAAAUUGACAUGGAAAAAAAUCAAGAAUUUUGGUUGACGCAGCACGAAUCGACCAAUAAGUAGGCCAGUCAACUAGGACUUUACAGCCAUAGUUGUCAGAUCCUGCCUAGUGUUUAAAUUCUUAAUACAAGACAAACUUAAUAACUUUUUUUCACUGUAUCCUGAAGGGCUUUUGCGGUUGGAAAUGUUAUGCAACUAAGUUCAUUAAAGCUCAAAGUUAAGUGUCUGUCAUUUAUUUUGUGGCUUUAGGCUUGUUGUUACAGCGACAGACCGGGGAACUCCACGGCUUGCCGGCUCCGCGACCCUGACUGUCAUCAUCAUCGACCUCAACGACAACAGUCCUAUGAUUCCUCUGCCUCGAGAGAUCCGAGUGCCCGAGGGUAAGUCAGCCUCACAGCGAAAGUUGGUCCAGUGAUCUUAUCUGAAAGCCUCAUCUCACUCUGCCCAGCAGCUCGCUCAGCGAGGCUUACUGAGAAAUUCUGACCUUGUUAUAUUUGUAAAAAAAACAUCACUGAGUUUCUGUGUUCAUUUCCCGUCUAUUGGAUCAAGGUUUCCCACAACAGGAAUAUUUCUUUGCAAGGACACAAAGAGUUUUUCCGUAACUCUCUCCACAACCUCCGCUCGUGUUUAAUGUUUGCUCUUUUCUAUCUCCCAUUGUAUCCAUACAGAUACUCUGGUUGGCACGGUGAUCACUCAGGUGACAGGAAAUGACGUGGACUCGGGUCCAGCCCUCUCUUAUACCCUACACCUGGAGGCAAACAGCCACGGGAUGUUCGGGAUUCAUCGUUUUGGAGGAGGGGUGUCUCUGACCGGCCCUCUGGACUAUGAAGAGAGAACGUGGUACACUCUGACCAUCCGAUCAUCGGACUCCAAACAUCAAAGCGAGGCCAACCUCACCAUCUUGGUGGACGACGUCAACGAUAACGCACCUGUCUUUACACAAGACUUGUAUCAGGUACAGCUCAGAUCACUCCUGCAUAUCCUCCAUCAUUAAGAGUGUUUGUACUGAACUCUUGUUUGUUUAUCGUCAGGUGACUGUAUCAGAGCACCUCCCAGCAGGCAGUGCCGUCGUCACGGUAACAGCCACAGACUCUGACUUCGGGGAGAACGGGAGGAUUACUUACAGAGUAAUGUCAUCAACUAAGGGAGUCUUCCGAAUUGACCCGAGCAACGGUAGGUUUCUGAUUAAUGUAUGUCUUUGUGAAGCCUGUUCUCGAACCAGAGCUCUCGUAAUUACCCUUCAUGAAAAAGUGAUCCCCGAGGCUCUACUCGGACAGACUUAAGAGGUUUAGACAUAUUUGCAACAGGCAUUGCGAAAUAUUUAAUCAUUUUGUUCAUUAAAGUCAUUGAAAAGCCAGAGUCAGUGUUAUUUGGCUCAGAUGUUGUGGUGAGAUAGCAUCUCUAUAAAAGCAUGUUAUAAAAGAGGAGUCUUCAGGCCUCAAGGUAUUCGUCUUCAACUAUUGUUCAACUUCAUGUUUUCUCUUUGGUGGCAAACCAAAGUAUGCAGCUAAUGGCUUUAAUAAAUAAUAUGAUUAUUUCUAUGCAGGAGAUAAAAAGCCGAUUUUAACAACAUUGUUUUUUCGUAUCUUCACAGGCACUCUGUUCAUCAACCAAAAAACAGAGUUUGAUUUCGAGAAUCCCUCCAUCCUGGUGGUCAUUGAGGCUCGGGACCACGGCACGCCACCGCUUUCAUCUGUAGCCACCGUCCAGGUACAAGUGUCCGAUGUCAACGACAACGCCCCCAUCUUCCACCAAUCAGAAUACAGAGCCACAGUAUCUGAAGAUGGGCUUCCUGGAUCAACUGUUCUGACUUUGGAGGCCGUGGAUGGAGACUUAUCCCGGGACAACUGCGGCUUUGAUUUCGCCAUCGCCAGUGGCAACUCUGGUAAUGCCUUCCAGAUUGAGAGCAGCGUGCGUUUCUUGGAGGGGCAGGGCUUCCAGACAGUCGGCAGCCUGAUCCUGGUGGAACAUCUGGACUUUGAAGCGGUGCCAAGUUAUAACCUGACUGUUGUGGUAUCAGAUCGCGGGAUCCCUCAGCGAAGCUCCAGCGUGCCUAUCCUAAUCAGCGUUACAGAUGCCAACGACAACCCUCCAGCUUUCAGCCGAGCAGAGUACAGUGUGGUCCUGAGCGAGGGUGCGGCAGCUGGGACAGAGAUCCUGCAUCUGUCUGCCACUGAUCCUGACUCGGCUCCUAAUGGAGAAGUGCAGUAUUACAUCAGCUCAGGGGACGAGACGGACCUUUUCCAAGUGGAUCAAUGGACGGGAGCAUUACGGCUGCAGAGACCUCUGAACAGUGAGAAACAGUCAUCCCAUAUGAUUGUCGUCCAGGCUACUGAUGGUCAAGGACACUUCGCUUUGGCCCCGGUCAGUAUUGAAGUGAAGGACAUCAACGAUAACCGGCCCUUCUUUCCUCUCAAACUUUUAACUGCGAGCAUCAGGGAAAACCAACCCAAGAAUGCCUUAGUCACCAUGCUGCACGCAAUCGACCACGACAGAGGUGUUUACGGACAGUUAAAGUAUUACAUGAUAGGCAACUCUAUAGAAGGAAGCGAGGCCUUCAUCAUCAACCAAACAUCAGGAGAAGUACGGACUCGCUCAACUUUUGACUUUGAGAAAGUGAACUCCUUCAGUUUUACGGCGGUUGCCAUGGAUGCUGGAAACUAUUCUGCAUCAGUAACAGUACAGAUUUAUGUUACAGGGGAGGAUGAGUAUGAUCCGGUUUUCACCUCCUCAGAGUUCUCAUUUGAAGUGCCUGAGGGAGCAAAGAAAGGUCAGGUCAUUGGCAGGGUACAAGCCAAAGACGAAGAUGGAGGUGUGGACGGAAUUGUCCUCUAUUCUCUGACUGACACUUCGCCUUAUUUUGAAGUCAAUAAAUCAACGGGAGUGAUUUCCCUAAAGGUGGACAGCUACAGUACACAUGCGAGUCGCUCGAAAAGAGAGCUUCGUCUAAUGACCCUGGAAGUGACCGCCCAGAGUCCUUUAGAGACGUCCCGCUCAGCUGUCGCCAAAGUUAUGGUUGAUGUGACCCAUACGUCUUUUGGUCUCUCCUCAGACAUGAAUAUGCUGCUUAUCAGUGUUAUCGCAGUUUCUCUCGGGACCAUAAUCAUUCUUAUCAUAGUUGCUAUAAUUCUAUUUUUCGUUAAAAUAAAACGUCGUAGAAAAGAUCAUAAAGCUUGUGGACGGGCACCGACAUCGGGCACCAUGCUGCACAAGUUUGAGGAAACAAAAAUAGCAGCGAAUGAAAUGAUCUACCACCAGGCCCUCCCUGGAUAUGUGGCCGAUCAAGGCGGCAGCAGCGGGGGUCAAUACACUCGUGGCGGGUCUCUGGAUCCCUCCCACUCCAGUGGGCGUGGCUCUGCAGAGGCAGAGGCAGCAGAGGAUGAUGAGAUCAGAAUGAUUAACGAAUACCCUCGAGUGUCAAGUAUCUCCUCGUCCAUGCAGGAGCGCAUCUCUGCCAGAGGCCCGGACUCUGGAAUCCAGCAGGACGCAGAUCAGCUGUCGGAUGUGUCCUGUGAGCCGUCCAUAGACUGGUUCAGAGGGAAAAAGGUGGGCAGUUUGAACAGUUCUUUAUUGGCUGGCCAGGUGCCGGUCUACAGGGAUGAGGGGGGCGGGUAUGUGGGUGUGGGGCGGGGACUCAGCAUCUCCCACCCUAAAGAUUAUACUUUCCCAGAAGAUGGGAAGCCUGCUGUGGACGGCUCCCUGACAGCCAUCGUGGCCAGUGACGAGGAGCUGAGAGGCAGCUAUAACUGGGACUACCUGCUGAACUGGUGUCCACAGUUCCAACCCUUGGCUAACGUCUUCACUGAAAUAGCUCGUUUAAAAGAUGAAACAGCUCCUCCUAAUCCUCGACGAUCAUUUCAUCACAAAGCAAAGGCAGAGUCAAGAAUCGACCCUCCGCCUCUUAUAACCUCUGUUGCCCACCCAGGGGCUAAGACUGUACCCCCUAAGCCUGCUGUGGGGAGGACUUACCCUAGCUUGGCUUCUUUUCGAAGAUCUCCCCUUAGCGCUGAGGGAUCCAUCUCCUCGGUCGCCAUGUCUCCAAGUUUCUCCCCCUCACUCUCCCCCCUGGCGGCGCGCUCUCCUGCUAUCACGCCCUUCAACGUCUCGCAGGGUCCCUCAGCAUCCAUGAUCAGCACAACCGAACACCAUUUAGAGCACAGCGAGGAGGCCGAGCUGAGGAUAUAA